This is a messenger RNA of Xyrichtys novacula (pearly razorfish), 92897 nucleotides long. NCBI's taxonomy places the organism in Eukaryota, Metazoa, Chordata, Actinopteri, Labriformes, Labridae. The record is from the annotation of a GenBank genome assembly.
GCAGAUGACCCGGCGCAGCGGCCAGGAGCACACCAGUCCUCCACCAGUCCUCUGACUAAAGAAAGGAUGGGGGGCAACAACAGCAGCUAAACCCACCACAACCGGAUCAGGGUCCCGAGGGGGGAGAAGAACCUCUGUCCACAUACUUUGGCUCACUUUUCUUGGAUUUAUCCCGGCUUUACUCCAACAUGCCUUUCGCCAAACGGGUCGUGGAACCUCACUUGCUGUGCAGGUAUCAGAUCCCGAACGAGGAGGGUCUGGUUUACGAGGAUUUGGUCACCAUCAGUAAUGUGGCUCUAUCCCGGACCCUGCGCCAGCUGUCGGACCUGGCCCGGCACGCCUGCUCCAUUUUCCAGGAGCUGGAGCUCGAGCUCACGACCACCAACCAGCGGGUCCGGGGGCUGCAGGGCAAAAUCAGCGGGCUGCAGCAGACCUGCACCGAGCUGGACCCCAAACAGGAGGCAGUGCGUGAGUACCCCACUCUUUGAUCAUUAUUGUUAUCACUGUGGGAGUCACUAUGAAGAGCAUGUGUGCGUCCCGCGCGUGGCUCUGAGGGAAAACUGCACAAGGAAAACACACGAGGAGGAGGAGGAACCAUCCUUUUCCUCAACUUUUAACCUUUAAAUGCUGCCAGGUUUCAUCUCAACACUGUGAAAGGGAGUGAAAAUAAAGUCAGUGAAGUUUGCCAUAACUUUUUACAGCCGGGUUAUGGCAGAGAGUAGGAGAAAGUUUUGGAGAGAGAAAAGAAAAAUGUUAGACUGACGCAGAAGCCACUUUAUUGGAGCAGAAAAUGUCAAAUUGUCAUAAAUAAGCGUGUUGUUUUCAGUUACUUUACUUAUUUUAAUGACUAAGUUACGUUUCUUUGAAUAAGAUAAAAUCACAGUGAAGUGAAGUGCUGCUUUGUGGGCUUUUUUUGCUGUUGCACGCUGCUGUGGUCAUGUGUGUUCCCACGCUGAGGGGUGUGUGACAGCCUGGCCGUCCCGAGCUGCCUCCUCCUCCUCACUCUGUUAUUACUCUCUUAUGUUGAGUUAAUGCCAAGUAGGUUUCCAUUUACAAGAGAGCCGUAGUAUGAUGCUGCAAAACAAAACACGGAGCAGGUAAAAUCAGAGCUGCAAGACAAUGAAAAUAGACAUUAAAGUACAGGACAGUAGAACUUUGUGCCCAAUGUAAGUGAUAUUCUUUUUAAAAGAAAAAGUGACUAGGUUUUUUAGGAGUGUGCAAUAUUACAGUAACUGUAAGAUAUGUUUGCAUUAUGUAACUUGUGGCUGCAGCAAUAGUUCAGUUCAUGCUGUUGAAUGUUAUGUCUGCAGAACUAACUUUUUGGAAACUUGACUUAUUUAGUUAAACUUUGUGUGUUAUCAAGACAUAACCAAACAUGCAGAACAUAUUUUAAGGGUAUUUUAGCUUAAGAAUAAUGCACUUACAUCAUAUUAAAGUUCACUUAUGUGUGGAGAAAGUCACUUGGGUAUUGUUGAUCCAUUUCUUUUCACAAAGAUUGCUCCUUUAAAGCUCCAGACAGGACUUUUAAUCUGGUUGUGAAAUAGACUAAAUCUCUAUAUCUCUAUAUGGACUACAAAAGCAAACCACAUCAUCCACAUAAAGACUUUAUUCCCGGGGGGCGCUAGGAUCAGAAGUGCUUAAAAGAGCUUUGAAACCUCAGAGGACAGGGUAUCUUUAGCACUGCGAAGACUUCUUGAACUGUUUGGCUCUAUUCCCUGAGAUUUGGAGGCUCAAGUUUACACCUUUUACCUUCAAAGUUGAGUUACUCUGUGUGUGUGUGUGUCCCUCUUGGUUGAUUGAGUUACUUAAUACAUGCAAAUUUCCAACACAGCGGUUCGUCAUAGACCUGUACAUUGUUGUAAAGGAGAAUGUAGCAGAGUCAUUUGGAGCAGCAUUGUGUGUGUGGUUCUUGUUGAGAGGAAAAAGUCAGAUGUUUUGAAUACUUGUGUCUUUAAUGUAAGAAUUGGCUGUUUUUAUUUUACCUCUCUGUAAUCCAGAUUUCCAUACGAGCAUGACUGAAGAUGUUGGCAUGAACUUGUGCGAACAUUUUUAGACCAUACAGCUCAUUUAAUUGGAUAUAUCAAGCUUACUGAUCUACCAACAUAGGGUUUGGCUUUCUUCAUCUGUUGAACUUUACCUGACCACCAUUAAGAAUUCAUGACCCUGAUAACAAAGCAGGAGGCCAUUGCCUGGCCUUUUUACUCCCUGUGCCCCACCUCCCCCUGGCUGUCUUUAGGGGAGGGGGGGUUGUGAUAUUGGUGUGUGUUUAUGUAUAAACCAACUCUCCAGGAAGCAAUUUAAGGGACCCUGCUCACUCCUUUCUGCAGCUCGGACAUACUCCACUGGAUUUACCCCACUUUGGUUGAGGUUCAGCAGGUCUGUGCAUGCCCCUCAGUACCUGCUUCCUGUGGGCUCUGAGUGGGUUCGCCUGCCUGAGGAUUUUUAUCUGGAGGAAAACACAGACCCUGACUCACCUGAUUUAAAACUUUAAGACUUCUGCAGAGACUUUUGCGACUCUUGUUUUCUUGCUGACUGGUUUCCCUGGCCCCUUACAAUCAGCUGGUUUGCAGCAGGUCUGAAAAUCUCCUGAGUCAUCUUGCUCAUAUCUUGUUUUUUCAAGUCAGAGGCGGCCUUAGACAGUUUGAGCCUGAUUGAAAGCGGCUCCACCAGUUCAUAUUUGUGAGAUCAAGCUUCUCUCUAAGCGGGGAUUCACCAUAGCGCAUUAACACAUGAUCAUAAGUGACACUUUGGAGUUUUUCAGAGUUUCCUUGAAUGCAGUUCUGUGUUCAGCAGGAGUGCAUGCAUACCUUCUUUUGUUUUUUUGCAAGUUUCUAGAACCACGGUUCAGCAUCAGCUGUAAAGCGUCUUUGCACCCAAUGCAUAAACACACUAACCCCUCGAUAUGACACCGAUUGAGCAGCAUCUGAAAAGACAAUAGUCAGAAUCCUUGUGAUGAUUAUUAUGACAUGAAAGCGGAUAAAUUUCCUCCUCCUGCAGACGAUCUUGCGUGCUCUGUUAUCAGAUAAACCCCCUCUCUGCCUGGAAAAGCCUAAUUACUCUUAAUUGUGCUUUUCAUUUAAAUGGUGUCAGGGGCAGCCUUAAACAGCAGACCCCCCCUCUAAUCUGAAUGACAAUUAGUGUAAAUGGAGCAGUAGAAGCAUGGAAGGGGGCUCAGUAGGCGGAGGUGGGUUUGUGAUGUGCCCGUGACUCCUCUUGUCCCCGAGACGACUGCAGGAGGACACAGCUGCAGAUGCCAUGUUGAAUUCUGCAGAGUCAGAUGUUGACCCCUACAGGUGAGGUCUCACAAGGACCAGUAUGAGUUUCUGUGAAGGGUCUGUAUGCAUUACAGGCUUUCUUACAAUAUGAAGUUAUUUUUCCCUUUCAGCUCCCUACAUCUGAACCUUCAUCACUCUAACAUGAACACAAAUAAAUGUCCAGUCCACACAUGUAUCUAUUCUCCACAUCUUCUCAGUCGUUGGUCAAAUUUUCAUAUUUCUGCAGCUUUGGCUCGACGCUGAUACAUGUGUUUGGUUCCACAGAAGUGUAAAGGCUCUCUUUCACUUUCACUCUGUCUCAUAUCAAGCCUUUCAUUCUUUGUCAACAACACAAGAGCUGCACUCAGCACACAGGCAGGUCCAUAUAUAGACCCUGGAGUGAUGCUUUUACUGUCUGAUUGACUGAUGGCUCUAUUUAUACUGUGGAAAUCAAAUCUAGAAAUAACACAAGAUGGUUUGGAGGAAAGUUUUCUGAAAAUUGAAUAUUAGAAUUUGGUUGAAAACUCUCUUUCAUGUCAUGAGAAGCCUGGCAUCUCCCUCUGCUCUCGUGUGACACCCCAUCAUAAUCUGACUGCCAUCACAGCUCUUCGCCGUGCAGCGCAGCUCUGUGUUUGAGCACCCUGCAGGGUUUUAAGUUACAGCAGCUCCCUGUAGAUGGGAGGUGGGGGUGUGCAAUACUUGUGGCUGUAAGUGGCCCUCUGGCUUUUUCUGGUCCAGGAGCACAUGGCUGGCAGGUCCCCACAUUCCUCAUUUCCUCACUCAAACCGAACUAGCCACGUAGUACCAAAAACAGAAAAGGCUUCAUUUCACAGAUCCUCAGAGAGAUGUUUAAACAGCGGGAGAGUAAGAGGUCACGUUUUUGGCACCGUGUCCUGCUCUCUCUGCUCAUUAUGGCUACAAGACUGGAAUAUGCUUUAACCAUCAUGCACCAUGUUUAAAAUGUGCGUGCACUUUUACAUGACCAUGAAUAGAUGAUGAAGAAUAUGAAACCUGGACCUUGUUUAAGGGUCUGACCGACUAUUUCAUGCAAAAGUAUCCCUGGGGUUCAUCUCAUGAAACUUUCCAACUUUAUCCAACUGCAGGCUCAAGUAUUAAGAAUUUGUUCCAAAUUUCUAAUAUUCAUGGAUUUUAAAGGCAUGUGAUUUUCAAUCCCAGUUUCCAGUCUCUAUAGGCAACAUAAAUCUUUCAGGAUUGGGAAUGGGAAUUAUAGUGAGUUUGACUUACCUGCUGCUAUAUCUGUGUAACAUCGUGACACAUGUGAUGCAGUACAUCAUGGUCGACCUCAGCAAGUGCUUGAAAGAUUAGCUAAACUUUGGCUGAACUUGACUAAACUUCACUUCACAAACUUGACAUUUUAUAUGUUAAUAUAUUUUGUAUAUGAGUUCAAAGAGCACCUUUCAAACCCCCGGUUUUGUAGGCAGACUCCUUGUGGUGUGGAAAGUCAGUUUACUCUAAUGAUGAGGGUGAGAUGAACGAGGAAACAGUGCUGGAAAUUAAGGGUGUCCCGACACACAUUUUUCACUUCCAAUACAAUACCAAUAUUGUAGCCUGCAGUAUUGGCUGAUACCGAUAUUGAUCCGAUAUUGGCACAAAGUUGUGCAUGACAAGUUUAGCACUCAGCUGCAAUGUCUUUAUCAGACUUAAAUGAAAAAUGCCACACAGCCCUUACAUCACUCCUGCUCCUUACUACUUUGUUAGUACCUGAGAACACAGUGUUGUGAUUAUGUGGGUUCUGCAUGCUGGAUUCAGGCCCUGCUAGAUAAAGAUGCCAGAGUGGAGUCUGGAAUGGACUGCUUGUAUCGAAGUGCUGAUAUCAGAGAUUUUAGAUGCAGGCUGAUAUAAUCCGAUAUUUGUUGUUUUUGUUUUUUUGCUAAUAUCAGACCGAUAUCAAUAUUGUAUUGGGACACCCCCUACUGGAAAUGUUCUGUAUUCUCAAUUGUUUAGUGGUACUUGGCACUGGUUGGUGACAAUUUUUUUUUUCUUUUAACUAUCUAAAACCACAGCACUAGAAUCAGAACUAAGACCUGAUUUGGAAUUGGAGCUGGAGCUGAUUAAAUUGAAACAGUGCCUGACCUGAUUUAAAUUAGGUGCAAACGUGAUCUUUUUUUUCCUUUGUCCCUCCAGACUAAUGUGAAAUGUCAGAAGGAAGUUGGGCUGAGCUGAUGUGCGAAUGUAAAGAGUAAAAAGUCAAGAUCUAUCAUGACUGGGUGGAUGUAAUCAAGGCAGGGCUGGGCGAUAAAAUGAUAAUGAUAUAUACCAAAAAUUAAUUUCCCUUAAUAUCAGUAUGAAACAUGGUCAAUAUGCCAUGUUUUGGUAGACCAUACAAAUAGCCAAUGAAAAGGGGAGUUGCUGCAGGUCUUCGCCGCACUAAACCGACCAUUCAGUCUGCUUUCUCUCGCGCAACGCCUUACGACAUAAUGUUGAAGUGACACAAAGACCUCACAGAUGGAGUAGCUUAUUGUAUUGCAAAAGACAUGCUACCAAUAAGCACUGUUAAAUUAAUUUAAGAGUAACAGGGAACAUUUAAGAUUGUGAUAUAUAUCAAUAUCAACUGAUAUGAAAACAAUAUAUCGUGAUCAAAUUUUUCCCAUAUCGCCCAGCCCUAACUCGAGGCAAUGUUCACAAGUAUUCAUCAUAAGUUUAACCUCCUGAUGUAGCCCAGAUGUCCACUCUUUAUCAUUUCUGAGGCUUUCAUGUGCCUCCUAACAUCAGCUGACCUCAGUGGGCGUAGACUGAACAUUGACUUGUAGUUUCAGACUGACUAUUUUCAGUCAAUCCCAGCCGCUGUAAUGGCCAGACUGGGUCAAUGAAAUGCAGAGCGGAGAACUGAGAGCAGACUAAUGUGCUUUCAUGCUCUGAGCUGCUGUAGUGGAGUCUAAAGCAGCAUUGAUAAUGUGCAGAAACUUUCAUUACAGGCCACGAGGCUCGCCGAGCUGCUUGAGCGUCACAGAGCUGAAGUGAGGAAUGGCUCUUGGAGUGAAAUCAAGAGAGAAAGGAUGGAAACUGAGGGGCGUUUAUGCAUGGCGCUUAAUCUCACUCAGAGCUUGUUUAAGUGAGCGGAAAGGCUGCACAGUGGAGAGCACGAAGAGCCAUAAAGCACAGGAGAGAGAAAUUGUCUUUUCUGAAAUGUUACAUAACAGGGAGUAAGAGUCUGACACAGUCCUGCACAGACUGACUUAAACUUAAAGCAAAAAUGGAAAAAGCUGAAUCUGACAGUCAGUUGUUUAAAAAUGUUCUCACAGAGAGUUAAAUCUUUCCGUAAAUUCUGCACACUUAAGCACAUUCAUUCAUAGCAGCUGCAAUAAACAAACAGAGCGUUUAUCAGGGAGAUAAGGUAUUGAUUCUGUCUGUCCUGUUUUCUCAGGUCACUUUUGCAACUCUUUUUGGUGUUUAUUCCCUCUUUUUUAUGUUUCUGUGCAAACAGAUAUUAACAGCUUUUUGUCUGACAGCUGUGUAACAGGAUUACAACAUUGUACUUCAACCAAUAUCUACACAUAUCACACCAGUGUUAGUGCACAUUUCUGUUGAACGUUACUUCAAGGUACAAAGGGUUUCAAUUAGUCCAGUAUGUUGCUACAGCUGGUGUUAGUGAAACGGGCUGUGGUGCCUGCAGCCUAAUCCUUCAGGGAAACUUCCUUAUCAAACUACAACCACUAGCAUGUCUUGUUUUUGCCCAUGACAGGCUUGGAUUGUUGUUUCAAGUGUCUGACAACAUUACAGAAAGGAUCCUGUAGAGAUAGACCCCACUGUUAUGGCAGGAUCUUUGUUUUCAUUAAGAGAAGCUGGAGCAUGGCUCAUGCAGCUACCAGACUCCAUUAAGAAAAACAGUCAUUAUACCACACAAAACAAGAGAUUUACUCGUCUGUUGCUGCUUUUUACGGCUUGUGUCAUUGUCUGUUACACGUACCGUCUCGAAAUCCACCACUUAAAACCCUGUAAGACAAUGCAAACACAAUUUAUCAUACCAGGCAGCAGUAGACCUACAACACCUGCACAAGCUGCAGCCCCAGGUGACAGAAAAUGAAGACGAUGCAAAAACUGCAGUUCUUGAGGUAUUUACUUUGGGCUGGCUGCUAAAGUCCAGCAAACCUCACUGAAGUUCAGAUUAAAAAGCUCAUUUUACAGCAGAGAUGAACAUUAUUUUUUAACUUGUAACAUCCUAUCCCUUUGUAAAAUAAGUAAUGUUUUUUUUCAUCUUUUUUCUAUGAUAUCAGUGCUUAGGUUUUUACAGAAUUGGGCUAAUGAUAGGGGUGUGGUUGAGUCGACUGACAUGAGGUCUUUGCAGGGGAGGCCGGAGCAUUUUAAAUCACCAUCUCUGAGCUUCAUUAUCUAUCAUGACUUCUACAGAAGUGAUCGAGCAACACGACAAAGGCUAUGUCAGUGCUGUGGUCCUGCUCCAAGAGUAGUCUAUUUUACAUGAACAGAGUCAGGUGACUCUAAAGAGAGUAGUAUACAGUCCUAUAUCUGGAUUGAAGAAGCAUUCAGUGGCAAAAACAACGAGAGCUUGUCAUUGGCAGUAUUUCACUGCCAUAACCUCCAAGUUUCAUGACUGCUGCUUGUAUAAAGCCCUGAGCCCUUUGCCAUGAGAUAAUUUUAGGGCAUUCAGGGCUGAUAUUUUUUUCAGGAAUUUGCUGCUCACACAUGCUCCUCAUGGCAUGAGAGUUUCCUUUUAAAAAAGCUCUCACGACUCUGCAUACUCUGGUUUGAUUUACAGGCAGCUGACUUCAUGGUGCAUGUAGGGCAUCUGUGAUGGACACUAUUUUAGUGUAUCACUACAACAUGUGAGAGGAUGUUCCUGCAACACCAACACAACAAUAUAGAGAACUUGCAAAAUUACCAUUUUUAAGGCACUCUCUUUUGCAUGUAUAAAAUGGCUUUAAUUUUAUGGUAUGGUCAUGGCAACUUAAAUCAGUGCCCUGCAAGCCACACUUGGAAAAAAAAGCCGCUUGUUUUUGGGGGAGCCCUGAUGAGGCAAUCACCGAGUGCAGUUGAUCAUUUCCUUGAAGUAAUAAUCAUUAUAAUAAUCAUUUUGCACUGCAGACGCGGUAGUUCUUCUGCCUUAGAGUCUUGGUCUGAUUGCAUUUCCAUGAAGAAAAUAUCAUAAAUGUUCUUCCUUGAGCUGCGUCACCCCAUUGCACUCGGUGACUGACUCAUCAGGGCUUCUGACAAACAAGCGGCUGCUGGAGGAAAGUAAGUGAGUUGUGUUUGGUCUCUUUGCGAAAGAAAUUAGGCAAAGCUACAAAGAUGUUUGAUGAGUGCUGUGCCUGGGACCCUAUAUGUACCGUUGAUGAAGUUCAGUUGUGUUCUGAGCAUUAUCUGUGGCUAUAGAGUGGCGUUUUGGUUGAGGUUUGCGCGUGGAGACAUAGACCGCUGUGUAUUGCUAUCGUGCGUCGUUACUAAAGUUGGUAUAACUAGAGAAGCAAGUGGUCGGGGACAUUCAUCUCUCGGGGCUAACUCGUUGUUACAGUGUGUUUGACCCAAACUUUGUAUUACGCCUGAAUAUCCCAUUGGUUUUUAUCAAUCCCUGCAAAAUGUUAAUGUUGGCUCAGAUCUAAAAAAAAACGCUGAGCCUCAUCCUCUUUCCGUGAAAUGAACAAAGACUGUAAAUCAUCCCCACGAAGAAAAGAAAAAGUGCUUCAGUGAAUCCUGAAUCACCUCUAAGAACAGGAUCACCUCCCCUUUUUCUCUUUCAUUAUCAGAACUGUGAGCAUUUUUCUGCAGGUCCAGACAACCUGCUGGUGAUAUAGUACCCUGCUAAUUAUAGAGCAGGUUUCAAAGGCUGCCUCAUUUAUUCCUGCAACAAGCAGCCCCUCCCUCUUCCCCUGAAGCAGACAGACACAGAGAAGUCCCAGACAGCCUUGAUGCCUUAUCCCAUCCAUGCAGACCCAGAUCCACUUCCUCACAGCUCACAUUCAGUGUUCUGACUCUGCAGUUUUAGGAUCGGAAAAAAAAAAAAACUCCCAGAUUGGAACACAUUGACAUCUUUGUUCGAUGUUUUGCAGUGCAACUCAGUAAUAAGACAUAAACACAUCACUGUCAGGAUCAUAUUUUGAUAUCAGAGUGGUUUGGCAUUAAAAUAAGACAUGCACUAAGUUGAACCCCAGGUUCCGCCUCUGCUCAGCUCCAUUAACCUCAUGAGUGUCUCAGCACCUCGGCCCUCGGUGGACAGGCCGGCUCUGAUUGAAGUGGUUUCUUUUCAGCCGUCUUGUCAGGUCAAGCAUUCCAAAAAACCAGUGACCAGGAAACCACAGUGCUUGCUUGCACUUCUGGGACCUUGCACCCCACGCGUGCUCCUUAAGUUGGCCCUAGAUGGCUGGUGUGAUUAGGGGGAGAUGGAGGGGAGGGAGCUGAGUCUGCAGGGGGGAGGGUUGAGUCUGUGUUUGUUGAUGAAAGGAGACGUUUUCUUAAAAUUAAGGGGAAGCUUUUUCAUCGCUUGGUUUGCUCCAGGGAAAUGUGUGAGUGAUUACACUUUACAUUCCUGCGGUGGGACCCUCCAUGAGAGCAAGUGCUGCUGAGUGUGGGCGUCCACACGCUCACCUUAAACCCCUGUGCCUGUCUUCCUCUGUAUAUUUUCAGGUUACAGGACCAACAAAUGUGCUGAGUGAGUUUAGGGCCUCUCUGCUGGAAGGUAUGCAUGUGAACGGUUCCUGUUUCUGUACCAUCAGGUCCCUCCAGACAGAGUUAAGCUCCAGUUUGUUGUUGAUAAAAGUGGAUUGUUUUCUCUUCUGCAGGACUAUUGAAAGUCUUUAUCAACCUUUUCAGUGCCCUGGAGUUUAUGUGCACCUUAAGGUAUGCGUGCACUAAGACCAGACAGAUAUAUUUUCUCUUUUCAUAUGUGCAUGAAUCCAAUGCCAACAGAAGCAAACUUAGAUUCAGGUGUCUGUUGAAGCUUUUUUCCAAACUUGAAGCAACUCCCUAAUUCACACUUAUGUACCAGCUGAGCAGAGAGAGGGACGCAGAGUUGGCUGCAAAGAUAGUGGUAGAUUUCAAAAGAGGGAAUGUUUCCCAUAAACCGGAUGUUAUUUGAUAAUCAACAUACGUUACCUGUAACCAAAGUUCUGAAUAACUACUUUUUUUCGAGCAAAAGUUCACCUCAAUUUAGAUAAAGAGUGGUGCAAAUGAUUUCUUUCAUCAAAUAACCAUCCCGGACGCAACUUCAUAGUAAAAAAGGAUUGUGUGAAAAACACGAAAUCUCUCUCCAAAGAAAAAUAGGCCAGGCUUUCACUUUUAAAAGUAAUCUCAAAGUGCAUCCUGUUUGUUUUUCAUGGUUUUGACAUCAAUAGAGUUGAUACAAAACAGUUGCAGCCCUCAGCUUAUAAUUUUCUAUGUAUUUGUGGCUUGCAGAAAACAUAAAGCUAGAUGUGCUGCUCAUGGCCGCAGUCUGAUAAAUCUAAUCUCGUAACACGCACCACAAAAUUUAAGUGUUUUUCAGGCCAUUAUUCAGCCAGCAGAUUUACCGUGUGAGACACUAAGGUAAUCCAGGAACAGUCUGCCAUAGAAAUACGAGCAAGAUCAGAGUUUACUGCACCAAACGGGACCUUUAAGUGAAAACACACUAAUAGUGGACCCUCAUGACCACCUGAUGUUGUGACAGUCAAGGUUCAAAAAACAGUCCAGACAGAUGAUGUUUUGUUACUGGAAAGUUCUGACAAAGCAUUUGAACUCUGGGAAAAUCUACAUUGGGAAGAAAUUAUUUUGGUAUCCUUUAUGAAAAUAUUGAAGGUUGUAGAUUUUGUUCCAUAAACUCAUAUCAGCAAGAAGUCAAACUCUAGCAAGAUACCAAAAAAAAAGCAGGUUUGUUUUUCUUCUUACACAUAAGCAGUUUUUACCCUUCAAGGAGUUCUGGGACACCAACAGGACAAUGUCCUGGAGUAAUAAUAGGGAGGGGGGGCAGCCAUCUUCCCCCCAUGACCUUAAAAGCCAACUGACCUCAAACCUCUAACCCUUUUUACACUCCCCCUCACAACACAAAAGAGCAAACACAGCCGCCCCCAUCAUGCUUAUCAUCCAGGCUCUAAAGACUUGUCCGGCCAAUUAGAGGAGAUUUAACAUUUGACAUGAUCCUGAAAGACCACAGACCAGUGGACCGGUAAUACCAAGAACUGGACCAGAGGUGAUUAGACCGUCAGAGUUAACUCAACAAUUCAACUAAGUAUACUCAGGAGUUCAGGUCGUCACUCGGGGAGCUGGAGUCAGCUUAUUUUACAUAUUUGUUUUAUUUUUGUGAUUUCUCUCAGUUUGAAAGCAGCCAGUGAACUGCUGUGACAUUUUUUUAUUUAUAAGAAUCAAACACUCAGAAGUCUGAUUAAAAACAGAUUUGACCAUUGUAGCUUAGGAUUAGUCUGUUUUUCUCUAUAUUCCACUUCAUUUGCAUGCCAGACUCCUGCAUGAGCCUACAACAAGAGCUCUAUGUUUUGCUUUUGAAAUACACAUCUAUCAUAGUUUCAAACACUGAUUUGUGUAUGCAUGCGUGCAUGUGUGUUUGUGCGUGUGUUUGUGUGCAAUGUGCAUGUGUGUUUGUCUUAUGCAUAGCUUUUCAAACCCAUGAUUAUAUCUUUAUCAAUGAUGGCUGGAGUUAACCUGCUUAAAACAAAAGGAGCACCAAGAAGGAAACUAGCAGUAGCUAAGCUAGCAGCCCUUUCUGUGGUCCUGUUUUGAACCUUACUAUAAGGUGACCAGAUUUCUGUAAUGAAAUCCGGGGACAUCCAGGGGUGUUAUUUCAGGCCCUGUAUUUCUGGAGAGCAGGGGGAUCUUGGGUGUGUGAUCACAGACAACAACUCAGUACUACUUAGUAGCAGCACAUGCCCCCAUAAUAACCCCCCAUGAAAAUUGUUGUUCAGGACUGCGUACAACAUGCUUACUCACGCUUCUGACCUACUCGGCUACGGUAAUAAUUGUUGUUCUAGUUUACACACAACAUUUUUUUUUCAUUUAUGAGACGCUUAAUCGUAACAUUUCCGGGACCAGCCUUAUCUGGGGACAGGUCAUCCAAAAUGUGGACUGCUCCUGGAUAUCAUAGACAUCUGGUCACCUUACCUUACUAAGGUGUAAUAUUUUUGUCCCAGUGUUCAUCUGCAGUGUGUUUUGGUGUUGCUGAAGAACCAGUGGCACAGGAUUGUAAGCAAACAGUAAACUAAACAUGUACACACAUUCAGAUACUUAAACAGUAUACUGGUACAGCUGUUGGGCCUCGAGGCUUCAACGUUGUGCCUCUGUAACCUCACCUUUGCUUAGUCAGGAGAAAUUUUCCCUGCCUUCGCCUUUCAACAUCUGCUCAGCCGCCUGUCUUCUCUCACAUGUGUGCCUCCCUUUCCUCUUAAAACUGUAGCCAGGACUACCUGAUUUUCCUCGAAGCUAAAACAAACGCACAUGUGGCUUCACCUUACACUAACUUUCCUGCAGCAUGUAGUUUAUGACACCUCCCCACAUUCUUUUCCGUGGAAACCUGCAGAAACAUUGACAGCUCAGCGGCUGUAAAACAAUUGUCAGCUGGUCUUUGUCCCUGCCGCUCUAAGCCAGAAGCAUUUCAGGCCACCUGCGUAGGUUUCCUCUCGGCUCUUUAAACGAUAUGAUCUCCAGCCCGGCUUUUGUGCUCCUCUGCUGUCUCCUCCCUGAGCAGCACUCUCACAAAAACAGAUUUAAACAUAAUACAAAGGGAAUAAUUCCCACAGAAAGGUUAGGAUGCAUCUGAGAAUAUCUGCAGGAAGAGAUGAUAAAGUUUUAUUUUCUCACUCCCAGGAGAAUUGCUGGUUUGUUAUCUGGAGGGAGAGAUUAACAGGAAGGGAGAGAUAAAGGAUCUGAGAUGCCGAGAGUGAGUCACGGUGGCAUAAAGUCUUUUAAAAGGGAGUGUUUUAUGAAGAAAAUCCUCCCACGCUCUAUGAGUGACUCUCAAAUUUAAAAUCAAACUCUCACAAAUGUCACUGUUAAGACAAACCCGAGGUCUUAAAACUCUUGGAGGAGCAGAAAUGUGAGCAGAGGAUGACCUUGUACUUGAACAGGAAGGAAACACAUGUGAAAGAGUGAGUGCCAUGCAGGUGUUUAGACUGGGAUUUAACAGGAAUGUGAACUCCCUUCACCUCUCCUCUGUGAGGGAGCCAGCGGAUCAGCCGGGUCCUGUCUUUAAAGCUCAGAGUCUUUUCAUCAAUCAUCCCCCCAUCACAGAAGGGAUGCUGGGAAGAAAAGCACCUGUGGAUAUGAGGGUGCGGGGAUGGUCUGAUCAGAGUAUGGCAGCCAGAUCUUUUGGGUUUCACCUCAUCUGUAAAAUUGUCUCAGUCUGGUCUUCAUUUUUAACCUCCUCCUUUGUUGUAUAUUUAAAGCAAAGUUUCAGCUCCUACAGUCAGUUUAAGUGAAAAGAUUUAAAGGAGUAGACUGAUAUUUUGUAACUUGUUGAGACUAAGUAGAACAAGAAGACUCAAAUCUGAUUAGGCAAAAUCAGAAGGAUGGUCUCUUUAACUUGGCAUUACUUUUACACACUACACUUAGACGUCUUUUUCCCCAAUUUCCUCCCUCUGUUACUUCAACAGGAGGGAGGAUCAGAGGCUGAUUCAGUCCACCCCACCAUUAUGCCUUUGGUCGUACGCACUGAAGACGAGGUGUAACAGGAGCAAAAAUAAUCCUACCUUUAAAUGACAGUACGUAAGAGCCUGAAGCUAGCAGCAAUGGAGCAACCCUACUAAGUCUCUGCAGGAGGGCAAUAAUUUGUUACUAUGGCAACAGGAACACAAUAUCCACCUGAAACUUUUCUGUAACUCUUAUUUUAACCACAGUAUAUGACAUAAAAUUUCCACCAGGUUAUCAGAAAUCACAGUUCGACUACAGUAAUCUUAGUUUGCUGAAAUUUUUGGGAAAGUUGAGAUGAAUCGACUUCACUGGGAUGUGAGUACGAGUUGGUGUCUAAUCCAAAAGCAAAGUUAACAAAAGUGAAAAGAAAUUAUUAAAAUAAACACUAAAUAUCAGAAAGGCUAUAGAAAGGACAUGAAUUGAUAAAUAAGAAUUUACAAAAUGAAAGAGAAAAGUUCUACAAAGGUAUUUUCCAAAAAGUCAAAGUAUCACCUGUGAAACUUACAGAUUGUUGAUGUGAGUGGUUACUGUCUUUGACCAACUUGAUUGAAAACCUCACUCAGCACGUUCAACAAACUUCAAAUUUACCUCUGUCAUUUUUAUCUAUUUAUUAUUCAUUUCUUUUUUGUGUGUGUUUUUGUUGUCGAAUGUCCCUGUGAUCUAAAAGUCCACUCUCUCCUCCCCUCGGACUUUAAGCAGACUCCCUCCUCAUGGUCUUAUCUGCCUCCUGCUGUGGUUGUUCAGUCCUGUGGGCCCUCACUUGUCACGCUGAUUUACACUUUAAGUGUAAGUGGAGGAAGGCACCUCGUAUCAGGCUGUUUAAGUGUUUGUGAACGAGCGUCUCUGGCCUGCACACAGAGCUUUAAGGUGGUCUGUUUAUCGUCACGUCAACACAUUACAGCCAAUGAACAGCGUCGCUUUGACACCGGGUGUAAGAUCAGUGAAAACACCGCAUCUCACCAGGAAAGUCUUUCAGUUUCGGGCAGACAGGGUGCUGGUCUUGCAUACUCUUGAACUUUACUUGGUUACAUGCCAGGUGUGUGUCGUCUUUAUGUUCCCACGCAGAGUGUUACUAUGAAUGACCGGAGGCCUCCACACAGGUCAGCGUGAGAAGACGAGUCUCCUCUGCCAGGCUUAGUGUGCAUUCAAGCGCACAUGCCUUCACCCUCCUGGACUGGCCUUUGUCUCUCGCUCCUUAAUUCCCUCCUCCUCCUCCUCCUCCUCCUGCUCUGGGACGUUUCCUCGCCAUCCGGAUUCAUCUUUUAUCCUUGCCAGUAAAUUUCUGUGCCUGCCUGUUCCCUCAGGCUUUUCGUAGACUUUGUUCCCCUCCUCUCAGAGCUUCUAGGCCUCUCUCUCUUUCUCUUUCUCUUUCUCUUUCUCGCUCUCACUUCAUCUCUGUAUCCCAGUUUCUUAUUUUGAGACUCGGCCAGGCCCGCUCCCAGCAGCCCCACUGGGGAGAGUCCAUCCUGUUUUAGCUGCAGAAAGUGCUUUGCUAUGAAAACGAAUGACCUGCUCUGUUUUUAGUGAGAUAUCCAAUGAAUUAAACAUUAACUGACCAGUGAUUGGAUUUAUAUGGGUUAAUAUUUGAUUAAUUUCUAAAUGAGGGUGUGUUACUUGUAAAACAGUGUCUGGGCUUGUCUGGGACUUUCCUGCAUCCAGAUAAACCAUCAAAUAUCUUCAGGCUUCAGGAGAGUCGCAGGUCUCUUUUCUGUUUCUCUUACUGAUCACAUGACUCAUGGAACUUUCAGUCUUGCUUCAGAAUAUUUCCUUGGAAAUGAAGGACACAGAAAACGAUAGUUUACCAUCACUCGCUCCCACGUUUCUAAGAAAUGUACUCUCUCAUCCCAUAAAGAAGGAUCCAGUUACUGGUCUAAAGGUCUCUCUGUUGAGUGGGGACCUGGAGGGAACUUCCACUGACACCUGAGCGCUGAAAACAUGAACUGAAAGAGAUGCUGCAUUGUUGUGUUUUUUUUACAAUGGAAGCCCAGAAAUGGUUAACCCAGUCUGAAUACACCAGUUUAUACGUACUAUACAAGUUAAACAAAGGUGUCUUUCUACCAGGACAAACAAGAGCAGGCUGAGAGCACACCUGGGAGGCCAAGACGUAACAUCCACUGUAGAUACAUGUGGAUGAAGCCUUUUCAUCUCCUCUCAUUUGACAAUAGUGAAGCCAAAGCACUCCCAGAACAGAGUCUUCGGUUCUGCAGUUUUGGAUCUGGCUGGUGCAACCUUGGUCCUGAUGUUUUGCUGACUUAUAUUUAAUUCAAUAUACUCAGCAGAUUUCUCAGAUCAGUAGACUUCACAUCAGAGCAGAUUCUUGCCUUUUAAAUGGACAUUUACAACAAUGGAAAGUUAAACUAUUUAUAUUAUUAAAUAUAAAGUUAUCAUAGGUGUAGGACUGGCAGUAAGCUGUGCCUCCAAAAAGUCUUUAAAAUUUGUCCUGGAAGUAAACACUUUGUUGUUUUAUCAUUUUCUGCACAAUAGGAAGCAUUUCCUGUGUCCCUAUAUCCACUAUUUCUGUUUGAGUCAGUCAUUUCUCAAAAGCCAUUCAUUUAUUUCUCUAAAUGUCAUGUUUAGGGUUUGGCUAUAACCAGCAUUUUUAGCCCUUAACAGUCAACGGUCGUGUUUUGAGAGCUCUGGAAAAGUGCAGUAGACUGAACAUCUUUGUGCAUUGUAGUUGCAGGCUUUUAGACAGGGGAUCCUGCAGGGUCAGGAUUUUGCAAGACUAUAUUUAGAUUCCUGUUGAGAUUAUUUCCCAUCAUGCACCUGGAAGAAGUCAAACACAAAAAACAAACUAAGAAACAGAGGAACAAGAAGGUUUUGGUCACUCUUGUCCUUGUGUGUAGUGGUCGUGUUGUUUUUUGAGCUUCUUGUUCGCUGACGUGGCUUUUCUUCUUUCUUAUUUUGAACUUUCUAAACUGAGAGAAGUUGAGCGUUGCCGUGCCAACAGAGUCUAUACAGCUGGUCUGACUGUGGUGUCAAACUCAUGUAACCCUUACCAAAACCCAGUCCAUAUUUAAAGUCUACCCAGUUUGUCCCUCCUGUUUGUUGCCAAUGUAAGAGCUCUCUUUGGUCCCUGUGAACAUUCAAGUCUUGAACAUCAUUAUUCUUGUGAGCCAGGGUGUAAAACAUGGUUUGGUAUGAGGCUGGUGUUGGAAAAGCUUAAUAGUCUUGUCAGCUUUGAGUGUGUAAUCCUUGCGUUUACACUCCCUGAACACUGAACUAUCUGGGAUGGAAAGACUGGAAGAGCUAGAAUGAAAUAAUAUUUGGGACAGACCCAGUUCCCCCGAUCAUAGCUGCUGUCAGGCUUUUCUGAUGGUUAGCCCAGUCUGUGCUGGCAAACUGUCAUCAGGCGGAGAGCCAUCAGAGCGACAUACUGCCAGAGUUUCAUUUUUAUUUAUACAAUGUUAGAUUAAAAGAAGCUUCAGUCUUUUCUUUUCUUCUGGAACAACAUUAUCAAGAAUCUCAAAUCAUGAUGUUGAAAGAAUCAGCUUUGUUUGCUGCCGAGGAAAAAACUGAUCUUCCUUAACGGCAGAGUGCUUAACAUAAUCCACAGUUUGGGAUGGGUGGAAAACUGCCUGGAAACCUUUUCUCUCCUUGGUUAUUUUGGUGAAGUUAUGAAUGCUGUGGGCGACAGUGAAACCCAGGAAUCAACAGUGAAUAUUGAGGACUGACGGCAGCCAAGAGGAAGAAAGGUGACUUCAAACAGGAGGCUGUGUUUAGAUUAUCUUUUGAUGCCACCGCAGAAGGUGUGUGCCAAAGGUCGUUUCAGCCGGCGCUUUGUUAAGUUGUUGUUUCCUCCUGAAACAUGACCUUGAUUGAAAUGUAGAUGUUUUCUUAACCCCUUCAUGACUGCCUACAUAAGACACUUUCUAACUUACUGAAAUUUAAGAUUUUCUGUGGAAUCAAACUGCUGACGGGCAAACUGACGACUAGCAGAAAAAAAGUCAUUUGAAACAUGAAACAUGACCUUGACUAAAAUGGAGACGUUUUCUUAACCCCUUCAUGACUGCCUACAAAAUGUAAGAAAUGUUACAAUAUGGGAAUGUAGUCAUCAUCAUUAAUAGCUUGUUUAACAUAUUGUCUGUGACUUUGUCCCUGUUCAUAUUUGUGUUCACAAACAAUAAUCCUUUAAUAAUAUUUUAAAAACACGUACUGCGCAGGUAUCGCCUAUGUAAGCAAGACACUUUCUAACUUACUGAAAUUUAAUAUUUUCUGUGGAAUCAAACUGCUACUUCUCAUGACGACUAGCUGAAAAAAAGUCGUUUGUAGGGCUGCAGCUAUCAAAUAUUUUAGUAAUCAAGUAUUCUACCAAAUACUCCAUCGAUUAAUUGAGUAAUUGGAAAGAAAAGUGGCAGUUAAAGUGCAAUUAUCGCGGAACAAUCGUGCAACAAUCGUGUUUGUUAGCGGAUGGUAAUACUCGUAAGAAAUCUAAUUAUGAUAUUAGCUUUCAUCAUGCCCCUUAAGACAUUGGUGUCUGGGAGCUGAAUAGCUCCAAGUUACCUGCUACUUUUACUACACUGGCAAAGUUAGGCUACAAGCGCUGUCUCCACCCAUGAUUCAGAGGCAAAGUGCUAAUGAGUUACUGGAGCUCUGCAGAAGAAAAGCCCCUCUCAUCAUUCAUUUUUUCUGCUCUGCAAAACCAAAACUGCGCUUACUCCUCCUUCUCGCAUGGUGAUGUAAGUGCGUUGUGUCACCUUGAAAAUAAUCUGUGUAAAACAGUGACUGUUUGAGCUUUGAAAAGAGUACACAAGGCAGAGAAAUCAAUCAUUUUUUGCAAUCAAGGUACUCAAGGAUUCGUUUCAGCCCUAGUCGUUUGUGUCUUUCUUCUCUCUGGUUUAAAAAGUGAUCUGUUGGUCUCUUAAAUUCUGUCACAGCUGCACAUCACUAUCGAACUGUGAUCUACCUCAGCUCCACCUGUGGCCAAUUGGAUCAGUUCACAUUACUCUCAUUGAUGUCAACAGUGCCAUCACAAGAAGUCAUGAAAUAGUGACAAAGUGAGUCGAAUUGGAGGAAAACUCUUCACUGAUUGAAAAACAUUUAUUUAGAAUAAAUAAACGGCUUUGGCUGUCCAGUGUUGUUGUUUGAAAGUGCAUAUUAAAACCUUCUUGAUGCGAGGUUUCAUUAGGCAUGUACUCUUUGUUUUCAACUUGUCUUUUUCAUCAGACCCUUGAGAAAUAGUUCCUGGAAAUAACUUUUGAUGAUGAGUCGUUUGUGGGAAAUGCGAGGGCUGUCAGCCACUGUUGCAUCACAGAGUCGAUAUAGGGUCAGCCCGCUGUGGAUUGUUCCCAUCACUUCUUCAGCAGUGUAUUUUCCCUCCCUCAAGCUGUUUUAAAAAUGGUACUGGGACAUGUUUGGUGUUUGGAGGGAGAGUACCUGGAGGUGCUGCUGUGUUGUUACCAGCUGAGAAGCUCCAUCUGUUGUCCGUCAGCUGGGUGGAGCCUGCAGCGCAGUGGAAGGUGUCUUUCAUUAGAGACACGGACUUUCAUUUAGAUUCUCUCCUCCUGCAUGAGUACUCUUGGGAAUACUGCUAAACUCAAAGCAGACGUCAGGGUUUGUUUGUGUGUUUCAGCCGGUCUGUAACUUUUUCCUUGUGUGGGACGCUUUUCCUUCCAACUCUUUAACAUCGUUACGUGGCCCAACAUCACCAAGCAAUUCCAUUCAGUGCCAGACUUAUAUUUUAUAAGACCUGUCUUUACAUCUUACAAUAAAACCUUAAAACCCUGCCCUCCAGCUGAAGACAGUGGAAGUUUAACAGAGUUUAACUGUGAUCUUGAUCUGGUCAGUGACUGAAGUUUGAGCCGGAUUUCUGAUGUGCUGUUUUUCAGUGGAGUUUGUUUUGCUUCCUCAUAGAAAACUGGAUUAGCAAGACUAAUUCCUAUGAAGUGCACUGACAAACUGUGGGAAACUGCAUCACAAAUGCCUGCACAUUUCUCUCCAUCUUUAAAAACUAAAGAUGGUUCAUUCUUUUCUGAGGUACAAGCUUCAGAAAAUGUAAGAAUAUGCAAAUCACCCAAACCUGUGUAUGCUUGAGAAGUUAAUCCUGCUUCAAUCUCCACAAACUUUCAAAACACGCAGGGUGCAUUUGCAUGUAAACUCAAUUACAGAUGAAGUCCCAGUUUUCUCUGACUGACUUCAAACAUGGUUUGACCAGCAGAGAUUUUGGAAAAUCCAGUUAGCAGCCAUGAAAACUGCAGUCUUAUUCCAACUAACUUCAAAACAUGGCUCCACGUAGCCUCCAGCUAACAGCACAGUCCAUAGUACAGUUGUGUGUUUUAGAGACAUUACAUACAGAAUAAAACAGUCUCCUUGAAUAAGUGGUCAGAGUUUUAUAGAGCAGUUUGCAUGAGAUUGUUUGGACAGCAAAGACAGAUAUAAAAACUAAAAUCUUUUAAGGGAAAACUUCAGAAUCACCAAGGCUCAUUUAGAGGUUUUUUUAUGGCGCCAAAGUGAAAUAAAAACAUAGAAUAGUGGAAUAUUUGUUUUGAAUAACCAUAUUAGAUCUGUAUAACAAAUCUCUGGGUCAAGUACAGCCUGACAUCCGGGUGCAUCCCUAGUACAAUCAAUCAUCUGUUGGCUUUAGGUCUGUAAGCAUCAACUUGACCAAGAAGAUCAAAAGCCCCACCAGGCCGUCCGUGGAGUGAAAGAGAGUCAGAUGAUCCCUCCAGGAAAGACAGGCACGCACAGAGAGCCACAUGUCGAACUCGAGAUCGGGACAUAAAAGCACUCGUACAAAUGAAAAUGGAAAGCAGGGAUUGAAUGGCUGCCACGCUGAAACGGAGCAGCGCUGGGUGAAGGCCUACCCUCGCAGACCUCUUUGUGCAGGCGAGCGCCGUGCCAGCUGGCCGGCUGCUGGGAACUUUUGUGUGACUCAUUACGUCUCCAUUGAGGGACACAAAGCCAGACCACACUCCACUAUCAGACCUCAAAGUCUCCCAGCUACCUUAACAGGGGGUCAAGGUCAAGGCCCUCAUACUGGGUUCACACCCAAUAGCCAAUCAGCAGCAGAUAUGUGGAUCACGGGACUUGUUUGAAUGAUGCUGACGGUAGGAAGUCUCUAUUCUCUCCAUGUUUGGACUGUUACCUCGGCAGCAGUUUUUCUAAAGGAAGAAAUGUCCCAAUUUGGCAGGAGCCACUGACGCCCAUUGAUCUGAAUUCUUUCACUACAUGUGUCCUUAAAGUGUGCCCUGUCUCGGCCCCGGCUUUAUUGCCCCACUCUGUUUGUUCACUCUCAAACUAAAGGUCCCAGUGGCACCAGUUUGUGACAGAAAGGCCUCAUUUAUCAGCUUCAUGUCCAUCAUAAAAGCGUUUCGUGUUCAGCUGAUAAACUUUCUUGUUAGUUUGAAUAAGUUAGACUCCUCCAUGAGGGGAGCAGCCUUUUGUUUUUCGAGGUGUAGCUCUAAAGGGAGUGGACUGAGGUGGAUCAAAGACUUCUUUGCGUAGAGAGAAAGAAAUAAUCUGAAGCAUAUGCAGCAUGUUUAAGGAGAUCCAGGUUGUGGACGGGGAGUUGCGAUGCAGGCGUAGAUAUGACCUGAAAAAUACGUGCUGUGACUCAAAAACAUAAUAAACUGCAUACCGAGGCGGAUUAUGACGACUUAUCAGAGGCAGCAAGAGUUUCCCCUCCGCUCUGCUCUCUGCCCUGUGUGUGUGUUUUAUUUCUUGCUGGUAUCAGGUUAACCCUCUGUCUAAAUGUGGGAACCUGCAGACUUCGCAGGGACCAUCUGUGACUCUACAGAUGGCCCUGCUUGUUAAAGUGGGCCAUGGUUGGACCCUGUCGUCUGCUCAGGACGGGACAAUGGAGAUUACGGAUGUCUGAUCUCUCGGUCUAAACACAGUCUGAGGACUGCAGGACACGGGGAGGGGCUCACUGCCCUGAUCUUUGCAAUGCACCGUUGUUGUUUUAUACACAUCAAGGAAUUAAAAGACGGCGCACAGAUUCUCUGAGGCUUACAGGUCAAACCCUGUCAGUGCCAUGAAUUUCAGGAAGGUAGUCCGUCUCCUGAUUGUGAGUCUAGUUUAGGUUGUCAUGCCUCAGUUGUGGCUCUGUGGGUUUUUCUUGUUUUCUUGCCAUUUGUCCUUCAGUGACACUUGCACUGCCUUUUGUUGCGCCUUUUUUAUGGCAGCUUUUUGUGUCUUUGGUAGAGUGUGUUCGCGAAAGAGAGGUGAUCAUUUACAAAGACACAAAGGUUUCCUUUCUCUUUCCCUCUCUACUUUGUGCCAUUGAGUCUGUGAAGCUCAUACUCCCACACCCUAUUUGGUGUUCCUCAUGUCUUAAAAAGUGUUGAUGUUGGUGCUCUGCCAAAGAAUGAUCUGUGUGUGUAAGUGUGUGUGUUUAACCUGCAGGGCUGCCAGAGUGAGACGCAGCGCUGUGGCAGAUGGGGCGGCAGAUACAGUGCUCUGUAAAAAGCGAAGGAAGGAGGGCAUCAACUUUUCUCCACUCUUCAUUUGUGUGCUAAAACUCACUGAAAACUCAACCUCAUAUUUGUCUAGCUCUGCAGGCUGCACAAUGCUACAAGUGCACAUCGACAGGAGGUAGUCCUUCAAGGAUUUAAAUGUUUGCUGAUGACAUAUGUGCAUGUGUACAUCCGGGUUUACGCUUCACCUCCUGUUCUUCCUCCUCGGGGGGUCCUCGAGUUAAAGGAGCACUGAUCCUGAUCUUAUUAAGGAAGUGUCGGCUGGUUAGUGAGAGUGUGAAGUUCCAGGCUGAGGCAGACCCUUGGCUCUGGUGUUAAGAGCUCCUUAUUUGCUUAUUUAACAGGGUGUGUGGAAAACGUGGUUAAUCUGUGAGGUGGAUCUGUAGAUCCUGGGUCUCUUGGGAUACAGAUAAUGCUUUGUAAGUGUGUAUCUUGGCGUCAGCUUGUAGACAGAGUUGUUGCUCAACAUUCACCUGACUGGUUCCUCUUCCCACAGUGUUUUGUUUUCAUGACCUCUGCCCGGAGAAAUACUUCAGAAAUCUGAGAUGUUGGGAAUGAUCUGAGGCAAAGGUAUCCAGGAGUGAUUUACCCCACAGUUUAAACUCUGCUCAUCCGUGAAGCACCCUCAAAUUUAUGACUCUGUGUUAGGGAGUCCAAGCGCCUCAGAAAAAAUGUCUCAGGGUGAGUUUUUGAUCCUAAUGAGAGAAGUUACAUCAUUUUGUGAUACAGUCAUAGAUCUGAGGUUGUGUUAUGAUAACAAAUUACUGCAAUCAUUUUGGUAAACUGGACUUUAAACAGGGGAAAAAAGUCUGAGAGAGAAGAAAAAACCCUUUUAUUAUAGAGACCUGUCUUAAAGGGAUAUUCUGGCGUAAAUUUAAGUCAUAGUCAAACACACCGUAACACAGAGUUAGACACCCCCUUUAGAGAUGAAUGUUGCCCACUGCUUGUUUCUCUAGUUAUACCAACUUUAGUAACGACCACAGGAUAGCAAUACACAGCGGUUUAUGUCUCCACAUGCAAACCUCAACCAAAAAGCCACUCUAUAGCCACAAAUAAUGCUCAGAACAGCACCUAACUUCAUCAACAGUACAUAUAGGGUCCCAGCCAUAGUACUAGCCACCAAACAUCUUUUGAGCUUUGCCUGAUUUCUUUAGCAAAGAGACUAAACACAAAUCACCUGCUCUCCUCCGGCAGCCACUUGUUUGUAGGGGAGCCCUGAUGAGUCGAUCACCGAGUGCAGCAGGGUUUUGCAGCUCAAGGAAGAACAUUUAUAAUAGUUACUUCAUGGAAAUCCAAUCAGUUCGCUAAACGCUGAGACAGAAGAACUACUGUGUCUGUCUUUUAUUUGCUAGAGACCACAAAUCUAAACUUUUGUGCUUUCCAAAUAGAUUAAAAGUCAAGUUCAAUAUAUACUCCAUGUCCCUGGCAACCCUCAUUCCCCACAAGUUGGUUAAAGUGGAUUUUGACAGUUUAUAAAUCAUUUAAAGCCAAUGUUGACUUAAAAAUAGUGCAAAGACAACAUAAAGUCAAAACCAGAAAAUUGUAUCGUUUGAUGCCAAGUUUCAAAAAGUUGGGACAGGGAGAACAGAACACUAAAAAAGUUGUGUAAUGCUAAAAACAACAGCUGGAUAAACAUCUGCCUUUCUCAUGAGGUGAAUUUACACCAGGUUAGUCACAUGACUGAGAAAUAAAAAAGAGCAUUCAGGGAGUCUGAGUCUAUCUGAGGAAAAAUGUGAGGGACAGCGUGAACAAAUAGUUAGACAACUCCAGAAUAAUGAUCCUCAGAGUAAAAUCAAAAAGUAGUUGCAGAUUUCAUCAUCGACAGAAUUUAAUAUCUUCAAAAGAUCUGAGGGGUCUGGAGAAAUCUGAUCUCUCAUGCUUCUAAAUUUGUAAUGUUUCUCUGUAUAUCAUAGUCUUGUACCGUUUGUUCCCCUUCUGUGAUUUCUGGUCUGUGUUUUUGUCCAUAUAACAAGAUCUUUAUAAUAAAAGCCAAAGAGCAUGAGGUUUACUGUAAAAUAUGGUCAAAGGAAACAUCUUCAAGAUGUUGAGAGUCAGGCACUGAAGCUUUAAAAGCCUUUUGAUCGGAUCCUGUUGAACCACAUGUAAAGUCAAAUCAGAUUCUGAGCCAAACGGCCGCGACAAUAAAAAAGCGCUUAAAUAUCAGAGCCAUUAACAUCUCAUUCAGUCCUCCAGCUCUGCUCAAACCACCUCAGUGCUUCUAUUAUGCUUCAGGCGUCAGGCAUCAAACCGCUCUCUACAGACAACAAUACAUGUGUAACAGUCACACACAGGGACUCAUGCCUCUCCACUGAUGUCAUGUACGCACAGUAAAAACUACACCCAGCUUCUUCUUCUUCUUCUUCUUCUCUGAAAGGCACCAGGCAGCUGCUUCCUCGGCCUCCAUCUGUGAAAUCUAUAUGUUCAACAUGGGCCUUUGUUGCUCUGUGGGCGAUGGCACUGACCCGGGGUCAGGGGUUCGAUUCCCACUGUGGCAGCCCAUUGUGAAAAUAUGCAUGCUCAUUGUGUUUUAAUGCAAUUUAAUUAGGACCAGGUGUCCAACCAAUGGAUUCAUUACAGAGACUGAGGAGCGAUUGAGAGAUGGAUCUGAGGAGUGGUCUACAGAGCUGAGUGUCAGUGCAGAGACAGUGUGAGGGAUGCAGUCUGUGUUUUUAUUGAUUCUCACUAGCAUUGGUUAUUUGCGCCCCUUAAAAGAAGGAUGUUCGUCUGUAUUUUCAGUGAUGAAGAAAUGCUUCAUGCAACUUCACAGUUGAUUCAGGCAGACUGAGUGGCAGAUUAUGCCUAUUUGCUUUUCCUAAUGUAAACUUUGCAUACUCCCUCCACAAUAUGUCACAUUCCUAAAGAAUCUUCUAAACUCCUCCAUCAAAACUUGAAAAAAAAAUCAUUUUUGUAGCAUAUUCUCUUGUGAUUACUGGCUUUUUAAUCACAGUUCUGUGUUUUUGUUUGCACCAAAACUUCAGGACAAAUAUACUUUGCGGUUCUUUUACCUUUCUUUGCAGUUGAUGUGCAGUUUCUUAUGCCAUAUUCUUUGCCUUUUGACAUAGACAAAAUCUAUUUUUCAGUCAGUUUUGGGGCGUUUCGCCUUGACUGAUGAGGAAACUGAGGGCACAGAGAGAAAAACUGGGAGUAGUGAAGGAUGUCAUGCAGUAAAGAGUCAUGGCUGGAAGUUGAACCAGCUGGCCUGCUUUGAGGUCUGUACCCUCUGUGUAAAGGGACAAACUCUCCAGAAGGAUGCCUAAUGUAGGAAAUAAUAAAGAUGCAAAACAGCACUUUUCCCCAAUGUUUGAUUUGUUUUCCAACUUUGGGAUAAACCAGAUCCUUAUUCUGAUGUUUAGAUGACUUUUUAGCCUCUUUGGAAACUUUUUGUUCCAAAAAACAGCAAAGCUCAGUUUUAUCUGCAGGUUACAGCUGGAACAACAUUCAGGCCAGAAGUAAGACAGCAAAAUUGAAACAUUAGUCUAAAUAUCUAGAAAAAGAGCUCAUUACUGAUCCGUAGAGACUGUUUGGAGCCAGAAGUCAAAGCUACAGAGACAAAGAUUUUUUGUAAUCACUUGUUCUUUGUAGAUAUCUUUUUCGUUCAAGAUCUCACCUUUAUCCACUCCUUUCACAGAUUAGUCAGAAAGCAGAGGUCGCUCUGAGCGAACUGGAGGUGUUUUGGCUUGGGUUAACCGUUGUUAUGGCAGCAUUUGUCAUGGCAGGGUCAAACAUUUCUGGGGGUGUUGGAGAUAAAUUGCUCUCUGGCUGUGAUGGUAAUGGGUUUACAGCAGCUUUUAUUGGCUCAUUUGGGAUAUGUGGAGAGGUGCGCCCUUUUAAAAAUCAAAUAAAAAUAGUUUUGCAGCUGCAGAAUGAUUCACACAGGCAGGAUAAACUUUCUAUCCUGUUUUCGGACUCAUUUUGCUUACAUCUGAUGAUGCAGCAUGCAUGGUGUAGCAAACAGGACAUGAGUGAGGUUUUCUGUCGUUGCAUAGCUGUAGAGCUACGUGGAUUCAGCAGUGACAGUGGGAUUGUUUGUGGUGGUUGCUGUUGCUCAUGUUGACAUGGAGGGGUGUCUGAGGGAGGGGUGAUGACACAAAGAGCCUUUUCUUCAGACCCUUAAAGACGACAGAAAGUUGAUGAUAAGAUGUCAAAAAACGAGGCCAGGGCCAAGUUCCUGGAAUUUCACGUAUAACUCUAAAAAAUGAGAGGACGUGAGGAUGAAGGCUUGUUCUGGGAAAAAACUGGGCUGGGUCGAGCUUCUGCUAACAGAUGAGUCACGAAAGUGAAUUUACAUAAUUUUAUCUAAAGCCCUGGAUUAUGAUGUUUUAUUUAAUCUGCCUUUGUGGCGCCACAAGACUCAGAUAAGUAGCUUGAGGCCUGUUUUUUUUUUUUUUAAGUAUUUUUUAACCAAGCACACAUUUAAACAAGAACAUAUAACCUGGAUGAGCUGCAGAUCCUUUAAGAUUUGCUAGUUUUUCAUAUUUACUUUUAACAUACACUCUGGAUUAGAAUUAUUUUCAUUAAUAGGGACAUCUUUGAUAUUAACCAUCAAUCCUCAACUGACACGACAAAAGCAGUGCUGGUUUUUGUUUCUGACUUCAUAUAGAAGUGUGGAUUACCAAAGUAAAAAGGCAGUAUAAUAAAUAAGCAUUCCCUGUUUGACUGUGGGCUUGUCUUUGAAAUGGAAUGCUGUCCUUAAAGCAGAAAUCUUAAAAAGGACAUCGGAGAUCUAUCUGCCUCUGACCUAAAAGUUUACUCAGAGUGAUAAGUCUAAAGUAAACUUAAUGUCCUUUCACAUGUUCUUCAUAAAUAUAGCAGCUCUCCUCUUCUUGUUUAAGUUGUUGCCAACAGUCUUAUGUUGGUCCUGCUAAAUAGCAUAUGGCCUGAGUUGGUCACAGUCAUCACUGUGAGUCCAUAAAAUCAGACAGAGUGAAAGCAGAGUCACAGUCCUGAUGCUCCUGCAGUUUUCAGGGUGAUGAAGGAAACUUUCCUCUCAGCCCAGAUGUGAGCUGUCCACCUGGACUCUAACUUUCUCAGAGGUCACAGAGCUGAGAGGAACAGAGGAAACUGAAGGUGUGACUCUGCCUUUUUGCUCAUGUUACCUGUCAGAAAUCACACCACAACUACACAGUCGUUACAGCAAACAGAGUGACAGCCCAAACCACAUCCAUUGAGGCUCAUUUCCCUCCAUAAACAAACUGUGGAGGGCCUUCAGAGGAGCCUGUCUGCACCAACAUUACUCAAAGUCGUUUAAUGCACGUCAAGUUCAGCACACAAACGUAUCACAUCAGGGCAGCUUAGAGGCCUUUUAUAUGAGGUGACACACGGUAACCUAAAGCAAAAAAAACACUUAUGUAUGACCAAAAGAGUGUUUUCUCCUCAAGUCAGCAGAGUUUUCCCAACAGAUGCUGAGACACAGAAGAGGAAGCAUGUGCUUGUUAUAAGCUCUGUGCUAACAAAAACACUGUUUGUGUCUGUAUCAGUUAUCCGACAAACAUCACAGAUCAGGUCUGAUCCUGCCUUCAGCUGCUCAGGCAGGACAGCCACGGUACAUUUAACAUUUCUAGUCUGAAGCAGCUGCAGCGUGAGGAGACCUUUAACAUUUUGUAAGGCUGACAAAUCCUUGUGUAAUAUUUUAACAUUUUAAAUGACAUUUUGGCAUUCCCACAUUUGAUUUGUGGCCCAUGAGUCUGAUUAGCCCUGUAAGUGAAUUUCAGCAUGCUUUCAUUAGUGCAAAUUCAUUUACAGAGAUCAAUACUUGUACUUCCAAUAAAUCAAAUAUACAGUAUCAACAAACCAUUCUUACCUGCAAACAAGACUGUAGUUAAUUUGCUGAAGUGUCUGGCAUUGCAUGAUUAUUUCAAACCCAAACUUGACUAUUCAUAAUAAGUAAGGUGUGGCAGAUAUAACACUUCAAACAGACAAAUACAUAAUCUAAUAUCUAUUGUGCAAGAGCAAUUUAAGAUAUCUGCAAAAUGUGGAUAUGCACCAGUUCAGAUGCACCAGUAACAACUACUUAAAUCACUGUAGAGUCGAUCAAAAAAAAAAAAAAGAAACAAAAAACAGCCAAAAAAGUAUCUUUGAAUUCAUUUUUUUAAAGGCUGGAUACAAGUAGGCUCAUCAUCAAGGACUUACAUUUCUGCCUUUGUCAGUUCCAUACAAGUUUAAACCUUAAUUUUCAAUUUGUGUUUAUAUCAUUUUAAAACACUGAAUGUGUUUAUAUUUUUACAGAAAUGGGUCAAAUAUUGAGACUUAAAAAUGUAGAAAAAAAGAAAAGAAAAGAAAAGAAAAAAACAAACACUUUGAAUGGUUUUUAACAGUGUUGUGCAGCCCUAUCAGUGUCCUGACACUCCAGACCCUCACUUUAGGAAGCAGCAGGCUGAAAGCAGCUAUCUGUGUUUUAUGAACUUAAUGUUGUGCAGCUUCUGGCAGCAGUAAAUCAAUGCCUUGUUACACAAAUGCAAUGACAUUGAUAAAAGUUAUUUAGUUAUUCAUACAUUAGUGCAUGGAUGGAUGUCCUAAAAAAAAGUGCACGUGACUAAUAAACAGGAUUUGAAACUCUUCUCUCUUCCUCUCUCAAGUGAACUGUUUGAUAUCACCCAACUCAAGCAGCAUUUUGUCACUCAAUAUUGUGUUUUUAUUAAAUAACAAAAGAAACCACAUGCUCACAUUGGUCCUGUACCUGAGCUCAGACAGAUCUCUGUUUAAUCUGGUGAACCGGUCGCCCCUAAUCUCUGGGUUACAGGGGAUCCUGUGUGAGGUGACACACUUCUGUCUCUGUGAAGUUCAGUGUCACUGCUGCUGACCCUCACUGGGACAAAGACAGAGCAUGUGCAGACGCCUCCUUUCUCUUCAUUAAUAUUCACUGACAGCUGGUGUGUUGUAGCCUAGUGUCAUGACCCAAACAGCCUUUUAAUCACACAUGUUUUUAUUAUAAGACAAGCUGACAACUAAAGGCCUGCAAAAAACAAAGAUUCAACAUUUUCUUCAAUAAUUUAUAAAAGGGAGUGAGGCUUACUCAAAUUAACCUUCAUUAAUAAACGCUGCCUGCCAUUCCCACUAAAUAUAAAAAGACUCACUUUAUCCGAGUUUACUGAUGCUACACCAUAACGUAAUCUAAACAUAAUCUCCCUGAUGUCGCAUAAAGCCAAAUGUUCAACGAAGAGCUGGCAAAAAUCUUUGGUCAAAUUACUCAUUCAUUCAUCAUCUAAGCCCAACUGUCGGACACAAAAUCUGCCUUCGUGUAAGAGUAUCUUCAAACCUCAAUAACCUGAAAGUCGUCAGCAGAGUUAUAAUGAUCUAUUAUUAUGCAGCCGGCUACUCGUAAUGCUUUCAGCAGAUUACUUGAUAUCUCACAGUCCUCUUGACCAUGAUUGGAGGGCCACAGUGAAGCUUUGGAGCCACACUCUUAUUCUUUCUUCAACGUUGCAUUUCCAUCAUCGGCUGCCAGGGCAGGAUAAACUUUCAGCUCGCCAUGAUGUCACUCUGCCCGGACCACGAUGCUGAUGUGAUUACCAGCGUGGAAAUCACUGUCAGACUGAGGAGGACCAAAUUACCCUUCAUGUUUCCCCUCCCUCCCACCCGCUCUCCUUCUCUUUCUCUGCUGAUCUAGGUUCCCCCUGCUGGGAUCUCAUGCCCAGUGGAGCCGGACUAAUCACAGUCACUUCCCACACAGUGUGAGACAUUCACUCUCUGGACAUGGGAUUGUCUUUGCUCUCACAUCAGUGAAGUGGAAGAAAAAAACAUGUCUCUUUUACUGAAGGUCUUCAGUCAAGUUUUUAUGUCAGACAAACCCAUCUUAGUUUUCUGUGCUCUCCUCCUUCAGUUACUCGACCCAGCCCUUUUUUAAUCCUUGGAGAGCUCAGGCUGCAGGUUUGACGUCAUACUUUUUAAAUUAUCUGAGAGAAAACUAGAGUAGCCUGGGUGUUUCUGUCUUAGUGCAUGAUAAAGUAAGGCUUUCAUCUAUCAAUGGCAUCACCUUACACUUUGAAUCACCCCUCAAACUGUUCCAGUUUUGGGGAUAUGAAUCAUUUAAAGGCACUAGGAGGAGUUUGUAACUGAUUUUGAAAUAGUUCCAUUCUUUUAAUGCCUCUUCAUGACAUACGUAGUAAAAUGAGAUGUGCAGUGAAAAGAUGGGUCAUUUCUUUAUUUUGAUUGAUGGGUCAGUGUCUGUUCAGGAUUAUGCUUGUAGGGUUUGGCAGUGAGAAGAAGUAAGUUAGUGAGCAGGAUGAGUUUUUAUCAUCAGUAAUUUCCUUUUAACGUCAUAGUUUGUUCCUAAGUCUGAUGCUGGCACAGAAAUAGCUUAAACACUCAUGUUUGGAAGUUUUGAAAUAUUGUUUUGGACAUAGAGACAGUGUGCCCUGGGCUUUGCAAGGUGAAAGAGUUAAAAGGCACUGACUGGUUUUAACCAUUACACCAUAGUGCAAAUGAUUCACUGUUCGUUGAGGACUAAAGAGUUACACUGUGUGCACAUUGAUGUCAUGCAGACAUGUAAUGGGACACCUGAGCACACAUCUUAACACUGAGAGUGAUGUUAAAGGUAUAUUUCAGUAUUUUGAGGUGAAGUUUUUUGAGUUACAUGUCACUAACAAGCGUUUUAGCCACAGUGGAUUCUGGUCUGUUCAGUCCCAUUCAUGAAAAAAACACACUUACUUUCCACUGCAGAUGUAAUUUGGCUGAUUUGGGGAGACUCUGACCUAAAGUGCUACACUGCACAGACAUUUUUCAGUCUUUUACUUUGCCAUCAAAAGCCCAAGCUCAAUGUGCGCAGAAGUGCUUAGCCCCGUUAGCAGACAAUGGUAGUAGGCCCAUGGUCCUGUUUCUGCUGUCAGUUUCUCAGUAGGAGCUGAGCUGAGUGGCCUCCAUUGUGGCAAGUCCACUUACCAGUGACAUGUAACUCAUAAAACCUCACUUUUCAAACAGUGAAAUAUCCCUUUAAACUGGUACGCCUGCUCAUACUUCUUCGGCUAAAUGUCAGAAAUAAAUCAGAUGUGUAGUUCACUCUGUCUCCCACUAAGCAUCUGUAUUUUGUUCACCUGCCUUCACAAUGAAUGCACACUUUGAAAAGAGAAACAUCUUAACCACAGAAGAGGGUGGUGCUCAUGGGAAAUGCAGUUUUCAUCUAUGAAAGAGUUACUCACGGUACCUCCCAAAAUAAUACAAGAAAAGACAUCACAAUAAACAAGUCAAUGAGUUGGGACUCUGUUUUAGUCUACUGCAAACACCUUUGCUCUUGUUUCAGAUUAAAGAGAAUAUCUGAGGCUUUUAAAAGAAGAAAGAGCUCAAUUAUCUUCUGCAUUGUUGAGAAACUGUUUAUUAAGUAUUUUUAAACAACGCAGUUUACUUUUUGCUUUCAUUUUGUAAACUCAGAUAAGAAUUCAAGUACAUUUUUUAACCAGACAUCAAUUUAAUAGUUUUAGCAGCUGUAACGGCUCUUAUUUAGGUUGCAUGGAUUCCAAAGAUUCCAAGAUUCUCCAAGAAAUGACGCCACAGUCUGCAGAAAUAUGACGAAGCUGACUCUUUUCUUUACAGAGCUUCAAGGAGAAAAGUGACUGAGGAACCUGUGCAAAUUAAAAUCCUUAUCACUGCCUCUUCUUCAAAAGCAGCUCACUGUGCACACACUGAACCACAGGAACCAUGCCAGGCUGGUGUGUGUGUGUGAGUGUGUGUGUGUGUAAGGCUUUUUUGGUCACUCUAAAAGCAUUGUUGGCUUUCCUCUGCGCUCGCAUUCCUGCAGCUCUCUUGAGCAGCCUCCUGACCACACAAGAAGGAGAGCGCAGAGCAGACAGAGAGAGAGAGAGACGGGGGAGUUUGCCUGUUAUCAAAUAUUUGCUGUUUGAGUAGUCAUUCUCAUGUUUGCGAGUUGGCAGAGUGAAAAUCUAAGACAUCAGGAAGAAGAAUAAUGAACGCUGACAAUCUUGUGGCUGUCGGAAGUCGAGGGAUUAGAGUUUAAUUUACAGUUAUUGUUGUGACACAGACAAUCCAAUGAGUCUUUUCACGCGAUGAAAGCUCAUUUAAUGGGAGGGCUCGGUGGUCACGCAUAACUGAGUGACGGCUGCAGCGUCUGGGGUCUUUCACAUGUGGAGAAAGGACAUCUUUAACCCCCCUCAUCUUAACCCCCACCCCCACACUCACACCAUGUACACAUUUCUCCUUCUGCUGCUCCUGAGUAGAGUCUAAUCCCCGGGUUUGGAGGAGUCUUUUCUAGAGUCAUCCACUCCCUCAGAGUCUGCAGCGUCUGAGUGUAGCUGAUACUUUCUGCAAACCAAGACUGGAGUUUCACAUGCAAUGGAAAACUUUUGACCACUUGGUUUUAUUUUGCAGUAUUUGCACGCACGAAACUUUGUUGUCGUGUAAAGAAGCACAUGCAAAGAUGAGUCAAUGUUUUAAUGAUGCAAAUAGUUUGAAUAGUAAACUGCUGUCAUGUUGAAUGUUGGAAAAGACAUAAAUAGGGUUGGAUCAAACAGGACUGCUCUUUAAGUUAUUCUGUAAUGACCAAAACUAAAUGAAAAGUUCCCAAGAGUUUAACAGAACUCCUUGAAAUGUCUUAUUUUCUUCAGCCCGCUGUUCAAAAUCCAUAUUUGUCCAGUUUAAAGUCAUACAAACUAGUGGAAAUAAGCAAAUUUUCUUCAGGAAUGUAUCUAGGAAACAUUUGCUUUUUCUCCAGGCAGCAUUGUCCUCCCUUCUUGUUGUUGUUGCUGUUAUUGAUUAAAAGCAGGUCGGAUCUUUUCCGUCUGGUUUUGGAAUUACUGAGUGUGCAAUGCUCGCUCAUUUGUACUGUGGGAAAAAAACUUUCCAAUCAGACAUUGUUUUAUUAAUUGCAUCAUUGCAACAUGCAUCCAUUACCAUUAAAAAGCAUGACUGUAGUAGAGCAGUUUGAGUUUGCCCACCAUCCUCUGUUGCCUGAGUUCUGCUUUCUCAGUCUAAAUUCUUCACUAUAUACUCUAUAUGGGGCCUUUUUUAUUGUGUACAAACAUGUUUGAUUUAUUGACGUCAAAUUCUGACUGAUCCUUUCGGUGUGUAUAGAGUUAUCCAAACACCACCUGUUCACCUCAGCCCACAGCUUACAACCAUAGUCCUAGCAACUGAGGUUGGGAAUCACCAGUGGCCCCACAAAACGAUGUUAUCACGAUACUUGGGCCACGAUACGAUAUUACUGCGAUUUUUAACAUUUCGCAAUACAGUGAGUAUUGUGAUACAAUAUAUUACGAUCUAUAUAUCUUUUAACUGUUUAGCUAAUUUAGCAUUUGGCUUUCCUGUAUGUUUUUCUUAUUUACACAGUGUUUUAUUUUUAAGUAGAACAUCUUGCAAACCAUAUACAUAUAUAUAUAUAUAUAUAUAUAUAUAUAUAUAUAUAUAUAUAUAUAUUGAACUAACUUUCUCCUGCUCUAUGGUGUCACCUCUGCCAACCUCAUUGAACAAAUAGUUGAUUUGAUUUUUCCAUUAUCAUAGAUUUGACUUCAUAUUAGCAAUUAGUUUGAAAAAUCGAUAUUUGGUAGAUGAGACGAUACAAUACAUCACCAGACAAAAUAUCGGGAUACUAUGCUGUGUUGAUUUGCGCUUCAGCUAGUAUACUAUAUACUUGUGUGUUGGAGUGUCCAUGAUACAUACACUCACCGGCCACUUUAUUAGGUACACCAUGCUAGUAACGGGUUGGACCCCCUUUUGCCUUCAGAACUGCCUCAAUUCUUCGUGGCAUAGAUUCAACAAGGUGCUGGAAGCAUUCCUCAGAGAGCUUGGUCCAUAUUGACAUGAUGGCAUCACACAGUUGCCGCAGAUUUGUCGGCUGCACAUCCAUGAUGCGAAUCUCCCGUUCCACCACAUCCCAAAGAUGCUCUAUUGGAUUGAGAUCUGGUGACUGUGGAGGCCAUUUGAGUACAGUGAACUCAUUGUCAUGUUCAAGAAACCAGUCUGAGAUGAUUCCAGCUUUAUGACAUGGCGCAUUAUCCUGCUGAAAGUAGCCAUCAGAAGUUGGGUACAUUGUGGUCAUAAAGGGAUGGACAUGGUCAGCAACAAUACUCAGGUAGGCUGUGGCGUUGCAACGAUGCUCAAUUGGUACCAAGGGGCCCAAAGAGUGCCAAGAAAAUAUUCCCCACACCAUGACACCACCACCACCAGCCUGAACCGUUGAUACAAGGCAGGAUGGAUCCAUGCUUUCAUGUUGUUGACGCCAAAUUCUGACCCUACCAUCCGAAUGUCGCAGCAGAAAUCGAGACUCAUCAGACCAGGCAACGUUUUUCCAAUCUUCUAUUGUCCAAUUUCGAUGAGCUUGUGCAAAUUGUAGCCUCAGUUUCCUGUUCUUAGCUGAAAGGAGUGGCACCCGGUGUGGUCUUCUGCUGCUGUAGCCCAUCUGCCUCAAAGUUCAACGUACUGUGCGUUCAGAGAUGCUCUUCUGCCUACCUUGGUUGUAACGGGUGGUUAUUUGAGUCACUGUUGCCUUUCUAUUAGCUCGAACCAGUCUGGCCAUUCUCCUCUGACCUCUGGCAUCAACAAGGCAUUUCCGCCCACAGAACUGCCGCUCACUGGAUAUUUUUUAUUUUUCGGACCAUUCUCUGUAAACCCUAGAGAUGGUUGUGCGUGAAAAUCCCAGUAGAUCAGCAGUUUCUGAAAUACUCAGACCAGCCCUUCUGGCACCAACAACCAUGCCACGUUCAAAGUCACUCAAAUCACCUUUCUUCCCCAUACUGAUGCUCGGUUUGAACUGCAGGAGAUUGUCUUGACCAUGUCUACAUGCCUAAAUGCACUAAGUUGCCGCCAUGUGAUUGGCUGAUUAGAAAUUAAGUGUUAACGAGCAGUUGGACAGGUGUACCUAAUAAAGUGGCCGGUGAGUGUAUAGCCUGCUUAUGGUGGCAAUAUGUUCCUGCAUGUAUAUGCACAGGAAACCUUAAGCAUGUUCUCCACGCACAUCAUUUUUGAGUCAAAGUGUUCAAACAUUGUGCAACCUUAAGUCAAACUGCAAAGACUGCAAAGAACAAUCGAGAGGAGGAGUCAGAGGUGAUGGAUUUUAAGGCAGAAUCUAUGUAUGUAGGAGACAGGGGGCUGAACAUAGAAAAUUGGCUGGUACAUCGCAGACCAAUCAUAGGGCUUGUGGUCCAUGUUGUUUUGCAUGUUUCAUUUUUGUUUAGGUGCACAUCAGCCUACACACAUGCAGACCUAAGGCAUAUGUUACAACAGAAAUUUACUGCAAAGGUGUAAAUCAGACUUUAAGGCUAAAGAUUGUCUCAUUGAGGUUGCAUCACCAACCUUUGCUGUCUAAUUUAGCCUUUUGUAGCAAAAAGCUAAACAUCUAAUCAACAAGCGUCUCUCCAAAAAACAGCUGACUUCCAGUAAGGGGACUAAAAGUGCAAAUGCUUUUUUUAGUUUGAAGACUUUUGCAGCACGUCAGCGGGGAACCUAAAGCCUCACAAACUCAGGCCUGUAAAGUUGUUUUGGACCAGUGAAGAAACAGAUUUUAUGCUCCGUGUUAUUCUGUUCAAGAACUGAUCCUUUGGCCGACUGAGGUCUAAGACUGGUGCUUUUAGUUACUGUCCAAAGUCAUGGUUUGUUUGGCUUCCUCUACCAUAGUUCUCCAUCAGGUAAUGCUUCAUUUCUCCUGGAUGAAUGAAGAUGUAUCCAGGAGAAAUGAUAUCCAGGAGAUUUGUCUUGUAUUUCACAUUUUGGUUGACUGAGAUUCAGAGAGUGAAGUCUGAACUGAAGGGUGUGGAACAUUUUUCAGUGAAUCUUGGACAAACCUGUAACGUGAUCCAUCCAGAUGAGUUUUAAACACCAGAUUUAACCGAAUAAACACUCAGUGACAUCCAAGCACACGUUAGCAAUCACAUGGAUCUGUAAGGUCAGUGAAAAUUACAGCUGUCUGUUAAAAGACACUCAUUUUAAAGUGAAGGUGGGAGUAAUUGUGCCCAGAUUGUCCGAGCUGCUACUUUACGGGACCUGCCUUUAGUUUAGUCUGUGAGGUUUCUCAACCAGCAGACCAGUUACAGGAGGUUUCAUGAGGCAGAGGGGGAGGGAAACUACGGACUGGAUUCGUGGGAGGUGGAGCGGGGGAAUCCUUAGAGUGGUGUUGCCGGGCAAGCUGAGCUAAAGCUGUAUCUAUACUGGGGCUGUGACUGUGCUGAGGAGGCAGACUACACAUGAUGCUUUAGAGCCAGAUAAUUAAAAAAACAACAUUAGAGAAUCUGUAGAUUUUAGUGUUUGUUUAAAUAUCAUCUGUUUUUGCUGCUCAGUGUGUGUUUGUGCUUAAAGGUGAAUAAAAGGGGGUUGGUUUGGUGUUUUAGAGGUGAAAGAGCUUGUGUGUCGAUCCACUAGAGAGCCUGUUUACUUUACAAAUUAUGCCCCUAAAUGGGGAAGGGCAAUGACAGGAGAACACAAUGAAAUCUUCUUGCUUGGGCGGCUUCAGUAUUGAGGUCGGCUCUGUUUUGAGCUGCUCCCCCCAACACACAUUCAGGGACACACACACACACCCACAGCAGAACAUACACACUCAGUAACAAUGCAGAGCGGUGCUAUUGGCUAGCUGACCACGCACUUCUGGCCAAUAGCAGCAGACGGGGAGAUGAUACUGUAUUUGAGCCCCAGAGAGUCAUUACCCAUUCAGGGUGUGUUUUAUUUGAACUCCUGUGAAGCUGCAGCCUUUCAUGGAGCAACUGAAAAUGUGCACAUGUGGAGCUGCUGCAUGGCAGUGCUGGUUUCAAAUAGCAAUCCUGAUGAGCAACUUGAUCAAAUCAGCUUCAUUGCAAAGAAAUGCAGCUUCAAAUGUACAGAAAUAAGGACAUUACAUGCUACAUACAAAAUGAACAGAAAGAUGUCUCCCAUAAGAUUUAAAACACAACGGUUGAUCCAACUUUUGUUGAAGUUUUAUACCUGAAAGGCACUAUGUUCGCUGAAAUCUCCCAACAAACAUAUAAAAUGACAAAUUUGUGGUCAUUUUUAUGGUAUAAAUUUUAAAAUCUGUACAUCUUUGUUUUUAAAAGGUGUCAGAUUUCUUUCUUUCCAUUGUGUUAUCUUGUUACUUGUCUGACAGUUAAGGACCAAAAAUAGUUUGAGUGUAAAGAAUAAAGGAGGAGAAUAAAGGUCAAAACUCUUAUUCAUAGAGAAAAAAUACUAAAAUUUUACCGUAAAGAGGGCUGUGAAACAGUCUUUUUCAAUCAUAACUAAUGUCUGAAUUUAUUUGUCACCCAUUCUUGACCAAUUGAUUUUUGAAAUUUCACUAAUUUGCAUCUCAAAGCCAUUAUUAAAUCCAUAUCAAUUGUGUAAAGCAGUUCUUACCAUAGCUGUGAUUUAGGAAUUAACCGAUUCCCCCUGUACAGUAAGUGCUCUGUUACUCCUUCAGUUUAGUUUCAUCCACUGGUCUGUGGGCAUUUACACACACCAAAAUAGAGCUCUGCCUGACUUCUUGUUGCAGUUGUGUCUGUAUGCUUAGCUUGAAGGCGGUGGCUAAAACUCUGAGUACUUAAGUGAUAAAUUGGCACCCCCCAAAUAUUGAAAAAAUGACAUGGGCUGACCACUCAUUGUAAAAUGUGUUGAUUUGACAGCCCUGACUCAAAUGUACUUCUGCAGCUGCUUUCUUUUAACCUUUAGGAUGAGUUUAUGAUCAUCUUUUUCUGCCCACACCCUAAAACCCUGACUUGUAAUGGAAUAACUAAGCUAGUAUAACUAAACUAAACUAAAUUUGGUGCUGUUUGAAGCAUUCCUAUAGUCUCUCACAAGUAACUCUCUCUCUCUCUCUCUCGCUCUCUCUCGCUCUCUCUCUCUGUAUGAUGGCAAAACAGUGCAACUUAUCAAGCACAUAUUUUAUGUGAAAUUUCGUAAAGCUGCACGCUCUAAGUUGACUACGUAAAUGUGCCCAUGUGGGGUCACAUCUUGGUCUUGCUUAUUUCAAAUGAAGGAUGUGGAAUAAACGUUGCCAUUGAAGCCCCUCUUUACAUGAUAACUGUACACUUAAGUGCUUUUCAUCCGUAAAAUGCUGCAUGUGUGAGAAGAACGGGGGGCUUUGGGGGGUUCUGUCAGUACAAUCUGUUUAAAAGCUCAAUCUCUGCACUUUAAUCUCCUGCAGUUGAUCAAUCAGCUGAUAACUAACUGUCAUCCUGUUGUUAUUGAUGAGCUGCUGACAUUUCAGAGAGAUGAAAAGAAGCACCAAGUGUUGUUGCGAUGUUUGAACUCAGCUUCACAUCCGGCCUGAUGCCAUGUGACUCCUUUACUCCUGCUCUCUCUUACAUAACGUUGAGUGUCAGCAGAGCGAAGCAAGGCCCCUGAGUGACUUCAUCGUGUUUUGGCAGAGCGCAUCGUCUUCUGAGGUGUUUUCUGGGAAAGUUUUUCUGUGUUUGAAACAUGAGAGCUGCUGAGAAAAGCCCAGACAAGCGUGCUCUAAAAACGUGUCCUAAAUGAACACAACCCCAGCCUGUUUUCUUUUGUAACCUCAGAGUGUUGAAGUGUUCAUGAAAUCCUUUACAACUUGGAGUAGAGCGCAGUGCAGACUUUAAACACAGAGCCUAGUAACUUUUUUGCAUGAGGCGUUUGAAUGUGCCUGACUCAGUGUGAAGUCCAUAUGAAGGUGAUUAAAAGCUGGCAGAUCUUCAGCUCUGCCCUCCUUGGAAACAGAGAAAUGAGUUUUGUCCUUGUUUCUUUCCCUUCUUUUGGACUUAUAUCUUACAAAGACUGGGGCUGGUGGAUAGUCUGUCUUACUGAGGAAUGUGAUUCAUACUGGAUACCAUUAUGUCAUAUAACAUAUUGCAUCAUACUGCAUCAUAUUAUUCAUAUACAUCAUAUAUAUCAUAUACAUCAGAUUAUCAGAAUCUGAUCACAUCAUUUCAUAUCAAACAGGAUUUUAUAUCAUCAUUUUGUAUGUUAUCAUAAAGUGUCAGUUGUACAGUAUUAUAUUUACAUCAGAUCGUAUACAAUCACAUCAUAUCAUGUUUUAUCAUAUCUUAUUGUAUCAUAAUGUGUUGUAUUGUAUCAGAGUGUGUUUUGUUGUAUUGUUUCAUAUCGUAUCUAAUCAUUUUGCAUUGUAUUGUGUCUUUUUGAACUGAAUUGUGUAUUAUCAUAAUGUAUCAAAUUCAAACAUAUGGUAGAUUAUAUUAUCAUUUAGUAUGAUAUCAUAUUGUAUUAUAUCGUAUCGUUUUUAUCGUAUCAUAUUAUUUGUAUUGUAUCCUAAAAUAUUUAUAGUAUUUGAGUAUAUCGUAGCAUAUAGUAUCAUACCAUGUUUAAUCAUGUAGUAUCAUAUCAUAUUACAUCAUAUCAUUUUGUAUAGCCUCAUUUCAUAUCCUGGUUUUUCACAUUACAUCGUAUGAAUUCUAUCCUAUUCCAUUGCAUCACCAUAUAUAGCAUCAUUAGGGUAAGGGUUAGGGUCACAUUGCAUCAUUUCCUUUCAUGUAAUUUUAUCCUGUCCUUUUCAUCCCACCAUGUUUUGACAAGUCCUAACAAAUCACUUUGCAUAUCUUUGUCUUGUAUCCUAUCAUAUUGUUUGUCAUAUUACAUGUAUCCUAGCCUUUCCUAUUAAUUUGUACCCUCUCCUUUCCUAUCUCCUAUCCUUUAGUCCUCUGUUCUUUCAUAUCCUAUCACAUUGUUUUGUGUUGUAUUGGCAUUGCAUUGCUUCAUUCUGUUUAAUACCAUAUUGUGCUGAAUUGUAUUCUGAUAUAUACUGACCAGGAUAGACCUUUUUGUUUGAGAUUAUAGUCUUCCUUACUGAAGUUUCAUUGCUCCCUUUAGGCCACUUAGGGGAACGGAGGAGUUUCAGCUUCCUCCAUCAGUUAAUCUGUUUGUGUUAUUGAGUUUUGUUAGAUCCAGACUAAGCCUUUAACAAACCAAAGUCACACAGUAAUACUAAUAAACUUACUUGAUAGACAAACAAUUGUUCUGUGAGAAAAAAAAAAUCUUGUUUUUCUCAAUGGAGUCUGGGUGCUUUGUAGAGUGAGUUAAAGCUGCUGGUUUUGUGUUGGACUUUAUAGCAUUUUGUUUCAACUCAAAGGUUUGUCUCUCUAGAGAUAUUUCCAAAAAUGGUAUUGGACCUUGGGGAUAACAAUCUGAACCUAUCAACUACAAAAAAAGACAAAAUGGACAAACUUUGACGUUUACCUUGAGAAAUUAGGUGGCAGUUACUACAACCUGUUUUGUUGUUGAAUUUUGGGCAGUAAUGUAUUGGCCUUUUGCAUCCAUUACUCCUUUAGACCCCAGAAAAUUAAGGAAAAAAAAAAAAACGGGCCCAGGUUUAGAGGCACAAGAAUUCCCUCGAGCUGUAUGCAGUUUUGUAACUAGGUCUGGGCUUGUACACUUCAAAAGAAAAUAAUGGAAAGAUGAGCUUUUAGGUGCCAUUCAUGCUUAAAAAUUCAUUUGAAGAAGUCCAGAGGCAAAAAGCCGAUUUUGAUAGCAGUCUGUGAGGUCUUGAGAGGGAGCUUUUAUUCAAUAUUAUGAUUCACUAUUUGAACACACAGGUACACAUCUCUACACACAAACACACGCCUGAAAGCGCCCUAAAGGUAGUGUUUUCUGUAACUCGAGCAGACUUCCUGGGAAAUACCAGAAUCUAACCGUAAACAUACCAUUUCUAUAACAUGAGAACAGAGUGGAUUGCAUCAUUACUACAGCUGCCCACAGGGAAGCAUAUAGAGUUUCCUGCCGUUCCAUUAUGGACUCAAUGCAUGAGAACCCGUUUCACACAUUUUGGUCACUUCUUUGUGUGUCUCUGUCACCCAAAUACAAACCCUUUCAUGGAGCAGCUUGUACUUAAGAGAGAAAUAUAUCAAAGGAAACAGCACUUAAGCUCUUCCCAUGACUAAUAUAACUAUUUGCUGUUGUGGUUACGAUUGGGCCUGUAACAGCUCUGAGCUUGGACUCUUAAGUGUCAAGUGUUUAAGACAGUCAUGAGUAAUGUUUUCUUUUUUUUUAGACAGAUUUUAUAAAAAUCCUGGAAAUUUUGGUUAUUUAAUCUUGAUUAUGGACAAUUUUUCCCAUCAGCUUGUAAUUUUUGUUUGUUUGUUGUUGCUACAGUUCAGUGCUUCCAAAUGACCCCUCAGAAUUCAUCAUCUGUUGGAUUUUUAGUCAUUUUUAGCACUCAAAAAAAAUCAGGUAUAGGAAUGAAACCUGCUAGAAACAGUUGAUAAAGAAGUUUCACUUUUAAAAUAAGGAGGGGCUGGGAGCUGAGCUGAGUCACUAGCCAGCACGAUAAAAUGAUACUAAGCUUGUUUUUAGAUUUGGGCUGAUUUGGGUUUUUAGAUUGGUCUCUUUAACACUGACUCAGGAAUACAAACUUGUGAAAGCUGGAAAUGUUUUACAUCCAAAAUCAGUUUUCCUUCACUAUGCCUUGAACAUAUUAGGAGGGGCUAAAAGCUGAACUGCUCAUUGCUUGAUCAGAAAAUCUCCUUCAAAAUGGCCCAGGGGUACAACCCUGCAGUGAAAGCAUAGGAUAAAAAUUUCACUUUUUGAAAUCUGUGCGGGAGACAGUGCACAUCAAGAGGGCUGCAAGCUGAGUUGCUGAUAUCUCAAUUGAAUGUACUCAGCUCAUUUCCAGCAAAAGAUUGUUGAAGUCGUCAUCUUCCUAUGUUUUACUGGUUAAUACUGGCCCAAGACUGGAAACCUGUGAAAGCAGAGAGUAUUAAGGUUUUUUGAUAAAAAAAAUCAUUGUGUCUUUGCUCCCCUUACGCACAUAGAGUAGAUCAGGAGGGGCUACAAACUGAGUUGCUGGUAUGCUCGGCUAGAUUUUUAGCUAAGGGUUUUACAAGUGGUCAUUGUUAAUACGAUAUUCUACUUAAGACAGAGAUUGAACCACUAAACACCACAAAUAAAGCAGUUUGCUGUCAAAACAAACCUGCUGUCUCCAUGACCGUCUUUGAGAGUUGUGGAGACUGUGAGCUGAGCUGCACCUAACUUUGCCUCAGCUGACCAAGGGAGACAGUUAAAACAGGUUAUGUGCCUCAAAACAGUAACAUUAAUACCUGAAGCAAAUGUGUUGUUAAAGAAAAAAAAUUGUAAAACAAUGUUGGCAGGUGUGGUUUGGGGUGGGUCUUAACAAAAGGGGAAACAUAUGCUUAAAAUAAUCAACGCUUUCUGUAUUUGGGAGCUCUAAUCUGCUUUGAUUGACCAGAUCUUGAGUCUAGUUAAGUAUCAGUGACUAUUGCUGCACAGUCAUAACUUCCCCCUGAGUCAUUGAACAGAAAUGAUUGUUUACUGAGGAGAUGUUGCUUGUGUUGAUUAUGUGUAGAUCUGUUUUAAAGAUACGUGGUGCAACAAGGCAACACCAGUGUGUGAUUGAGUUUCUUCCUGGCUGCACUACUGUCCUAGUUUUGUCUCUGUUCCAGUAACAACUGGAAGAGCCUGUGAUCAAAGAGAUCAAUGGGGAGGAGAGGUCAGAUCUUUGUUUCUCUGACCGGACAUGGAGCGGCUAGAAUAAAACAGAAACCAUCUGUGCAGAGGCAAACAUCAACACAGUCCAACCUGAAACUCAAGCCCAGACCGAGGGCAAACUGCUCAUCUCGCCUCAGAGGGAGCAUGUGCUGCUCUGUGGUCUCCAAUCGUUGUUUAUAAAACUGCUUUCAGACUUCAACAUCCUGAUUUUGGAGGCAAGUGUUGCUCAUUCUUUAGUCAGAUUUGGAUUUUUUUUUCUGGGCUCACUCUCCAGAAGUCUGCGGUUAGUCUGCUGCUGAGCACUGCAGCCUCGGCCCGGUCUGCGUUAAAUCCUGAGCCAAGGAAUUCAUUAAACGCAGCGUGCUUUUUACAAGAAAGCAGCUGUUUGUCAACAAGACGCCAUGUGGUUGUGAGAUGUAAAUUUCCAGUGGCCUAAGUGGUGGUUUGACACGUUUAGGUUAAUGUGCGUGCUGCACACAAAGAGGCGCACAUUAAGGAGCCAGAGAGGUCAGAGGAGUGUGUCGACUCUCUUUGGGCACAAAGAUAACGAAGAGCAGAGCUAAAGGAGUUGGAGAAAGUUAUGAAGAAAUUCCUCUCUGCCUGCUGAUCCCUGCAGCUCUCCGCCUUUUGUAGAUGUGACCCCCCAGCACCCCCCUCUGCUGACUCUAUCCUAAUGCCCGUGUUAUGGGAAGGGACAGGCAGGCAGUCCCCCUGGGAGUGUCCUCUCAGCCUGGGCUCAUGAAGAAGGGAGCUUUGAGUGGACCUGACUGUUUCCUAUAUAAGGUAAUAAAGCUGCAGAGAGAGAGAACGAGAAGGGAGAGGGCAAGAGAGAGAGAGGGAGAGAGAGAAAGAUAAAGAGGGAGCGAGAGGGCAGAUGAAAGAAAAAUGAAACAUAAACAUGAGACCUGACGUCCACCUUUGAUGUGCCCAUCCUCAGAUCCUCUUCAGCCCCUCAGCCUCCUCACUGCUAACCCUUUCACAAUAAGAGCUGGUGGCCCUUCACAUGUUCCCCAAGGCCUGAAAGAAUCAAAUCCACCACCUUUAGGUUCUUGCAUGAGCUUCUUUAGUGGAUAACAAUGUCAAAAAGGCAUACCUAUGUUUAUCACAGACAAACGCUGUAUUGCUCUAUGAUUAUAUCUUCUUUUAUAUUUGUCAGAGCAAUACUUAAAGACCCACUCCGGUGAAAAUCACAUUUUUCUUGGUUUUUAUACAUCCAUAUGGCAUUUUUAUGAUGCUUCAGGAAAUAUCAAGAGAAAACUAAAUGCGAAAUUGCUGUUCUGAGUAUUUCUUAAGACCCAAACGGCGGGUUCAGAAACGGCGGGUUCAGAAACAGUGAGAUAUCAUACGUAACCGAUCCAAGCUCCGCCCCCGAAGCCCCGCUAUGCAGGCCACACUCUGCAUAGAGGAGACAUAGAGAGGACGAUUGCGGAACAAGUGUGUGCGUUAGCAGAUUGCAAAACUCUUAAGAAAGCUAAUUAUGAUAUUAGCUUUUAUCAUGUCCCCAAAGACAUUAGUGUCUCAGAGCUGAAUAGCUCCUAUGUUACCUGCCACUUCUACUACACCAGCUAUGUUAGGCUACAAGCUAGCAUGAAGAGGAGUGUGCAGGGCAGCGCUGUCUCCGCCCACAACACAGAGGUGCCUGCCUGCCUGCAGUCUCAAUGUGUCACCUAUUUAAAAUAUUUAGUGCAUCAUGGCACAAAAACUCAGACAAAGAAGUCCCUGAACUGUUGCGCCACUACAUUCUUGUAUCAGACAAACAAAGGCAAUAUUUUAAACCUCAAGAAAGUGAUAUCUUGUGCUCCCAGAUUUUAUCAGAGUAGUGCUGAUGUCAGUUUAAUUUCUCUGCUAGCAUCAGAAAAAAAUCCAGAUAAUGGAGACAAGAUAAGGUGAAAGAGGAAUCAAAGGUGUAAUUCUUGAUGUGGGGGCCACUGGUUUGUCUCCUGGCCUCAGCCUUUGUUUACCCCACUCUCUUUUUUUCAUGUUUAUGCAUUUCUCUCCAGUUAUCCUGUGCAAGAAAGGGGGAAAACCCAGAAAUGAGUCCUUAAACCAACCAUAUUAGCAGAACAGUCCAUCUUAGGUUAAGUUUAGUUGCUGCAGCUUCUAACUGAACUUCAGUUAAGUUGCAGUUUCUAAUCAGCAUGUUUACUUGAUCUGUAACUGCUCGAUGGAAAGCCCACAUUUUGGCUGAAAAGUAUCUAAAAGUUAUUCUGCCAAUGUUUCUAAAACUCAGCUCGUGGAUUUGAGUACAAGUCACACUCUACAAUCACAGUGUUUAGGGUAGUUAAUGAGGCGUAAAGAGGGAGGCUGAUGAGGAAGGACUUUUCACUCUGCACAUUAAUACUGCCCGUCACCGAGCGUGCUGUAAUCAUGCAAACAGAAAUGUCGUUAGCCAAAUUUACAUUUGAUAUGAUGAAGAAAGGUUUAUCAGAGGCAUAAAAGGGAGGAACAUCUUUCUCCUCCUGAAACUCUACUCCUCUGGGAAUAACCACCUCUGGAAACUUAACCCUCUCUCUGAAUAAAACACAAAGCAGCUGCUCAGAUCGAGUUCACUGCUGCAGGAGGAUUUAGAUCUCAGGCUUCCGGAUGACUCCUGGUAUCCAGGCGGGCAGGGCUGCUCACAUGCCAGGGGCUGUUGGAGGGAUACCCAGUUGUUUGUGACAGAGUGGACUGGCAGCGUCACUCUGACUCUGCAGCCUCAGCAGCUCUGUGGGAAUGCCAGCAGCCCAAACCUGUAAUUUCAGCAGAGGGUCGGGUGACAACAGAAGCUUCACCACAGAUAUGAUUUGUAGAUUCAUUGGAGUCAGUGCAGAGUUUAAACCUCUUAUACAAUUGAGAGAUGUUAACUUUGGCUUGUGCUGGCUGGUGGCCCUGAACGUGUCCCUUAAGGCCUGAAAUAAUCGUAUCAAUCAUCCUGAAGAUUCCUGCAUGAGCUUAUGAAGCAGUUACUCAGUGUCACAAACUUGUACUCCUGUUCCUCACAGACAGACACUUCAUUGUUCUCUGAUUAUAUCUCCUUUAUAUCUGUCAGAGCACCUCAGGGAGAUAAAUCAGAUGAUUUAUCAUCUUGAAUAAGUGUGCAGGGAUGUGAUUCUUCUGGAUAAGUCUGGGAUCAUAGAUUUUCUGACCAAGGGAGGUGACCGACAUGAUGUAAGGAAAAACAUUCUGGCUAACCGUGAUAAAACACAUGUUUAGAAUAAACUUAAGGCUAAAAUAAGUUGAAAAUACUUUUAAGUUGCAAGGCAAUGUAGCAAUGCCUCAGUUGAGACCAAACUCAGCCUGCCAUCAGUCAACCUAAAAGCUUUAAUUUAAGUUUUUUAACAAAUACAAUCCAAAAGCGUUGUGAAAAUGUGGCAGCACUUAGUAAAAGCAGGUUUUAAUGAUCUGCAGCUCAUUUGAACUGAAUGUUUGGGUUGAAAAUAGUGCAAAGACAACAAAUCAAACAUUGAGAGUAAAACGAAAUAUUAAAGAGCCUUCAUCCAGGUAGGUGUUAAAGUGCACAUUGCAUAGUAUAGGUCACACAUCUAGGCUUCAUUAAAGUUGAACAAUAUAUAUAUAUGUUUAUAUAUGAAUAUAUAUACAGUAGGUUUAGGAGUAACAUUCGCUGCCAUCCAGACAAAGACUUUUUCAGUGAAGACCUUUAUAUUUCAUCAAGACAUGACAAACCACAUUCUGCAUUUACAACAACAGCAUGGCUCUGUAGUAGAAGAGUCCUGCUGAUAAACUGGCCUGCCUGCAGUCCUGACUUGUCAGCCAUCAAAAAUGUUUGGUGCAUCAUGGCAGAAAAAGAUUAGACCCUGACAUUUAAAGCAGCUGAAAUCCUUUUUUAGGCUAGAAUGGGACAAAACCUUAGAAACUGGUCUCCUGCGCUCCCAAACGUUCACAUAAUGUUGUUAAAGGAAGAGUGCAAGACCUCAGUGCCCAGUGUAUUGUAUCUUACUCCAACCUGACAUCAUGUAUCUUAUUCUUUUAUGAGCACAAUAGAGCAUAUUGUUGCAUUACUGAGGUGUUGUGGCAUUCUGAUGUACUGAAGGUCAGAUCGAGGCUCACCUCAUCACAAAGGCUCAACCGGACACACCGUCUCUGCUUUCUAUACGCUGCAAGCUGUUUGUUCAGCUGCAGAGCGGAUCCUCCUCUUCUUUCAGCAGCAGUAAAGUUAAAUUCCAACCUUUCUGGGCACAAGAGCAGCUCCACACAGCAAACAGAUGUUGUAUUUUUCAGCCCUGAUUUGCCGGUUGGGGUUGGGACCUUGGGAGCAAUGCAGAGUAGAUUUAAGGGCUUGUGUGUUUUUAUUACUUGGCUGCAGCUCCCACAGGUGCUUUAGGGGAACUUGCUUGUUAUGAUUACAGCACUUCUCUUCCUGAGAUAGAGUUUUUUAUACUUUUUUUUGUUUUGGUUGUGUUUUUUAUACUUUUUUUUGUUUUGGUUGUGUUUUUGGUCAACGUGAGGCUAAAGUAACUGAACGUAAGAGACUCUUGAGUCAGUGAUAGCAGCUCGGCCUCACUUGGAAAAUGUAACUGAAUAGCUUCACAUUUGUGCUGACUUUGCAGAGCAGAUGUGAUGUAGACAUUAACUGUGUUUUUGGAGUAAAGUUAAAAUUUGUCUGGAUGGUUUUCACUGCAGGUUCAGCCUCUGUUUGACUCUUCUUGUGGUGCAAUCUGCUGAGGAAACCCAUCUGUUAGAGUUUGGCCACCAUCAGAAACAGCUUGACUGCAUGGAGAUAACUUUUCCCCGUUUACCCUCUCAGCUGUGCCGGUGGUCCCAUGUGUGCCGCCACCCAUAGUGACUGGAGAGCACACGCCCAAAUCCCUGCACAGAGAAGGGAAACCUCUGACGUUCAAAUAAAUAAAGACAUGACCGUUUACUCUGGGGUUAUGUAAGCUUUCAAAGAUGGGUUAAAACAUGCUGUAUGGUGGUUUUUCUGGCAGGUGGAUUUCUUUGUAAAGUGGUUAGGAACAAAGUAAACGACUAAAGUGUAAUCUGAGCCCAGGUCGGGGUGAGUGGUGUGUUGUGGCCGUGUGUUUGAUUUCCUCUGAUGACGCUGUCAGGUGAGCAGCCUGGAGGUUUUAUAAAGUGCUUUUAAAUUACGUGUGCCUGUUUCUCCGCGUUUGCUUUGGUAAGCGGUCUGUUUUCUUAUGUCACUCAGCUUGACUUUUAUACUGAUCCUGAGGUAUUUUCAUUCACAUCAAUCUCUCAGGGUUUUUUUUCCCUGAAAGAAAAAUUUCACAGCAGUUUGAUUUCUAUUUUUGUCUUGGCUAUACCAUAUUUUUUAAAGAAAUAUUUUUGGCGUCUGUAUUUAGGAAGUAUUUUUGUAAUAUAUCCUAAACAGCAGAUGUCCAGUCAUGGUUUAGAAGCUGACAGGAUAUGCAUUUUUUUACAUGUAGAAGCAAGGUGCAUGACUCCUGAGCAAGAGAGGCUUUUUUAUUUGUUUGUUACUUACUUCUGUCUCUUUACGUAGGACACUUUCUUGCUGCAGAGAAGUGAAACAGAUCACCUCAGAGCCACGGCAUGUCAGGCUAUAAACUUAAAAAAUCAAAAGCCCAAAUACCAGUCCAUGUUUGUUAUUUUUCCCCUUGAAGCUGGACCUUCCUCAGAGGUUUUUCUUCCCUUUAACAAAUGGACUCUGCGAUUCAAACCACUAAGUCUGAAUACCACUGAUUAAAGCGCUUUCACCCUAAAAAUCUGUCUCCCUCUGACGCCUCUUGGCAGAGCAUCUGUUUAUUUAAGGACCGACAGAACAUGGAGGAGGAGGUCCUUUCAAAAGUCCCUGUUUCUGGGUUUCAAUCACCACAACAUUUAUAGAAAAGUUUCCACGACACAAAAACAACAGUAGAAAACACAGCACAGCUCAACAACCAAAGCUUAGCAGAAAAGAAAGUGAAGAGAAACUCUGCUGAACAUGAACAUCACCCCACCCACUCACUUACCAUGAAUGUUCCUGAUCUUUCUCUACUGAGACAAGAAGGUUUGGCUUCUGAUUGAACCUUAACAUAUCAGCUCAUCAUAGCAAACAAGCAAACAAAACCACCCGCAACAAGAUUGAUUACUUUUAUACUGUAAUUUUUAAUGCCACAAAAAAAUCCAGCAGGACAAGAUUUUUCAUGAACAAGCCAAGCAAAGACUGCUUUGUCCAUAGGGGGAGCCAAAGUUGACACAAACUCACAGAAGCUUUAAGCGUAAAGCCAAAUAAUCUAAUUGUCACCAGUUUUAGAUUCACAUUUUUAUUUUACACAAUGAAUCAAUCUGACUUUACCCAGACUGAUUACAAAGGAGGUUGCAGGACAUGGUCUGCAUGAAAUCCAGCUGAACAGAGUCAGUUGUCGGGUUCACACUUGGAACUGUCCUGAGAGUCUUCUUUAGUUGACAAAUCUGUAUGUAUGAUUUUUUUGCUUUUUGCUGCAUGUGUGAAUUUAGACAGGUCAAUUUUUAUUCGGGAAAAUUUUUUUUUGAUGAAAAUUUUUUGAUGAAACCAUGAAACAUCAGCUUGAUUCAGAGCUGUAAAAAGCACCACAAAAGCUUGAAUGUUUCAGAGAUGGAUUUCAUUUGAUACCUUUGAGAUGUCUGCCUUUGACUCCCUCUCUGUGAUAUUAGGAUAUAAGUUUUCAAAAUUCAGCCAUGGAUUUGAGUCAUAAAUCUACUGUUUGAGCUCAGAGGAGUUUAGUAAAUAUUCAACUUGAUUAGUUGAAUAAACAAAAUUGCUCUCUUUCUCUUUCCUGUGUUUGUGUUGAAAUCAGACUUGUCAAACCACCGACCCCUCUCAUCAGUCAAGUAUUCCUUCCUGUACAUCAGCACACUCAGAGGAACUGUGUAGAUUUUUACUGCCUCCAUGUCAGGCAGAGAAGAUUGGCCUACUUUCCUGCGGGCUCUGACUUGCGUAAAACUGUCACCACAUACCCAACCGAGUGUGUCAUGGAUGCCAUGUCAUUGGCUGCCUGCUGCACCCACUAAUUUUACAUCAUGACAUAACAAGAGGACCCAUCAUUACAAACUGCGGCUACUGCAAUUUAGUGGUGGGUACAGCAGAGCAGAGAGGCAGAGAUACACAUAAAUGGCAGAAACAGUGUCAGAAAAUGACAACUGUUACAGACUUAAUACUGAAUCCAGAGGGCAUCCCUGCUCCUUAGCUUCAUAGCCACUGAGAAUACUUGCUCUUUGAGUCUGUGUCUCUUGGCGAAAUGGGCAGAGACCUGAAUGAUUUCAAUGCUUAUUGGCAUCUAGUCCUCAGGCCGGCCAUUCAUGAAGCACUUACACAGGAGAGGCCUCCAGGGGCAGCAGGAGUCAGCCUACUUUCUUUUCUAAGCCCUUACGCAGGCAGGACCGUUCUUUAUUUAUCUCAGCAAACUCCCCCAGGAUAGAGCCGCAUUCAGACCAUGGCUGUCGACUCGUGCACUGACAGAGGCCGGAGUCUGGCAUCAGUAAAGUCAUGCCAAAGAGAAACUCUCCAGGGAGCCCACAUGGAGAGAUAAGAGUGAUGUGAGGAAGUUUAGUUCCUGUUUAGGACAGAGGGGGUGAUAAGGGUUUUUAGAAGCAGUCAAGAAAAAUGACUCUCAGUAGAGUCCAAAAAAUAUAUUACAUGAGCUAGCAUAAGCUAGUCUCUCCUACAUAUAUCAGGAUAAAAGUCCUCAGUUUACACCACUUAAAGUUCUGUCUGCAGCUCAUGUAGCUGAAAAUUACAUGUAAAGCAUAAUAUAUAGUGAAAAGGUGGCUAUUCAAAUUACAGCCCCUGUACAGUCCUCUGCCUCUAAUUUGCAUUACCACCCAUUCACUAUGAAAUGUUGAACUUCCAGCUGAAGGAACAAAAAAGCUGACACAAAAUAUUGAUUUAAAGAUGACUAGAUUGAGUUACGAUGACAUAUCUAUGCUGACAUUUAUCCUUGUUGAGCUCCCUUUAUUCUCAGCUUUUCAACACGCCUGCAGUGAAACGUCACAAUAAAAUGCUGUGGUUUACAUGACUUUGUCGGGAUUAUUUUUAUGUUUCAUAAAAUGUAUUUGAAUAUGGAAUAACUUUGGUGUUCUUUUUGUUCAUGAAAGUUUGUGCAGUUCACCCUCAGGGCCACAGUACAUAUAGGUUAAGCUCUAUUACUUGAUGAAAUGGGGGAAACUAAGGGCAGCUCUCCAACAUUUUUUGUGCUCUUCAUUUAAAAAAAUAAACAGUAUUGAAUUCAAACAAGAUGUUUUUCUGAUAUCCCGCUGCAAAUUGACUAAUAAUAUGUUUACUUUCUUUCUCUUCCAUGUCCGCUCUGACUUCCUGCUGACGAUCAAUAGGUAAGUACCAGUUGAUUUUAUAUUUGGGCUACAUCUGGAACCAAUCUGUGUCAGUGAAUUGAAGUAAUAACAGUAUUUUUAGGUAGCCAGUUUUCCCAGAGUCACUCAGACAAACUUCUGCAGAGUAUUGAGGUGCACUGCUGGACCAGACUUUCUCCCCACAGCUGAGGUACAAUGAGCUGUGAGGAGCACAGUCGCUCCUGAAUGCAUGUCUCUGUGCAUAUGUGUCCAUUUCCAUGGAGACGCUGAGUUUUUAAAUAAAAAUCACAAUAGUGUCCUUUUUGUCAUUUGCUGGUGGAGCAGUCAGCAUGGCGCUGACAGCACAGCAGUGAAUCCCUCAGCUUCUACACCCAAGCUUAUUGAUGCUCUCUACACCACUGUGCUAACGAGCAAACACACACCUCUCUGUUCACAGACACACUGGUUCUUACACACACACAUGCUGGCAGUUUCACAGCAGGUCACCACUUGAGCAGAUUUAUCUCCAACUGUGUAUGCUUGAAUAUUUGUGUCCCAGUGUUGUGCUGAUUCACGCUAACAAAAAAAAAAGAUUGAUGUGGAGUACUCACAGGGGGUCCUGGGAUCACAUUGAUCUAGCUGAUGUAUCCUGGUGAUUGUGUACCCACAGUGGCUUCAGGAGGACCUCAAUAUAACAUUCAGUGAAGUUUCCCUUUCAAACCGAAAAAAUGCAAAACUAACUUUUAUUUUGCCUGUUCAAUCUCCACAGUCAUCUUUUUAGUUGUUUUGCUGUUCACGUGACAGAAGUAGCAGAGUGGCAGGCUUGAAACUAGACAAACUGAGUCGAAAAUGACCCUCCAGGUGUUUCCUGAGUGAAGAGGUCUUCCGUUCUUAAAAACAAACAAACCUGAGGGCUGCGAGCUGAGCUGCAACUGGCUUGUUAGUACAUGCUCAGCUUGCUUUAAGGUCAUCAGUGGCCAUAAUUGUCAAUCCAUCUGUUGAAAAAGUGCAAACAGAGACCUGUGUGUGUUUUCUUUAAUUUAACCUGAUGCAGCCUGCCCCUCACUCAAUGCCCAGAUUGUGCGCCGUUUAACUAGCAAAAUGUGGUCUGGCACACCUCAAAUCAUUGUGCACUUUAGACAGUGUAUUUAGGACCAUUUGAUGGGACCGUCCAAUGAAUGAAGCAGUGAUUGAAUCUCAGUUCUUCCUUGUAGCUCCUUAGCUGGGUUUUUCGGGUUGCAGAUAACUCUAGCUCACUAGAGGUGAGAUUAUAACAUUUAAGGACACUGAGGUGAUGGAAAUGUCUUGUAACUGGCUAGCUGCUGACGUUUUCAAACUCAGGCUGAGAUUCAAGCUUGGUGGGGUAUUCUGGACCAAAAAUAGGACAGAAUAGUCUAAGCUUUGUUCAAAAUAACCAGAUCCUGAGUCAGUUACAGACCUAACUCUGUCCAGUAAUGAUGCCAAACACCUCAUGGAGAGUUUGUUUGGAUGAUAUUUUUCAGGGUGUGGUGCUGAAAGCCACCAGGAGCUGCUGUAUGGUCUGAUCCUCUCCAUUGUUCCCACUCAAAGAGCUGCUGGGUUUGCUCUCUGUGUAUCCAUCCGUCCUGCCAGCUCUGGGUUUGUGUUAAAGCAGCCAGGCCUUCAGUUUAUUCUCUCUGAGCUGAAUCCCAUCAGACAAAGAUGUGUGAGAGAUGGCCAAAGCUCAGCUCGGCUCGGCUCAGCCCGGUGCCACUCCCUCAUAAUGACUUUCCCACAGACACACUCAGGUCACUGCCCUGUGAAACCGACCUCAGUCUGACCAUAUGUGGAGUUAAGGAGAGGUUUCCAUUGCAGUCGUCCAGCGUAAAUCCUGCCUUGGUUGUAUCUUUCCAAACCACACCUUCCCCCGUGUCUGCGUUUUUGGGUUUCCUUUUUCCCCUCGUUGUGUUUCUCUCCCUCCACAGUCUGUCUAUUCUGCUUAUUGUGCUCCAUCUGAGCGCUGACUGAUGCCAGUAAACCAGUGAAACCAGAGUCUGAGCUCACACGGUCCAGUGUUUACACAGGAAACAGUGAGCAGAAAACCAUCAGUGAUUAAGCUGCUCAGACUCUUAUAUAACAGUCUGAAUAUUCUGCAGCACCUUCAGGUUACACAGCCUUUGUGUUGAAAGUGUGUGAGGUUUUUGUCCACCUACACUUUCACACUCACUUUACACGUAUGGUUCACUGUUUCUGUAACCUCUGAGGCUCUGUUUGUGACCCGGGACCGGCAUGCCAUACAUGCUGUUGAUCUCUGACCCCUCAGCCUGUCACAGACUGAAUAACAAGUUGAUGAAUGAGCACCCGCACUAAAAGCUGGACGUUCCUCUCUUGUAGGUUUUUGUUUAUGAGGCUGAUGAUGGCACGCACAAUGUGGUGGGUGUGCCUCAGUGGGUUGUUGUGUUGUUUGGGCCCUCAGACUUUACAACACUGUUACAACACAUGCUUGGUCAGCCAGUCAGCCAGUUUUAAUGUGUUUGUCUAAGCAUGCUCCCAUUACUCCACCUCUAUUUUACCAGAAACACAUUUUCUUGUAUUAGUGUGAUCUGCUGUUAUCACUGAUCCAAAACAAAAACAUGUUUUGGAUGUGAGUGAUGAAUAUUCAUUGCAAUGCAGCGUAGAGGCUGCACAUGCUGGUACAACAUCACACUGUUUUGCCUCAUUGAGACCUUUAAAAAGAAUAGAGUUGCAUAACCUGAAACACCUUUACUUUCCCAAAACCAACAAGUCAGAUCAUCUGCUGUUCGACCACAAUUUAUCAGAUCUGGCUUUUUUGUUCAAAGAGGCAAAAAUAAUUGUUGUUUCUUUUGUUAAGAUCCAUAUCAAACUCCUUUAUCAGCUUACACGAGUCUCAUUAUGUACCUAAAAGACUCAGGUUUCAGGGUUUUUAUGAUCCCCUGAUUAGCCAGACUCAUAUUCCCAUCAGAUUACUUUCCCCAUUUUAGUUUGACUCUCUCAUGUAAUCAGGAAACAACUUGAGUUAUUGUGUAGCACAGAACUUAAAGUAAGCCAAGCUAUGAUAGCAGCAGCUCGGCUCUCAGCCCCCUUAAACCACAUACUUGAAAGACAUAUUUCACUCACAUUUUCAGAGAUUUUAGGAUCACCUGCUUUCAGUCGAACAUCAAAUGUUAUCAACAGAUGACUUUUACUCUGUUGAGUAAUUAGUAAACGAGUCUGAGUAAAUGUAAGAGCAGAUCUUCAGUUGACAGAGCUAUGAUAGCAGUUUCUCAGCUCACAGCCCCCUGAUACCAACAGUAACAGAAUUUGAGACACUUAUUGCAGUGUUUGAUUACUGCUGUGAGCUAAACAUUAUAUACAUUAUUUUCCAUCAUUUGAGGUGUGACAGCAGCAGCUCGGCUCUCAGCCCCCUUAAACCACACAGUUGAGUGACAUAUUUCACUCACAUUUUUCAGAGAUUUUAGGAUCACCUGCUUUCAUCCAGACAACAAAAUGUUAUCAACAGAUUACUUUUACUCUGUUGUGUAAUCAAUAAAGGAGUCUGAGUGAGCGUAAGAACAGAUCUUUAUGAUUGCAGUUUCUCAGCUCACAGCCCCCUGAUACCCCACAACAGUAACAGAAUUUGAGACACUUAUUGCAGUGUUUGAUUACUGCUGUGAGCUUAACAUUAUAUACUUUCCUUUCCAUCAUCUGAGGUGUGAAAGCAGCAGCUCGGUUCACAGCCCUCUGAAACCCUGCAGUGAAAUGACAGUAGUGAAGACAUUUCCAGCAUGUGUUUGAAUCACUAGUUAACAUUUUUAAUGAACAAGCUUAUGGCAGCUCAGCUCACAACCCCUGCCAGAUGUCUUUGGUCACAGAGGAUGACUUACUUGACCUGAAAUUACAGUAUGCUGUGUUAUGGCCAGUUUAAGUAGUCUGGUCAGUUUGUUUUUGGAGAGGAGGAAACCUCUGUGGAGGAUUAAACUUCUGAUAAAACUUCCUGAUUGGUCUGUUGUGGUUUUGUUUAGAGGCAAUAAUGCUACAUUGAUAUAACUGCUGAUGACAAAUAUCACCAUUUCCUAGUUUCAGCAUGUAGUUUUGCCAAAUAUCUGUUGUAGAUUUUUUCUGGUCAACCUUGUCAGAAUAAUGCAUUUAGAUAGAUCUUAAUCUGCUCACAAUAUGCUUCAUUAUCAAUACGCUGAAAGAACAGAUGUAAACUGAGAUGACGUGACUUUGCCAUGUCAUGCACAUGGUGUUGUUUUGAACUUACUUAACAUGUACAGUGUGGAGCCUGCAUGAUACACUCUUUGAGAGAUGAGUGACAUGCAGGAACAAAAGCUCAGUGAAGCGUGCAGGUCUGGCGGAGAAACACGCUGAUGAAAGUUUAAUCCCCCCUCCUCUUCUUCUCUUGUUUUUCUUGGCUUUUGCUCUCAUAGAAAAAGUCUAAUCAGACCUGGGCUGCUCAUCCUGUCUGACCACACAGAAAAACUCUUUUGUUUCACCUUUUUAAAUGCAGAAAAAUUCCCGUAAGCCCUGGGCUCAUGUUGACAGAGCUGACUGAGCUCACAUUUCCCCUCCUCUUGUUCUGACUUCGAGGUUUUUCUCCGUGGUUUACAGCGCUCUUACUCUCAGGACGGCCAAGAGAUCUCUCUCUCUCUUUUUUGCACCUUACUCAGAGUUCCCACCUCGGGAGCACAGACAGAACAAAAGCAUGAGGUCAAAGGUCACUCCUCUUCAUUCGUUAGACUAAUAGGCCAGGUGUACCUGCAGGGUAAGGAAACCCAGAGAGCUUUUGGAGCAGUCAGACACACCCCUUCCUCCUGUGUGAGGCAGGGCGGAGCGAGGGUGAUCACUUCAAAGGUGUAGAGAAAGCAGGGACCCGGGCCAAGCUCAGCAGGAGGGCCAUUACAGCCCAAUAGGAGUCAGCUGUGACCUCAAAGACCGUAAAAUGAUGUGCUAUGAGGAAGGCGUGCCAAAGCCUCCUACAUAUAGCGAGGGGCAGAGCUGUAAAACACACUUCAUGCUGGUUUAAAGGGUGAAGGAAUUUAGGUGUUCUUAUGAGGACUGGUCUCAUAUUUUUUCACAUUUUUUUCUUUUUUCUAUCAGAUUUUUUUUUUUGUUCUGAAAGACUUUUUUCAGUUUUUGUGUAUGCACGUAGGUUGCCUGUGCACGAUAAGGGUUUUAAGGACAUGCACUAAUGGAGCAGGUGCUGAGCAUCGAUGGUUGUCUCAAGCACUUUUCCCACAGCAGUAAUAGCCAACAAAUGUGUUUUUUUUUUCCUCUUGAACUGUUAGCAAAAGACAGCUAAAGCAUGUUACAUGUUUGACUCUUACUCAAACUGUGUGUAUUUUGGACUCUGUGAGGGAUCAGAGGUUGGGUGGAGUGAAUAAAUAUCCCGAGCUCUGUGUUAACUCUGUGUGCAGACCUCAUAAUGAGGCGUCUGCAGGUCAGGAGGUAAAAAGCUGCUGAAUGCAGACCCUGCCCCGUGCUGACCCCGCUGAGUGAGCACGUAAAGGACUCCGACGUGAAAUGCUGGGAGCUCAGUGCUCUUGUUCAGGGUUUGUCAUGUGCCACUUUGCCUUUUGAUUACUCAGCAAGUGUGAGACACAGAGAGUGAACGAGAGGUCAGGUUGUAGAGUGGACGGAGUGACAGCACACAUAUAAGCAGGGAGGGAGGUGGGUUUGAUCAGGGUGGAGCUGCUGACUGUCAACAAGGAGAUUUCAUCAUAGUUUUCCACUCGGGUUCAUAAAUGUAGAUUAAGAUUUAAUUACGAUAAACUGGAGGUCACAGAGGAAACUCCCACUUGUCCCGUUUGAGUGUUAAAUGUGACAAAUGAUUGAUAUCACGAUGCUGUUGCACAAGUGAAAGGAUGAGUCAGCCCUUCCUGAAUAAGGCUGAUCAGGACUGCUCUGCUUCACUGCUGUCAUCUAUUCAGUUACAACAGUCGAUCAUACAAAUUUGAUUAGUGAGUAUUUAUUAUAGAUUUAAACCAUAUGUGAGGAUUUUGGCUGAGUAUAAAACAGACUGAUUUUAAACUGAUGUUGUCAGUGACAUUAUUGAUUGUCUAUGCGGUGAUUUUAAUGCCUGUUUUUCCUGUAAAAGGUUGGUGUCAGAUGAGGUGAUUAGCAGUAAGCUGACUGAACAGUCUUGUUUUUGCAUUUUCUAUGCCAAAGAUUUAGUUGGUUAAAUGUUUGACAUUGACAUUAGGGAGAAUAGGUGUUUACAAAUGUGCCUAAACAAGCACAGGAACAGGAUUUAAGAGGAGGGCUUUCUCCAACAUGCUGUGAAUUGUCUAACUCUCCACAGAUUUAAGAAAACAGAAACAUUCAGUCCUAUCUCUGAUAGUCUGCUUUACCUUUAAAGGUCAUAAAGAGGCACCAGUAUUAAUUUCAUUUUAUCUCUAACAAAAAAAAAACCUUACAGUGGCCUUAUAUGUCAAGUGUCCUUCUCAGAAACUGUUUUCAACCCUAAUCUAGGAGAAUCAAAGGAGCUCUGAUUAGGUCACUGCAGGUAACUUAACCUGCGACUAUCAUGGUUUUACCUUUAAGGUUACUGCUUUGUCCACACACCUUUGUUUCAGAAAACAUGUUUCAGGGUCACUAGCAUCUCAUAUUUUUGUGAAUGCCACCAAGGAGGAAAGUUUUCACAGUUACUGUUCAUUUCUACAGCUGAAGUUUGAUUUUUAGUCUGUGGUUCAGUGUGUAUUUUAAGGUGGGGAGUAAAUCAAAGACCCCUGUUAGGUCUAUUAAAAAGUCUUGAUCGGCAGCAGUUAUAUCUUGCAGUGAAUGUCUGAUUUUAUGUGUUUAUUACUUUGCAUGAUUUGUGUAUUUGCAGCCCCUUCUUUCGGUUUUCAGCUAUACAUUUUUUUUCAUUUUCCGUGCAUUUCUGUUGUUGUUUUUGUUUAGGACUCUUGCCUUUCUUUCAGUCUUGCAUCCUUUGAGCAUUUGUGUCACGUGUCUGCUCAUUAAGAUGGUUUUGGUCUAAGCAAAUCAUCUCUACAUCACUGUAUAAAAGGCUCUUAAGGAAGCUGCAGAAAAACAGGAUUGUAUUUUUUUUGUCUCUGUUCUUUUACUGUCACUUUUUUGCAGGCAUUGAUUUAUAUUGAUCAUGUACAUAUAGUAAUAAAUGCAGUUUAAAAUAUGUUUUGCAUGUAGUUCCAGACCACUCUCUCUUCUUUAUUGUACUGUACAUACUUAUCUUUCCCAUGAAAUGUGCAAAACUUGAUGCAAAUGUCACAUAAAGCUGGUCAAGACGCUGUAAUGAUAUUCCUUGCACAUGAGCCGUUCAGUAAAACACACCACAGACUCUUAUGAAUGUCCCAUUUGCAGUAAAAACUUUAUGAAGGAAAUGUUUCCGAGCAUGUCAGACAUUUUCACCAACACUUAACACGUCCUCCCGCUUUCCUCAAACUUCCAAACUUCUGCUCCUUCUCUCUUUCUCUCUCUCUCUGCCUGUCUGCUAGUGUGUCCACCCAGCAGUAUGAAACAUUCUGGAGGUUUCAAAAUGGAAAGUAUUUCAAAGCCACCGCAGCCCGCGGUGUGACUUUGUAGAUGGUAAUCAGAAGCAGCUGAGAAAACAGGCCUCAGUUUGAUUACAGCGCUCGUCUUCUGCGUCUUCAGGAGGAUUUCAGCGUCUCCCGUGCAGCGGCAGCAUGUUUCUGAUAUUGUCCAAAAUAAGUCUAAGUUGUUUCAGCACCAUGUGUGUGUUUAUGAAUCAGAUAAACAGCAGAAACUUUAGAGCUCUGUCGGGAACCCUGUCACAGGAGAAAAGCUUUGAGCUGAAAGAUGUGAGUGAUUAGAUUUUUUUCUCCUGUUGAAAUGUAGUUGGGCUGGCAGAGCUACCAGCAUGAAGGUCCACGUGUUUAUAUGUUUCUUUGUUUGGAUUCAGAUGUAGUGCUGUAUGUCUGGAUUGUACGGAAGCCCUGAGGGAAAAAAAGUCAAAAUGUUGCAGGAGUAAAGUUUGUUUGUAGAGUUUUAAUAGUUUUAUCCUGUAUUUAUGACUUAAUGCAAAAAAACAAAAAGGCAUCUGUUGGAAUAAUCAUCAUAAUGAGAGGUAAACACCACAAGAUACUGGGGCUGGAAUUAUCUUUUAAAACCACAUAGUCUAUCAGUUUUGUCUUAUUUCAAGUAAAAGCAUCUCAUCAUAUUAAAUUUGAGCCACAAGUUCAGAACUCAGGUCUUAUUUCAAGAUAUCACAUGCUUUAAAUAAGACCUGAGUUGCUUGUCGCAACACAAUUAGAAAAAGGGUACUUUAUUUAAAGGCUCUUGAAGCAAGAAGAUGUCUAAUUUCAACAACCUGGUGAGUAAUUUAUGUUCUUGUGUCAUGAAACACAGAGGGUUUUUCUUUUAGGUUAGCAAAGAGAAGGACAUAAAUAAGAAUUAUGUUUAAUAACUUGAUGCCCCUAAUAAACAGGUGGAUAAUAAUCGGCCUGAAAGGAAAAAGUUGAUUCUUUAGGUCCUGAUUAAAACAUGCAGUUGUGGUGCACCUCUGCCUCUAGUGGACAAACUGAGUAUUACAUCAACAAACACAGAAAAUGAGUGUACUUAGUUGAAGGUUGACACUGUCCAGCCUCUUUAUCACCAGCUUCAGCUCUUUUUUUAUCUGUUUGUAAUCAGUAAUAACAAAUAGUUUGAGAUUUAAUCAAAUAUCAUUUUCUUUUUCUCCUUGUAAAUAAUUUUCUACCAUUUUUAGACAAAAUAAAGUUCCUAAGUAAGAGUAUGUCAGCAUAAAACAAAGCUGAGGCUGUAAAAAUCGACAACACACUCAUGAAAACAGAUCCACAGUUUUUUGUUAUGUCGCUUCUGGGCUUCCAUACGACACCAAGCCAAAUGUAUUGUUUAUUAGGAACUAAUCUUCUCUAUCUCUCCUAAUGGAAACUGUGAUAUCUGAUGGGAUUCCCUCUCCUCAUCUUCAUUUCCGCCCUCUUUGUACCUCCAGGCUUGCAGACGUUUCUGCGGUUUCAGGCUCUGGUCCAAAAAACUGAGCUUAGAGAAAAGUCUCCUGAAGCUCCAGUUGUUUCAGCAGCAGACGAGUUUUUCGUGUGUGGGCUUGUUUCUCUGCCAGCUUGAGCUGAAGCUGUGACCCAAAGCCAAGAAAAGAGGCCGAGUUUGGAGCUCAGCGAUGAAACCAGAGCAGUUUCACACACCUGUGUUACUUUUCCUGCUGUGCUGAAGUCGUCCUUGCUCAUAAGUUUCACCGUGUGGAAAUAAAAAAUAAAUCAAAAAGGAAAACUUAUGAGCCUAUAAACAAAGUGGGGUGUAUUUCAUCUCUCUGUAAUGACUUGUCCACUGUUGAGGGACAGUUAAAUCACUUCAGGAAGCAGAGCAGAGGUUUGAUUACAGCUCAGCAGCAUCAGGCUGAAACAAUGGCUCAUUUAGCCGCCUGCAGCCCCUCCUUCCUCCCAGCAUCUCAUUCCUCUCAGGGGUCACAGGGCCCACCUGCUCCUCCACAUCAAAGCUCCAGGUGGGGUGAGUUUGGAGAGGUGUGGUGGGAUAAAUAUGCAGUUUAUAGACACAGAGCAGGAAAAAGUUCGACUUUGUUGCACUUUGAUUGCAUACUUGAGCUAUUUCCAGUCAUUCAUCUGGGUUUGCAUGCCUGAAAGUGCAUAUUUACUGGAGGGAGAGUUUUCAGUGUCUCCACGAAAAAGGCAUGUAGAUAGUGAAUCAGAAUCAAAUUAAACCAAGUAAAAUAAAAACCAAGUAAUAAAAAAGUAAAACCAAUAAUUAACUGUUGGCAGAUAUAUUUAUGGACCUGUGCAAUUAUACCACAUACCCCAGUAUCGAGCUACCCUCAAUCUCCUCACUAGGACAGUCCUAUGCAACACCACUACUGGUCUAAGCUCUUGUAUUAUUACCUAUCAACAACUGCAGCUCCUUACAGGCAGGCCUUCCUGUAUGCACAUUCAAACGGUAUGGAUGUAUCUUUAGUUAUCCAUUUAGAGACUUAAAACAGAAGUGUGCAAAAAGUUGAGUUUUUCAACUUGACAUCUCUGCUGAAUCGAACCAGAACAGCCAACAAACACUGAGCCCGUCUGAGGUUUACUUUCAUCUAUCACUUUUCUCUUGUUUUCUUCCUCUGUUGUCAUCAUCAUCUCUGAGCUCAGAUCAGUGACCACAGAGGUUUAUUCUCAGGGUUUUGUGUGAGAUAGUUGUGCUGUCAUUACCCACAACUUGGUGAGAAGCAGAUGGGAAUGAAAAAUGCCUCAUCUCCCCUUCUUGUUCAGCAUUUAAAGACUUUCAAGCAUUAUCUUGAGGUUUAUAAGUUGCAGCUCUUUGCAUUUAAAGUCAGGAUGUUUUGUCAACAUGUUUCAUUGGUGAAGCCAUAAAGAGAGCUUUUAUGCCUUUUAUGAAGCGAACAUACCAAAUGUUUCUUCUUGAUACCCUCUUAGAUGUGAGGAUUUGCCUCUUGUCUUCUUUAAUAUAAAUGGAUGCUGCUCUCCUCCUGAUUAAAAAGACUCAAUCUACUUGAGGGCCGCUGCUUGAGAGGAUAAAACCUUUGCAUGUCAUGUCAUUUUUUUUUGUCAGCAAAAACAAAAAUAAAUGAUUUGAGUGAAGACAACAUCAGAGCUGAAUCCCACACUGUGAUUAUUUCAGCAACUUUCAUCCCCAGCAAAGUUGUUGCAGUUGUUGCACACCUUGCGUCCUUCAGCAGAUCCACACAGCAGGUCUUCAGGCUUCAACCUUUAAUUCAAAUAAAUAAAAACAGUUUUCUGCUCCACCUGCUGCAGUGGGUCAGCGGCAGAGAGAUCACCAUCAGCUGGGAGGAUGUGGGCUCAGAGCGGAUUAUCAGAGAGACAGUAUUAUUCUGUGCCGGCUGGCAUCAGGACUCGACUCUUUGUGUCAGAGACCUCAGAGGAGACUUUCUCCAGCGAAUGGACAUCAGCAUCGCAGGGUUUGUUUUUCUAGUUGAUCUGCAGCGACAGAGAGAAAAAAUGUACAUCGGAUUCCUUGCAAGAGGACGGAUGCGGAUACUUCUGUGAGUGACUUGAUGUGCAUUUGUUUGUGUAUUAUUUUUCUGCAGAAUCCGGUGAGCAGCUUUUGUUUUGGUCUAAGUACAAUUAAGUUAGAUUUAAUGUGCAGCUUUACUCUACAGCACACUUUUUCCAGCUUUUAUAUGAUAUAGAGCGCCAAAGUAGGUUUGAGAUUUAAAGAAAUAUUGAGUUUUAUCCAAAAUUGCAUGACAGUAACAACUUUGUGCUUUUAUCCUGCUAUAUUAAAGUUACAGUCUGAAGUGUCCUCAGUACUUUGCAUCCUUUUGGCAUUCCUCUGCACCCUCCAUGCUCAUACAUUGUGAGUUAAAGGGUCAGUGUUGUUUCAGCGGUUCAGAUUAACACUGCUGCUCUCCUGUAGAAGCAGACCAUAAACAGAUUAGUGGUCAACCAAGUCGGAGUGAUGGCCGGACCAUCUGCACCCGGAGCUGGGUGGGAGAGGGGGAACAUGAGAGGAGGAGGAGGAGGAGGAGGAGCAGAUGUUGCAGCAGAGUUGUAGGUCAGUGUGGCAGCAGAGCCGCCCGGGGACGCUGCUGUGAGGACGAGGGACAUGAGGUGACAGUGGGACAGAUUACUUCAAUAUGAAAUCCGAGUAAAUACCAUGCAGUUGCACCAUGACGUUAGGAUGCUGCUUUACACUCUCAUCCUCAGGUACUCUACCAUUUACUCAGCCUUUUAGCGAGCUUCCUGUAACCUCAAAUUUCAUUCUACUCUGCAUGCACAGCCUCUGAUCUCUAACCACAAACAUGUCUGCACUGUGUUUGAGUGCUGUCACAAGAUGUAAUCGUUGGAAGUUCUGUGCUUCUUGGCUGGUAUGGAAGCUUUUUGCUGGCUUGUCUUGCUCGGUUCGUUGAAAAUGAGUUGCAGAGUGUGAACAGAGACGCUUUGACAUGCAGUUGUUUCUGUGUUUUCAUUCCAGCAAGAAAGUUUUGUGCAGACUUGAGAGCUUCCAUGGCAAAACAUCUCACUGUUCCUUCAACUUGAAAAGCGUGAGGUUUUUCUGUUUUUGUUUGUUUUUUAGUGCUUCUGUAGCAAGCCUCAAAUGGGGACUCAGAGAACUGCAGUUUCUAGCACUUUCACCACAACUAACUUUUUACAGUGAUCCCCGUUUACUGCAUCAGCAUUUGCACUUUUUGGGAGUUUCAGUUUAAUUACCUCUCUGUUUCUCUGUCCUGUUUGCUGAGAUGCCAGCCCGAAGAUGUCACUUGCAUCCAAGCCAUGAAAAUGGCCUGAUUACCUGCAUCUAUGUGCUUAACUCAUAGGUGGUUGCUCAAACUUGAAGUACUUUGGUGGUCACAUGAUGUUUAUUUUACUUUCAACUCAACUAGAGAGCCAUGUUGGAGUUUUUGAAUACCAUUUAAAAGCAGACUAGUUUCAUUAUUUUCUGUUAAAUUUAGCUUCAGCAGGUGCAGUGUUGCUCUCAUCAUCAUACCCCAUUAAUGAAAUCUGUAUUUUAUCUUGAAGGACACAAGAGUUGGUUUUUUAUCCCUGUAUUGUCCCCUUUGUUGUUUUAAGUGUCCUCAAAAAUGUUUUUAUGAUGCAGUAAUGCUGAAAACUUGCUAACUAACACAGCUUCGAUUGUAAAUCCUGUCAGAUAAAAUGACCUUUUCUCAAUAGUCUGGUGGCCACGAGGAGAACAUUGCACAGCUGCUCCUGUUUAAGGUAGGGCAUCUCACUCUUUAACAGUGAGCUCUGCCUCAGUAGAACAAGCUGGACUGCGUAAGGUCAAAGACAAGGAUUUUUUUAGACCUUUCUAAUAAACAGUUCAUACCUAAAAUGUGUAAAAAGAAAAUCAGCCCUGGUGUUUUUCCUGGUCACUUAAAUAUGUCUUAAUUUGAAAAAACUGAACUCCGGCUCACCUGUUUUCCUCUUCUGUGUCUUCUUUUCUUAUCUAAGUGUGACCUAAUGAUGGACAUCUGUGUUUUCCCAGGCUGCUGGCAAAUUGUAGGUGUGUGAGCGUGGGUGUGAGGGGUUUGGCUCCUGUCUGGGCCAAUGCAGAGUAAAUUACAAGGCAGAGGCAGUCUGAGGAUUCAGGUCUUCAUUUCAUCCCCCCCUCUUCUGCUCCUGGCCUGCAGGCCUGCUGGCAGGGCUGAUGGCUGUGGGUGAGGUUAUUGAGGGAUGAUCCUGCUGUUGAUGAAGAAGAGGAAGAGAGAUUGAUAGGCUUUGACAGGGUGCAGAUAAAACCAGUGUUUCAUUUCACAUCACCUGGAAGGAUCACAGGAGGAGGCCUUGAAAAAUAAUCUACCACAGGGCAGCCACCUAAAAGUUGACCUGCCAGAUAUUCAGACUGUAGGAACUCAGUUUAAGUGGUAUUUUAUUUGUUCAAAUUUGCACUUUGAUUUCAGUUUUUGUAUGGGCUGCAGUUUUAUGCACAAAGCAAUGCCAAAGCAACAGUGUGGUUAGUGGUGUCCCGAUACAACUUUUUUUUACUUCCAAUACGAUAUCGAUACUGUAGCCUUCAGUAUCAGCUGAUACUGAUAUUGAUCUGAUAUUAGCACAAACCUGUGCGUGGCAAGUUUGGCACUCAGCUGCAAUGUCUUUUUCAGACUUUAACGAAAAAUACAGCCACACAGCUGACAUUACUCCUGCUUCUUGCUACUUUGUUUGUACCUUAGUACACAAUGUUGUUGUGAUCACGUGGGCUCUGCAUACCAGACUGGAGUCUGGAAUGGACUGCUUGCAUCAGAGUGCUAAUAUCAGAGAUUUUAAAUGCAGGCUGAUAUAAUCCGUUAUUUGUUUUUUGGCUGAUAUCAGACCGAUAUCCGUUAUCAAUAUCGUAUCAGGACAGCCCUAAACAUGGUAUUUAAACUUGACAAACUAAGUCUCAAAAUAACCCUGCUGUGUUUUUGUCAGUCGUUAACAAGGUGUUGCAGAAAGAAGAGAUUUUGUUCUCCCAUGAGCAAAAAGACCAGGUGAUAAAAACUCUGAAUAAAGCGAAGUUACGCAAGAAUCCUGCAUAUCUCUAAAAGGAGGGGCUACAAGCUGAGCUGCUACUAGCUUGCCUCUAAGUGCUCAGCUUGUUUUUAAAUAAUAAAAAGAAAUAAUAAGUCUUGCUAUAGAGUCCUCAGAAGAUGAAUUUCAUUUUUAUUCAGUGACACUUCCACUGCAUUUUCACAUUAGGGCUGUGAACUGAGCUGCUUCCAAUUUGGUUUAAGGUUUUGUCAUAUUUUGUAAUCAAGGCUGUGUGCUGAGCUGCAGAGAAGUUUAAAGUUACUCUGCGUUCUUCUAAAAAGCAGCUUGUUUGAGGGUUCGGUCUCUCUGAUGAGCUUAUGAAAUCAGGGCUGCAAGCUGAGCUGCCACUAGGUUGUUCUAAGCUGCUCAGCUGGUUUAAUGAAUUUGACAUGAUUUUGGCUUUAAGGAAGUUGACAGCUGGAAAAGUUUUAAUGCCCAGCCAACAGGAAAACAUGUGACCUUCGAGUAAAAAUGGAUCUUGCAGUACAAACUUGAGGCCCGUGUAGGCUGAUAUAAGAAUUUUGGGUGGUACUAAAGUUGAAAAAAGGAACCAGGAGACAAGUCUUUGUAUUGAACAGCCAAAUCCAAUUCAGCUGACAGAUUUUUGAGACGGAUUGUGCCUUAGACAUGUCUUAUUUAGAAAAGAGAGGUUUCAAAAGAGAGGUUUUAAAGCACACACAGUGAAGUGAAAAAGUUGUUUUUCUUCUCACCUGAGGCCAUGUGGUCAGCAUGUUGACGAUCACUCAGCGUGGAUGUGACAGAAAGAGAAAGCUGCUGUGGGCUGCACUGUGAUGACUGAAGGUUGAUGUGUUUUCUUUGGCUUUAUUUGAGGUAACAGCUGACCACAGAUGGACCCCUGACCACAUGAAAACCUCUUUACAGGCCCCUCAUGCUUUGUUGUACAUGUUCAUCCUCACUGAACCAAAAGUCACAGAUUUCACUGAGCACUGUGAAAGGGAGUACUAAUGUGUCUCUCAGCCAGGGUAGGACAAAAACAGGCCGAGGCAGUGCUGGGAGUGUGUGUCCUAGUUGUUAUUGUUGUCAGAUGGGUUUUCAGUUUGCUGGGUGUCACUGCAGGGCCAGCAGUUCAGAUCACAGCAGGGAGGACGAGGCAGACAAACACUGACAACAGGCUCAUUUCUGAAAGCACAACAUGGUUUACUCAAUCAUCUCACCGCAGAUCACAGCUGAUUUGUCUAUGUGCUCCGCUGGUUUAGAUUUUAGAUAUAGUCAGCUUGUGUUGCAAAGUUUAUUGCUACACAUAUAAAAAUGUGUAACACAUUAAAGGCAACACCCAAAGUCAACAGGCUCAUGGGCUGAGUCAGAUGGUUUGUGUUGAUAUUGCUAAUUAAAGGAGUGGUUUUACAUUUUAGGAACAUGGUCAUUACCGUUGUUUUUUCAAUAAAUCAAUAAAAUGUUGAAACCACUUUUCCCUUGUAAUGUAUUUGGUGAAAAAAAACAGCCUGGCUAAGUUUGAAAGCCAAAAUACAGACACAAGUGACUCUUAAAGUUUUGUAAGUUGUCAGAGUUAAUCUUGUGUACUUUUCUUGUCAUGUGAAAAAUCCUGUAAUGAACAUCGUAUCUUGUUUUCUUUUAAUUGUUCAAUGUAUUAUUAAUCAAGAACCUCUGCUGUGAUAAAUAAUAUACAAGGUUGUUUCUGCAGCCUGCUGUUUUAACAUCAUACUUAACACCUACCACACAGUAGCUGUUCCAGACAGUAAGAGAUCUUUACAGAAAUAAUUCAUCCUCGUGUUCAUGAUACUGGGGCUUCACUAUAAGUUUCGUCCUGUUUCUUCUUCCUCAUAAAGCAUUAAAAGCAAUACCUCCUUUCAGGGGAGUAAAAUGUUAAGUUGUGCCAAAAGUUGCAGUUCCCCAAAUGGCCACUUGAGGCCUUUCCCCAAAAGUGAGUAUCUCUCCAUGGAGUCCUAUUGUAUACCUCCUAAUUUAAGAAUGUAAAAUAAAAACAUGUACAGUACUGAUUAGAAAAAAAGUGAUUCAGGGGGUUCUAGCCAAACAAAGUACCUCCGACUUAAAGUUAUGAAAGUCAAAUGUUUGUAAAUCCGGGUUAGUAAAUCGAAUUCUUGUAUUACUCGCAGCUUCUUUGUUUUCAUAGAUUUAUGGAUGCUGCCAGAGGUCUGUUAGAUCAUGAAAGAUGUCUCCUCUACCUUGUUAAUGGCUUUUAAGUCUGUUUUAAAAGCUCUGUAUGCUUUAUAUUUGCUUUCCUUCAGUGGGAUCUCAAAAAGAAAGUGUGAAUAUAGUUUCUAUAAACUGUGUCCUAGCAUUAGCAUCAACUCCGAACCCUGAAAUUUUACCUUAUAAAAGAAACUGAUAUGUUUCUCCUUUUUGAACUUCACUAUUGUCAAAGUUGAUGAUAGAAGUCCCGCCCCUUCUUAAUUCUCAUUGGUUAGUGAUCAAGAGGCGAUAUUGACGGGCAUCUAAGUACUCCAAGUGUUGAACUACUUAAAACAGAGAGUGCCAAGAAAAUGAUUAUUUUCUGUACCAGGCUGGACUGUGAAACAGGUUUUUUAAACAUGGGUGUUGAUGAGGAUUCCUUUCCUUUUGCCUCAAGUGGACUCUCAGGGAACUGCAGCUUUUCUCUGCUUGCCUGCCUUCUUCCUAACCUUCAGAGGUUACUGCUUGGUUUUCCUCCCUGGACAGUUUUUUUUUGGCAUCAGUGUCAACAUUGAAACUGUGCAAAAAGAUGAUGCACAAAUAGAAUGACAUGGCCAGAAGACAAACUUUUUCCUCACAAGUAAAGUAAGGAAGGCUGUGCUGCUCCACCUUUAAAUCUCCUCUGAGUUGAGAUCACCUCAGGCUGCCUGAGCUGAGAUUCAGACAGAGCACAGAGUUUGUUUUCAGGUCGUUGGGGUCACCUCAGAGGGCUUUCACAUCACUCAGGGGUGUUUUAUGGAAAGCAUCAACUUAUCUCUGAGUGACAGAUAAACAAACGGCCUCUCCUGAGGAUUGCACACAGGAUUUGUCAGAAACUGACACAACAGUUGAGCUGCUAGAAAAACCACUUUCCACGCAGAGCGGUUUGAUUUGCAGCAUUUCCUCCUGACCUAUGGUGGCUCUGAUCUGGACUUAAAUUAUGCAUUUUCUUUAUUGAAACAGACUUAAGACCGCUUCUGUCUGGACUACAAAGCAGACUUGGAGCAGCUGCUCUUGAGCAGUCAGACGUAAAGGCCAGACAGUUUGUUUAAGAAAAGCUCUCAGGUCAAGGACAGGCCCAGAAAUGUUCAGCAGGCAGGUGAGGACGGACAGAUGUGUUUGUGUGCUGAAGAGAUUUUCCUGACUGAGUCAUAUCCUCUACUGUUUGAUAUCUGAGUGUGCAGUGAUUUUUAUUUUCCCAUUUCUGUUUGUCAGAGCCAGAAUGUGGAUUUGUCCUGAGAGAUUUGUGAUGUUGAAUUCAGACAUUGAUUCAUGUCUUGUUAUGAACUGCAGUGGUGUAAGGGGCUCAGAUGGAGCCAUGUUGGAAGAGUUAUGUUUGGCUUUUUUGCUUCUCCCUUCAGGAAUUUAUGUUUGUUUGGGUUUAGUCAUAGCAGAAGUGAUAAAUGGGACUAAACUGUUUUGAAUUUUCAUCUGAAACCAGUGCCAACAUUUUUUUUAUCAAGCUGCAUUUUCACUCAUGAUGAUGUUAAAGCUCCUGUAAGGACUGUUAGGCUACUAAAACACUAAUUGAAAUAUGUAUAAAUGCUUCUAAUUGACCCAUAAAUGCUUAUAGGGCCAUCAGAAUAAAGAUAAAUCGAACAAUGAAGAGUAUGAGGUGUUUUAAUGUCUCAUAUAUCAAUGUGCUCAUACUGUAAAUAUUUCUUUCACUUUGACUAUGGGCACCAUCUUAAAAGUGAAAGGCUCCAUCUAAACUCUAACUUUCUCCUCCGUGUGUUGAGGAGGUUUCACUGUCCCCUCGUCUGUAACCUGAGGAGGUGUGAGGGGGUGCACUAGUGGGAGUAGUCCAGCUCCUGCUCAAUGUUAAGAGGAUGACAGUCACAGUUUCAGGUUGCAUUAGACUCUAUUGUUUGGCUUCAGGUAAUAGCAUUAGCAAACACGCUAUUAUCUCUGUAACCCUGGCUCUGAUUGUCCUGCUUCUCUGUCUCAGACUGAAGAUCUAAAACAAGACCCAGACCCCCAUCCCCCUCCUCUGCACUCAUGGCACCACUUUGUCUCUGAAAUGGAAAGCUCAUUAGUGACAUUUGUCUGAGAGUGUGGAUUUUACCUUGAUGAUCCUAACCAGUGUGUCACCACAAAAAUGUCAGAGCGGAAACUUUAAAGGUCCUAGCAGCAGAGCUCCGCUGGCUGCCCCUGAUUUUCCGGGACAUUUGAGGGCAUACACGGUGUCUCUCUGCAGACCAUCUACUGACACGAGAUUCAUCUCAUUUAUAUCAAUCUGAAAAAGAGAGGAGUAGGGCUCUAAGUGAAGAUAAUAUCCAGGGUUUCUCACUUUUAACUCAUUUUUCAUAACCUAAACUAUGAAACCAAAAACUCUAACUUUACAUAUUUAAAUUAUGGAGGAAAGUACCAAACUCAGUCGAUGAUCCAGGUCAUCAUUACUUGUAAAACACUGAAUCCAUGCUAUCAAUUGUCCUGUUCUCAGCUGAUGGUUGCAGCUCUCAAGAGCACUCAGAGUGGUGAUGUGAGCUGAGUUUGGGACUGUUUCUGCAAGCAUACAGGAGUUAAGUGAUCUAGUACAAUGGCAACAAGCUUAAGCCGAAACACAGUGUCUGAGGAGAACAAUACAAGGUAAACCUGACUGUAAAAUGGCUAUUCAGAGCUAUAUUAGUUUAGUUUGUUUAACCUUUGGUCAACCAGGAGAAGAAAAACUGUGAUCUGGCCAAGACAGGCGGCCUCACAAUCAAGAUUUCUGACAAACAAGGAGCUGCCAUAUGUACAUAUCAAAGGAGGUUAUCAGAGUACAUUUAAAAACAAUCAAAGGCUCAACAAGUCGAUGUCCAUCAUGAAUGUAACCGGCCAAACACCUACAGCUGGAUGUGUCUGCCUCUUAGUUAUUUAAAAACACACAAUUAGACCAGAUUUCUUUGUGUCCUUUUAGACUUGAAGGAAGUCAUGAAGGGGUUCCUGGUUCUUUAUAAUCAGCUGCAUGUUGCAGAAACAGUGUGUGUUUUACUUCUGAUCAUUGUUUUUCCGAUUACAAAUAUCUCCGUCUCUGUCUCUCUGUGACAGCGGUGUCAAACCUGGACGUGGAGAGUAAGCUGACAGCACAUUACCAAGCUCCGUGGCACCAGCAGAGGAAUGUUUUCCACCCUUCCACCCGGCCAGUAUGUGUGGAAGAGCUCCACAGGCAAGCCAGCCUCAGCCUGUGGGCCCUGCACAGAGGUGAGAGCCCAAAAAUCCCCCACCCACCUGGUUCUGGGUGGCCAGAACACUGAUAAGAAGUUUGUUUUCUUCUCUUCAUCCAUCUCUCCAGUUUUAUUUAGUUACUUGUUUAAUAAUAUUGACAUCUUUAAUGAGGUUUAAACUUUAGAAAGACACCUUUGGGGGCUUCCCCUCUGCUGGUCGAUAGCGCCAUAUUAUUGUAGUGUUGUUCUGCCCUCUAGUGGACAACUUUUGUAAUUGCAUUUUAGUUUUUAAAGUGGAGAGGUUUUAUUACAUAACCUGAAAGGAACUUUAGCAGGAAGGGACACAUUGAUAAGAAUAAAAUGAUUUUAUUUAGAAUUAUUUUAAGGUUUAAGUUUUUGUUGUUGUUGUUGUACAGAAGUUGAAGUUUAAAAUGAAGAAAUAAAAAUUAUUGUACAAAUGUCUAAAUGUAAUGUGUUAGUGUAACUUGAGGCUUGAAAUGCUGCGGUUUAUCCUUAGUUAUUCAUCCUUAAAUAAGAUACUGCAGAUAUCAACUCCCAGACACAUUUACCCAGACACAAAGAAAAGUCUCACCAUCAAAAUUUUCAUUAUUUAUGCUUCCCCCUAAAAUAGUACUUCAUGUGAAAAUGAUCUUUCUGGUGUUUCACAAACCAAGUAUUAAAGUCACUGUGUGUUUGGGACUAACCUCAUGUUUCUGAUGGGGACCAAGCUGCAGCAGGGAGGAACAAAUUAAGUUUCACAGUGAAAAGUCAAAGUGUUGAAUAAACCCCUUGAUUUGUACUCUCUGGGGUCAUCUGAUAUUUCAGCUUUGGUUUUGCUUGGAUUAAGUUUGUGGUUUUGUCCUGUAUCUCUAAGCAUGUUCAGAAAUCAAACUAUCUGCUGGUAAAAGAAACUAACUCACAAUUCUUCCAGUGUGUAUUUUCAGUGUCUGCACAGGUUUAAUGUGGCAGAAUAAAAGCAGUUUGUGAUUGUUGUUGUAGAUCAUCAGAGGAGAAGAUCAGACAGCAGGGAGCGGAGAGUCACCAUCUCAAUCUUAGCGUUACCCCCGAUGCCCAUGCACCCCUCCCCCUACGUCAUCCAGAAGCAAGAAAGGAGAAGCGUCAAUCUGACCACGGUAUGAUCGAAUUUUUUUUUUAUGUUUGAACAUCUUUAUCUUAACUUAAGGGUCUUCAGGAAAAGUAAAAAGUCCAAACUAUUACAGAGGCAGUUUGUUUUGAGCUUCAUCAUGUUACAUUGAUUUGAUAGAUGUCAUGUAGACCCUUGAAAGGUUAUUUUUAUGAAGUAUAAAAGUCUUUUUGUAUUCCUGCAGGCAGCUAGAGAGAGUUUUUAGAAACUGAAAAACUCAGUUAGCCCUCCAACAGGCAGUGAAUCAGAAUAAUUUAGGAUAUUUUCUGCUAUUUUGACUAGUGUGACUAAUCCCAUGUAACACCAAUACACAUUAUCAUCACAUGAUGUUAUUGUGACAUCUCCAAGACUUUGCCUAGUUAAUUGGAAAAAAUCAGAUGUUGCACAGAAAAUAAAAUUAGUAUUUAUCGUUUUAGAAACUGUGAAUUGAUUAUCUGGGACAAAAGUCUAGUUUUCAAGCUUAAGAAGGCUUAAAUUUGCCCGAGCAACCUUAUUUUUCAAAUUGCUCAAAGUUAUUUACAAAUGCUUCAAAACAUAAAUAGGUUGUAAGGAUAAAUAUUAGAUGACAAGUGACAAAGGCUGAUAAAAUCUCCAAAACAGGAUUACAGACUUUAUUUGCACUGAUAGACUGAAUUUUAUGAGUUUAAAUGGCACAUGGAAGUUUGAUCAUGAACUCUCACUCACCAAAGUCAAAUAAAAACUUUCCAAUAAAAGGACUUAAGGCCUUAGUGCUUAGUGUGUGUUUAGUCUUUCUAUUAUGUGACAGCCAUGAAUUUGUCUUUAUGUCUCAUCCCCUCCUCAGUAAAUGUUGUAUUCAUCACUCAGGAGGUUUCAUAUAAUUCACGGUCAACAUUUCCCUCCUCACCAUCAUGUAUUUCGGUGUUUUUGGUCUGAGUUUCAGUGAAAUACCUCCAUGUUCAUCCCCGUCAUUUGUUGUUUCUUGUCCUGUUUUGUUUUUUAUUUUGUAUUUUAGUUUGAAUCCACCCGAUCCUCCUCCCCCACCGAGUGUUGCCGCUUCUCUCCCUGGAGAAAGGUAGUGGUCCCUCCCUCCAUCCCUCCGUCCUUCCUUUCCUAUCUCCUUCCUUCCCUCCUGACUCCUGUGUGCUCCUCUAACACCUAACUUCACACCUCCUUACUUGUUUGACUCUUUCGGGAUAAUAUUAUGAAUCUCUUUUUGAAUGAAUGCCUCUUUUUGAGUCUGGAGUAAGUUUGUAGGGAAACUAAAGAGGCAGUCAAAGUUUUUUCGUCUGCAGACAGUCCUUGUUGGAGUUCACGUGCAGGGUCGAGCCUCGAGCGUGCACUAUGUGAGGAAUGUGCGUUUUCGAGAGCUUCAGUCACAGCCUCCCUGCAGCCAGGGUUUCUCUAAUGACAGGGUCGGCUUCUUGCUUGCGUCUGUGAUUACCCAUGAUCCCUCUGUGCUGUGGUUUCCUCGCUGCACCCAUCCUAGAAAGAGCUGACAGCCUCGUGUUUCUCUGUUUUCUCAUCAAAUAUAUCUCCUCGAUGCCCGCUGUGAGAGAGAAAUGAGUCCAAACACUCCUACUGCCACUCCUCUCCCUGUCCACUCGUCUCUCUUAUCCCUCCUCUCAGACACUCAAACCGCCUCUCUGUCCGCAAGACAAAUCAGCUGUAAAUGCUCCCCUUUUGAUUUCUCCUCCUCGACGAGUUGGGAGAAGUUUCCAAGGAAACCGGUUUCUUUUGUGGACGGGGUUUUGUCCGGGUCUCACUGGUCUGCUGGGAACAGAGAGGACAAAAGCUGUGGUUUUUAAUGGGGGGUGGGUGGAGGUGGGAACCAGUUCAGCCUGAGAAUCACUCCCAGUUUCACAUGUGUCUGUAUGAAGGAAGCUGGAGGUACGAGGCUAAAUUCAUGAGACCUGGAGGAGUAAGGAACAGGAGAUCUGCUGUUUUGGAGACUGAGACGGCCUGUGGAGGUUUUUUUGGAGGACUGAGCCCUGAUUGAUGCCGAAGCCGCCGUUCAGACGCAGGAAUGCUGCCGUGAAGUAUUUCCCCUCAACUAUUUCCAGAGACUCGUUAUUAUGCAGGAGAGUGACUGUGAGUGCCACAGAUACUCGGAGGAUGAGGGAAGAGUUUCCAGACCGGCGUGCAGCGACUGGGAAUGACUGUUUGCAAAGUCUGUCACAUUUUUGUGCCGUGCUGCUGACGCUGUUGAAUGAAGCAGGGUUAGUAUUUAUGUCGACAUGUGCUGUUCAGUUCGUGCCAAACUUUUUAAUAGCAGGACAUUUUUGCAAGCCUGGAUUCAGUCUUGGGUUUAGGAAUAGGAGCGUUUUAUUCUGUUUGACAACAUUUCCUGCCUGUAAAUCCUUUAAAUCCUCGUCUUCAUUUCUGCAUGAAACUAACAGAAUAGAUUCUCUGAGUGAGCUCUUUUUCACUAAAGCAUGCUUUUCAUUUCCAUCUCUUGUUGGAUACUCAGCUCCUGGAAGUGAAUGUGUAUUGAUUUGCCUCUUGCUCUGACAGUAAGCAGUCUUUGCUGCACUUUAAUAAGACUCUAAUCUCUACAUGAAGCCCUCAGCUCUUUUUCCCCAGAUAAACACUUUUUACAAUACCAGUGUAAUCCCUGACUUUAAUCCCCGUCCUCCGCCUCCUCCUCUUCCUCCAGCUGAAUUUGUUCAUUUCCAACUCAGAGCACCAUUUUUCUCUCACCAACUUACCUUAACAACCUAACCAUGCAAAUAUCCAUCUGUUGCAGGCUGCGCCCCCUGACCCCGACACUGACGGGGUGGCUCUAGGUCACCGCUCUAAGUUUCCCAUCCCUAACAUCCCCUCCACCCUGGACAAGCAGACUAACUGGUCUAAAGCUCUGCCGCUGCCCACCCCUGAAGAAAGAAUGAAAAGCAGCUCACAAGUCAUCAACUCAUGCGUCAUCCCCAUAAAUGUGACCGGUAAAUGAAAGAACUUCCUUUACGUCUGAAUCUGCAUGUCUUCUCAGCACACAGCCGGCUCUUUAAUGUCUGUUUUAGGAGGAUUUUCACUUUGAAACUUCAUGUCAGGUCAUGAUCAGUUUCCUCCGGUACUUUCUGGGUUUCACAGGUCUCAUUUUCAUAAGUCGAAACAAGCUAGUUACAUUUACUCUUGUUACCAUAUCUGAGCAUCUUUUUGUUAAUUUCCAUUUUUUAAAAUAGGUUUUAAAUCAGUGUUUUGACUUUUACUCCAGUAUUUUCUUAGCAAAGUAUUUAACGCUGUUUGCAGCCAUUUUAUUUUUAGGUUGUUAUAACACACCUCUGUGCACAUCCAGCCUUUGUUGGAGUGUUCAGGGUUAAUAACAGCAACACUGACAAAAGAUCCUGCAAAACAACUUCAUCCUGGAUAGGUGCAGAGACAAAACCACUUCAUUCAUAAGUUUGUUAGCCUCCUGUAGCUUUAGGGCCAUUUAUCAAAACAGAGUCAGAAGAAAUCAAAUAUAAUAUUGACAAAGUUACUUCAAUUUGUGUUUAAUCAUCUAAAUAUGACAAUUGUUUUAUUUGUUUAACCUUUAAUGAUCUCUUCACGGUAUAUCUCCAAUGUUUCUACAGAAGCCCAGAACAAACAAACAAGUCACAUUUGAGUUUUUAUUAUUAGUGUAAAAUGUGGCAGCUGUGAUAUAAAUAAAGAGGAAGAAAGUGGUUAUUGUUGUUGUGAGCAAAAUGAUUCACGCUGAUAGAAGAUUAUACUCAUGACUCAAAGGAGCUUUUUGUCCCUGAGGGCCAACAUGACUCUUGUAAUUUUACCAAGCAGAGGGGUGAGCAAGGGAGUAUUUCAGUCUAGAAUCUGACCUUAUGAUGUCAGUAAAUAUGAAUCCUGUCAUGGUUAUAUUUGCAUAAAUAAGGUUGUAGCUGAUGAGGCUCACUCCAGCUCUACUUAUUCACCAGUUUUUGUAUGAGUCGGAUUUGAUAUUUACGUCAAAAGUAUUUUUGCUGAUCUGACAUUUCCAGGCUAGCUGUUUCCCUGUUUUCAGCCGUCAUGCUAAGCUAGGCUAGGCUAACUAUCAGGCAGUGGUAGUUUCUUAUUGAAUGCUAAAUUAGGACAGUGAAUUUCCCCAAAAUGUAAGGCUAUGUUUCUCAGAUUUUCUGCAGUUUGAAUGAGCUGGACUGUAUCUGUCUUCUGCACACACUGGUCCCUUCAUUAACACACAACAACUGUUGUGUAACUGUACAAAAAAAGUCCUGUCUGCAACUGCAGUAAAUUACAAACCAUCAUCACAAGCUGAAAUGAUACCAAAGGAAAUCUCCCUCAAUGUGCAAGUCAUGUUUUGUUUUUGUGCGGCGUUAACUUUUAUUUCUCAUGCCUUUCUUUCAUGAGCCGCUGUGACAUGAAUGCUAAUUACUGCUGUCCAAAGUCUUGAAAAGGCCAACAUGAUGUUAUUUACUCCCGCCUGACUCUAAAGAGGAGUUUCACGCCAACACCAGCUGAGUCAGGGACAGUUUAGGGAAGAAAAAAUGUACAUUGUAAGCACAGUCCUGGGAUUGCUAUGGUGCUGAAAAGCCUGACCUGCUAUCACAUGAUAGUCAUAAUGUAUGUGGGGGUUGGCAGGAAAACAAGCAGAAAACAAAACUGAGGCAGAAAGAAGUUUUAGCUGGUUUGUAAAUAAAGCCGGAUGCUUGCUUGCUGUUAGAGGCAAAUAAUGUUUACUUUCUUCUUUGUAUUUCAUAAUCUGACAGCUUAGAUAUGACAUCAAGUAUUGAAUAAAUCCACAAAUUUAAUCCCUGUUUGUGUAAUCGCCUGUCCUCCUCUGCCCUGACUGCUGUUCUUUUAAAUAUCGUAUGUAGUCCAGUUGUGUGAGUCAGAGGUGUUUCUUUAUUCUAUUAGACAGCGUGAGAGCUAAAGAAGGAAUCACCGGCGUUGCCACUAAACAAGGAUUCCUCACAUGUCCUCUCUCUGUUUCAGGAAUCGGCUUUGACAGAGAAGCUAGUGUGCGCUGCUCGCUCGUCCACUCGCAGUCCGUGCUGCAGAGGAGAAGGAAGCUGAGGAGACGGAGGACGGUCGCUGGAGUCCCCAGACAGGUGCAACAAGAUUUAGGUAUGUAACUUUAUCCCCUCUUUGACUUGAUGACUUUUGGGUCUUGUGGUGCAGUAGUAGGGAAAAAGAUGCAGAGAUUUAAGAGUUAAAAUGUCCACAUCACUUUGCUGGAGAAGAUAAGCACAAUAUAUGUCUGCUUGAGGCAGCACUGCUAAAGGAGGCAUAUUUUUAGUCUCAGUUUGUUCUUUUUAAAAAGAUAUUUUGGGAUAUUUCACGCUUUUAUCAGCAGGAUUAAAGUAUAAGAUGAUAAGAAAUGAGAGAAAAGAGAGAGAAGAGGAAUCAGCUGCAGAAAAAAGUUUGAAGCUGUAUCGUUGAAAAGAGUCAAGAGAGGCCUAAAAGCUCUAAAACUAGAGAGCUUACUGCUGAGCUCUAAAACAAUUUCUAAAUGCUGGUUUUAGAGUUUACAUAAUUGUUUAAUUGGCCCAUUUGGACAACUAUUUUGAUCAUCAGAUCAACAUAUUUCAAAUUCUUUCAAGCAAAAGCAUCAUGAGUGUGAGAGUUGUCUGUUUUUCUGUGUCAUAACUGAGACUGUUCAAAGUGUUUCAGACUGAUUGAUACAUGAUGCAAUAAGGGCAUCAGGAAAUAGUGACAACAGUUAUAUUCUUGUGACAUAUAUAUCACACCACAAAACAAAACUUCAAAGCUAGGGUUUGAAAAAAAUGAUGAAGCACACAAACUGAAAUAUUAUUUACAUUAGGACACCAGUUAUCAAACUCAGGGUAAAAUAUGAUUUCUAUUUCGGUUUAUUUUACUUAUCACAGGAAGUGUCGGCCUUAUUUUUGCUUGUCAUAUAUUGAUCAAAAAUAAAUUUAAAUGAACUUUUCAGCUAAAGGUGAAUUUGCUCAUUUGAAGUCAUUAGAUUUUUUUGUGUUAACCUAGAAUGAGUCCUUUAUAUUUACAUGAGGCACUUUCAGUUUCCAUCAAAUUUGGCACCCCCUGUGGACAACACAGUUUUUGCACAUCAUGUCCUCUACAUAAUCGGGUACAUUGACAAAACUCUUAUUCUGAAUUUUGAAAGUCAAGUGUAUCAUUUAUUGUGAUUAUUUAGGUAAAACAUGUAAAAGCAGGGCUGUUUCUUCAGCUGUUCGGCUGACACCUGCUCCCCUCACGUUGGUUUCUGGCAUUUAAAACGAUGAUGUUAUAAUUGUCAGUCAUGUCACUGAUGGUCUUGUGUGCUCUUGCACAUCAUAAAAAGGCUUCAGCAGAAAAUUCUGUCUGUUUUAUAAAAGUAAAAAUUCUCCUAACAGGAGCUUUAAUUUGGAGAGCCUGGACCUAGAUUAGUCACUCCAUUUGAUUGCAGUUUUUGGAUUUUCCAAAUCGUUUAUUUUCCUUUAUCUGUACAAAAUGCUUCAAUUAAUGCAAAACAAAUAAAUACAGUUACUUUAUACUUAGGUGUGGUAGACAAAUAAACACUUUGCUACAAGUGUUAAGAGCAAUAGAAAUAGAAAUUUUAUCUUUAAAGUACCUUUUAGUACAGGUAAACUCAAUAAGGAUAAAAACAUUUGAAAAGCAAGCAUUGAAAUGCAUAGCUACACAUAUAACUAACAAGGGGUAGGAGAAAAAAUCGAUACAGCAUAGUAUCGUGAUAUUUUGUCUGGUGAUAAAUUAUAUCUUCUCAUUUAUCAAGUAUCGAUUUUUGAAAUUAAUUGCUAAUAUGAAGUCAAAUCUAUGAUAAUGGAAAAAUAAAAUCAACUGAUUGUCCAGUGAGGUUGGCAGAGAUGACAUCAUAGAGCAGGAGAAAGUUAGUACAACAAAUAUGUUAAGUUUUCAAGAUGUGCUACGUGAAAAUAAGAUACUGCGUAAUCAAGACAAACAUAAAGGAAAGAUAAAUGCUAAAUUUGCUUAACAGUUGAAAAAAAUUGUAUAAAUCACAAUAUAUUGUAUUGCAAUACUGACUGUAUCGCAAAAUGUUAAAAAUCACAAUAAAAUCGUGGCCCAGGUAGCGUGAUAAUAUCGUAUUGUGGAGCCACUAGUGAUUCCCACCCCUACAACCAACCACAUCAGUCAUCAUAUUAAUACACCCAUAGAGUAACUCUAUGCUUUGGGAAAUAAACAGGCUUUGCUUUAAAGGGGAGGUAAGGAGAGGUAAUUUGAGGUGAUAAAUAAUCACAAUAUGUGGCACUUCUUUUAUUAUUUUGCAUCAGUAAUAAAGAAGCAGUGAAGGUUCAUGUCAUGUUGUUCAUGUUGUUUCUUUGGUUAAAGAUUUGUAGUGUCCAGCUCACUGGUGCUGGUCUCUGCAGAGUUACCUCCUCUGGGCUGUAGGAGCAAGUGUGGACUCUCAGUUUUACCCUGUAGUUAUAUGGAAUCAACUCUCAUUGUUUUCUUUCUCUUCUCAGACUCUGAUGAUUCUCCCAGCUCCAGAGAGCGCACUGUGAUCGUCCACACGAGCCCUGACGUAACUCCCUCCCGCGAGGAGCUGUCCAGUCAUCUCAACACACGAGACUCAGGCUGUCAGACCGAAGACUUCCUGAUCUCAGGAGCUCCAUCUCGUAGGAGGAUCAGAGCCCAGAGAGGACAGGGGGUCUCCCUGUCCCUGUCUUACUCUGCAGGAAACAUCUCCUGUCUGACAGACAGCGCUGACGCCAUGUUCGCCACCUCAGUGGGCACCCGCCUGCGCUCUCGGAGUCUGCCCCGAGACGGGAACAGAGUGAUAGAUAAUGGGCAUCGAGACAGUGAAGACGAGGGGGAACUGUCCCCGUUUGAUGCUGAGGACUUCCUACCAGGACGUGGGGAGCUGAUUCUGAAGGAUGAAGAGGAGAGCACAGACGACCAGGCCGUGACUGAGCGCUCGUUGGCUCUGAAGUAUAAACAGCUGUCAGAGAGUCCAGAGCGCAGCUGGAUGGUGAGGACCAGGUCUCAGCUGCCCAGGAAGGCCGACAUGGGCAGCUGUGAGAUCUCGUCCAGCUCAGACACCUUCAGCAGCCCGGUCCACUCUGUCUCGGCCGCUGGAGUGAUGCUAGGAGGCCAGAUGGACCACAAAGACGACCACCAGUCCUCAAGUGGAAACUGGAGUGGAAGCAGCUCCACCUGCCCCUCACAGACCUCAGAAACCAUCCCCCCUGCUGCCUCCCCCCCUCUCACCGGCUCCUCACACUGUGACUCUGAGCUCUCACUUAACACCACCAACCACAACCAUGAAGACCACACCAGCUUCAUGCUGGACCAGUACCCGGGCCUGAGGACUCAGCGGGCCGGCUCCUUCUCCUCCACAGCUAUGGACAUUUUAGAGGAAGCAGGGGGGAGCACUCCUGUCGAGGGGGAGUGGGGUUACUCCAUUCAGGACCCUCCAAACCCACAGGACUUCAACCCUGAGCCGAGCAGGGAGGUGGAGAGCAGCUUAGGAUGUCCGAGCUUCACCAGCAUGGCCACGUGUGAGAGCAGCUACUCCGACAAACCUCCAUCAGAGAAAGCAGACACUGUCUCACACUACUCUGUGGACACUGAAGGCUACUACACAUCCAUGCACUUUGACUGCGGUCUGAAAGGCAGCAGAAGUUUCACCUAUAACUAUGCAGCCCCCGGCUCUGACUGCAGCCUGUCAGACAUGACUCUGGGCAGACGCUGCCUCUCUUUACGAAAACCAAAGGUGAAGCCGUGUCCGCCCAAGAGGAGCUCAUCCUUAAGAAAAAUAUGCAGUGACGGGAACAUCCCUGACAAAAAGGAACCAAAGAUUUCAUGUGGACAGCAGCUGCCUCUGUCGUCCAAGGAGAGGAACCUGCAGCUGCUUCUGUCCGCCUCUCAAAGUCGUCUGGAAAACUCUUCGCUCACCAAGGAGCCCCUUGUGGUCUGGGGCGUCGAGGGCUCUGCUGAUCUGCCGGACUUGGGAGUGUUUAGCUCCACAGAUGCACAUUCAUUCAAAGAUGACGGAGUGGUGCAGUCAGACUAUGCAGAUCUGUGGCUCCUGAAUGAUCUAAAAUCCAGCGACCCGUACAGAUCAUUGUCCAACUCAAGCACAGCCACGGGUACGACUGUCAUUGAGUGCAUCAAGUCACAGGAGAGCUCUGAAUCCCAGACAUCCCAGUCUGGCUCCAGAGCUACCACACCUUCACUGCCGUCAGUGGAGGGAGACUUUAAGCUGACUUCUCCAGAGAAGCUGGCAGGUUUAGCCAGCCCAUCCAGCGGAUACUCCAGCCAAUCAGAAACCCCCACCUCCUCGUUCCCCUCUGCCUUCUUCCCUGGACCGCUUUCGCCGGCCAGCGGAAAGAGGAAGCCCAAAGUCCCAGAGAGGAAGUCAUCACUCUCCACGCUGUCUCUGCAGUCCUCAAAAAGAGACUUAGAGCUGCCCAUAAUCCCGCCCUCCCACCUCGACUUAAGUGCCCUUCAAAGUGUGGGAAACAAAGCAUCAGCUCUCAUAAAACCGGCUCAGAUCACACCCCAAAUCAAACACAAAUCCACUCUGUCAGAGAAACCUGUGGCACCACAGAGCUCAGAGGUGUUUCACUCCAUGUCCAUCACUCCCUCAGUGCUGAGCUCAGUCCAGCUCAGAUCCAUCAGCAGGGAGCAUGAAGGAACAUACGAGGACAAAACAAAGCUCAAAUGUCCCACUGUGAACUCAGCAAACACACUUUCAUGUAGCAAAUCCACAGAGCUCAAGAAUCCUCUGUUAAACCAUCAACACCACACACCGGAGAAAGGCUCCUGUGAAUCUGUGCUUACCUCAAAUGAAGAGCUUGAAAAUGGAGACGCAGCGUGUCAGAGCGAGACUGUGGAGGAUCUCACGAUGCCUGUGGAAAAUCAGACAGCAUUCAGACUGCAGGAAGAGCCAUUAGCAGAAGUCUCAGAGAGAAGUCAGGACGGGGAGAUGUGCAGAGAGACAGUAGAAAUGCAAGUUAGCAGCAGCUUCCAGCCCAAGGAAGAAAAAGAAGGAGAGGAGGAGUGUAAGGCAGACACAGGUCCUGCUGCUUUGGUGCAGCACAGUUCAACCAACAGCCUGGAUAAAGUACCCGAGACUGAUGGCCAGUCUGAGACUCCUCAGGACAGUUCGAUCAGCGAUGAGAGCAGCUCAGUGGUGGAUUUUGAGUCCUCAUGGGUUUCAACAGAAAGUGCCGCUCAGGAGGACAAAGAGGAGUCCAGAGAAGAGUCAGAGGAUUUCUGCAGGAAAGGUACUGACUCACUUUACAUUUGCUUAACAACAUUUCUCUCUCUUUAUCUUUUCUACUAAUUCCUCUAAAUGAGGCUGAUUUGGAAUCUGCCAAACAGACUGUACAGAGGGUCUGCUUCUCACCUGAUUUACCUGGGUGGCACUUUAUUCAUUUUCUCUGUUUUGACCUCAGUGGUUCAAACUUUUAAUCCAAGGUGCAAAAAACAAUGAAAGUCUCACUGAGCUGAUGUUUUUAGACAUUUGACAGGUUUAGUUUUCUAACAUUAUUCUUUUAAUGGCAAAAAUACUUGAACAUUUAUUGGAAAAGUUUCUGUGAACAGCUAAAAAUAAAUGACAGUCCUGGGUGGAGCAGCUGUAAAAAAGACAAGUUAAGAUUUGUUAAGAGUGAUUUUGUGCCCUGUAGUACCCUGAGGUGUCAAACUUGACUCAGCAGGAAAAUGUUCACUAAAGUUGGGUUCACACAUGCACUCAACUGCUGAAAACUUUCCUGCAUGUGCGAAAGAAAAAUAAAUUUUCCCGCCAGCCUCCUAAUGAAAUCUUCUCAAAAUGUCAGGGUUAGCAUAGCAGGAAAUAUUCUGGAGAUUAACCACACAUUCCUGGCCAAGGGUGAUGAUGUGUGUGUGUGCAUGGUGCAUUAAUUGUCAUGCUUUUGUAACUGUACUGUGUGCAGCCAUCUCUUUUUGCAAAUGUCACUUGAUUUUUUUUAACCUUCAAUAUUACAUUGUUACUUUCACAGUGUGCUUUUAAAGGGAUAUUACGGUGUAAAUUUAAGUUAUGGUCAAACACAACGUAACACCGAGUUAGACACCCCCUCCAGAGAUGAAUGUUGCCGACUGCUUGCUUCUUUAGUGUGGCCAACUUCAACAAUAACCGCAUAAUAGCAAUACACAGCAGUCUACAUCUCCAUGCAUACUCCAUCUGCAGUACACAUACAAGAUACACAACAACUCUGAUUGCAUUUCCAUGAAGCAAUAAUCAUAAAUUUUCUGCUACACUUGAUGAUUGACUCGUCAGGGCUCCCUCAAAAACAAGUGGCUGGAGGAGAGUGGGUGAGUUGUGUUUGGUCUCUUUGCUAAAGAAACCAGGCAAAGCUAAAAGAUGUUUGAUGACUAGUACUGUGGCUUGGACCCUAUAUGUCCUGUUGAUGAAGUUAGGUGCUGUUCUGAGCAUUAUUUGUGGCUAUAGAGUGGCGUUUCGGUUGAGAUUUGCAAGUGGAGACGUAGACCGCUAUUGUGCAGUUGUUACUAAAGUUAGUAUAACUAGAGAAGCAGGCAGUCAGCAACAUUCAUCUCUCAAGGGGGUGUCUAACUCUGUGUUAUGGUGAGUUUGACCAUAACUUAAAAUUGCAUUGGAAUAUCCCUUCAGUGUCAUGUCCUGCCUUCCUACAUCCACCCCUCUGCCCACCAACUCCCUCAUUCAACAGGGAAGACUUUGCAUCAUAAGGUUACAGAUACCUGUGAAAAACCCCAGGAGGAAACUUCUGAAAGUGGCCCCAGUGUCUGCCCGGUGCAGUUUGACUGUGCCCUGUUUCUGCUAAGUGUUCACUCUGCAGCGGUCACUAGUCUGCCCCUUCAAACUCCCCUUCUUGCUGCACCAAAGCUCCUGUGCCAGCUGUGUAACCACAAACACUUUCCCGUAACAACCAGCUUCCAGUCCAAGCAUAAAAACAACUGAACUGGGGUGACUGAGCUGUAACAAGUCAAGAAUGUUUCCAGCAAGAACUGUAAGUCACUGAGAGUUCAGGCAAAGCAGCUGAAGGACAAGCCCAAAAUAACUUAUACAUUAAAUAUUAUGCAGGUUGAAACCUGUAAGAGAGUUUUGUUUUUUUUUUGUCAGUUUUUUUUUUCACAGUAUCAAAUGAGAUCUGUCUCCAAAAUCACUGACAAUCAUGAGGCAGAAAUAAGUGGGACCUUAUAAAAAACACAUUGGAUUAAAGCUUCAAGUACUUCAAUAUUUACUUUCAAUCUCUGUUCACAGACUCGACACCCAGUGAUACUGCAGCCUCUCCUCCCAGUGAUGAGUCGAAGUCAGAGGACGACAGUGUGUUUCUUUCACCCACAAAAACCAGGACCACAGAGGAUCUGUUCGCCAUGAUUCACAGGUAACCAACAGCCAACACCAGCAGCACUUUAAAGGAAGUCUUCAAGUGCCUCAUGUCAUUUAUUCUAAUUUUUUUAGUUCUGCUUCAAUCGAUUGUUUCAGCUGUAAACUAAAAUCCUCUGCAUUGUAAGAUGUAGGGUACAGCCGCAAGAGCAUAUAAGAGCGCUUAUUAUUCAUCCCUAACUGGUUCAGAUUGUUCUUUUGAGUGUUUGAACUCAAAACAUAGUGGAUUCAUUCAGUACUAGAAUUUUUUAGUAACAGUAAGAAGCUUUUUUACAGAAACAUUAAUUCCAGUCAAGGUCACCAGACUCAAGGACAAAAACAGUCAUUUAAACUCAUGGAUAACAGGAGUGUCUUUUCUAAUUCUGCCUCAGUUUUUCAGACUUUUUGUGUUAUUCUGUGUCAAAGAAGAUCAAAACUGUUGGAUUAAAACUAUUUAAAACAGCAAAGUGAAAAUAAUCAUACAAAUUAAGUUUGUGUUAGAGCAGCAACUAUUGUGCUCUGCAGUUAGUUAGUUAGUAACCUUUGUUUAACCAGGAAAUAAAACCCAUUGAGAUUCAGAAUCUCUUUUACAAGGGAGUCCUGGCCAGGAUAGCAGCACAAGAAGUUCCACAUAAAGAAAAGAAAAAACACACACACAGAAACACAAAACAGUUACAGUAUGCAAAACACAACAAUAAAUCAGCGUUCAGUAAGAAGACAUGUGCAUUCAGUACUUAAAAACUCCUCAAUUCUAGUUUUAAAAUGUGCCAUACUUGGCAGAUAAUCCCAAGUAAGGUAAAAGUACAGUUUUUCCUUUGAUGUCUGGUGAAUUUGUAAAGAAAUGUUUAAAAGGCUGUUUUUAAUUAAAAUCAACAUAAAUAUCUGACCAGAACUAUCUGAUUAAACCUGAACCUUGAUCUCUCCUUGUCCAGGUCCAAGAGGAAAGUGUUGGGCAGGAAGGAUUCGACUGAGUUAGGAGUGAGGAGUCGCCCCUGUGCUGCAUCAGGGACGACUCCACCCAGCAGCACUGUAAGCUCGCCAGUCUCCCUGGUGUCACCCCCCUCUGCCAUGACCCCUCCUGGUCCACACAGAAGCACCGGCUCCAUCUACAGGAACGCCAAGAAAUCCAGCACCUCCAAUGAGGAGUUCAAGCUACUGCUGCUCAAAAAAGGCAGCCGAUCAGACUCAAGUUACCGCAUGUCAGCUACAGAGAUCCUCAAGAGCCCCAUCACCCCUAAAUCUCCUGCAGAGUCCCUCACAGAGUCCCAAAGACAGUCUGAAGACCCCACCUCCCCUCUGCAACAACAGCAGCAUCCAUCAGGACCAGAUCAGAUCUCAAGCCCGUACCCUAAAGCCAACUUUGACGGCUUCUCCCCUAAAUCCUUCCCCAUGUCAGCAGCUUCCAGGCAGGGCCGCUCUAGGAUACCCCCGCCUGCCAACAGCAGCCGCUACGGCAUGAGAGGUCGAGUCUUCUCUGCGCCCAUGCAAGCGAUCUCUGAGGGUGAGACGGAGAACUCAGAUGGAAGUCCUCACGAUGACCGCUCCUCACAGGGCUCCACGUAGGAAACAGAGUCGAACGCUAUGAAAUGGAUUUAGUUUACAGAUGAGGCAAAUGGACCGGAAUGGUUAAUAAUAUAUAUGAGAUUUUGUGAUGGAAGGCUAAAUGUGGUUCACAUAUUAUAUAAAAGACAAAAAAACGUACACUAGAUGAAUGGAGUCAUAGGAGUGCUUUAAAAAAAAAAUCUAUCUAAAUCAGAAAAUAUUUUUCAAAAAUAAUUCCAAGUAUCUUUAAUCCAAUUUUUACUGCUGUCCAUAUGUUGAUCUAAAUAUCAGCUGUGCUCUGAUUCAGUCAUGAGCACAAUGCCAAAAAUAAUAAUAAUAUAUUAUAAAUAACAAUAUUUCAGAAAGAUCAACUCUGACAUCGUUCGGAGAAGCACAAAAUAAUUCUGAUUAUAUCAAGGUUUUUCCACUGGAAUUUUGUUUGCUAUGUUUUGAAAAAUGUUAGAAAGUAAUUCCUAAUACAUUUAUGGUCAGCAGAGUUUAUUUGCUCAGUUUCUAUAUUUCAUACUUUUUAAUUUCAUUUGUCCCUUCCUUUUUAACCUCUAGUGCUGUUCUUUAGAGGAAAAGGCUUUUAACUGGCCUCUGCUCUGGUUUUUAAUAAAAAUUAUUAUUUUUCUUUUUAAUAAAAUUGUAUGAGUUAUGAUAGUUGAAACAGACUCAUUGAUACAAUAUGCACACGAAAUACGUUUAUAUUUAGUAUAUCAUUUUCAGAAAUAAAAGAAAAAGCGUACGUUGAAAUAAAGAAACAAAUUACUCAAAUUACAAAUUACUAAAUUUUUAGAUUUAUCCUCCUUCAGCUGAAUUUUUUCUUUAAGGCACUCCUCUGACUACAUGUAGGUACUUGGCUGAAUUUCACGGCUGUUUUCUGUGGUUACUCUGUGCAGAUUUUUUUAACCUGUAUUCACAAACAAUAUCUCAAAAAGAAAAUUAGCUGUAGAAACAGGAGACAGGUUUAUUUUGUAAUAAACAAAGUGAACUUAGUCAAACCAAGAGGUUUACACGGCUCCUGCAGUUCUUCUCCAGCUUUUUAAUGCUAAUCUGCUGUAAGAUUUACACUCAGAUUUUUAAUAAUCCUCACUGUUUGACAUUUUUAUUAGUGAGUUGAAUCGAUAGAAAAAUGAGCUGUUUGUAUUCUGUGAAUACCUCUGCAAUGAGACACAACUUUUACAUUUCUUAAGACCAGAUGAUACUGAUAACUCCAGCAGUGGAAACAAAUGUGAAGCCUCAAAGCAUUAGUUUAUAUGAAUGAUGAUGUAUUUUACUGAAUCCUUUUUAAGGCAUGUUGUAAUCCAUAUCACAGACAGUGUAUUAUGAUAACGUCUAUAAAAUUCACAUGCAAUAAUCACAAAAUGAAAUAGCACACCUGACAAUCUUAGGAGAUGAGAAGCGAGCAGGUUUUGAAUAUGGGAGAUGAAAAAGUGUACAAAAAGUGGAAGGCUGUGGAAAAGGAGAGCUGUAAAAGAACAAGGAGGUCAUGUAAUUUUGAAAAACAUUAUUAUGAGAGCCUGACAGACUUUGGUCGACAUGACCAUGAUGUUAAAUGCACAUGCUGAACGUUCUCUCAGCACUGUCCGCAGAUACAACAACAUUAUAGGUUUAAUAGAGCAGUCCUCUGAGUAGGUUUGCAUUGACAUGUUGGCAUAAAAUUAGACUAAAACCCAGAAAUAAAAGAGCUUUUUCCAUUCCAGCUCAAAAAUCAGUACUUCAAGAGGAUACAGGUGUCAAUCUCAAAUUCACAGUACCUGUCGGGCUCUGGUAAUAAUAGUUAAUUCUGGUUUGCUGACUUGAUGUGUUUAUGAAUUGUUGAAAAAGGCAUGAGGAAAGUGCUCAGGAGGAUUUCAAUGCCUUAUUUUACUCUGCGCUAAAACAAAACAAGAAGAGACGAAGCAGCUGCAGCAGGAGUUUCAUGUCUUGUGAGAUUUUGGGAGUUUUGUUUGAGGACGUAGGGUUUCUUUUAGAGAAAGCUGAUGAAAAGUAGAAGAUCUGGAUUUUGGUAUGAGAAAUUUGGGCUACUCUGUACCAAAUACUUGACUGUUUUACUCCCUUUAAAGAGAAAACCUGCCAGGAGUUCAUAUUUUCUAGGUUACACAGUUUGAUAUAUAUUUAUUUUUAUAACUAACACAAAACAUCCUGAAAUGCUCCCUUACACUUUUAGAUAACCUAAAACUGAACACAUGUAUGCAAUGAAUUGCCAAUAUUAUUAUUGAUAAAGUAUUUUAUUCAGAUACUUAUUUUGUUCAUAAGAGACAGUUUUUAAAUGUUAUCUCAGACUCUAGUUGUAGAGAGAAGCAUGAAUCUAAAUAAAUAAUACCACUAAAGAUGGCAUCGACAGUUAUAAGCUACAGCAACCAGAGGCUUUUCUAUUAUCCUUCAAUGAUAUUUACAUGUUUUUUAUUGCAGUGGUGGCACUCAACCUUUAUGAGGCUCUGCAGCCAUAUUUUCCUGUAGGUACACUGUAAAUACCCACUUAAUUUUGGCCUUAACGAGACUCCGUACUAAUGCAGCAUCACCUAACAGGGUACACAAUAGUUGAUCAUGUCUGUGAACCUUCAUUCCAACCCUUUUCUUAUGAAUAUUUUUGUUUUUUGCACUGAAAUGGUGAUGUUUGUGAAGUUUCACAAGUCUCAUGCUGUUCCUGGAGAUAUUUAUACACAUUUUUUUUCACUGAGCUGUAUGACUUUCCUUGAAUUAUACACACUCUCUGAGUACGCUGUGUGAGUGGACUAGAUGCUUCUGCCAAAGGCUAAAACAUACACACAAGUUAGUGGCUGUUUUUCUCUCCCCGUUUACUUGACUGAAAUGUUCCUAGAAACAUCAAACCAACCCUAGAAGAUUUAAUGUGUGGUACUUUUCAUUUUAGAUCCUCCUCUGUGUACUGUAGGCACCAACUUUGUAUUUUUUUGUACAAACUUGUAAAUAUGAUAACUUUUGUUGAAAUGUUUCUUAUGUAAAAACAAAAAAUGUUUUCAAAGUUUACAUUAAUUUCAAACCUUUGUAUAUUUUUGAGCUGUGGAACACUUUGUCUUGUAUUUAUUUUUUAGUAAGCAUUGUGGAAAUCCCAUAGUAAAUCCUAUCAAAGCUAGCACAACAAGCUGCUUAGCAACUGUGUAUAAAAGACAAAUAAAUGUGACUGCUUUGAAAAAUACUCUGAGAGUCUGUGGUGAUAUUAAUUAGUGCCACACUUGUUAUACUGUGGAUUUUUUCUCUUAUUCCGCUUCCAGACAAAUUUCGAUUCGCUAAUAGUCCUACAGCUUGAGGAGUUGUAGGACAAACUAUAUAAAUACAUGCAGUUUAAUCCAGAACAGUGUGCUGUUACUUUUCUCUGUUAUAUACAAAUUAUUCACAACGUAAAAACAGUAUGGUCACAGAAAACACACAAAUAAAUAAAAUAAAUGUGGUCACCCUCUAUAGAAAGAACUAGAUAACAGGAUUACACAGUGCAAUCAGUGAAAAGGCCUCAAGUUUAAGCAGUCUAUGCUAAGGAUCAAUUGAUCAACGAGUUACAACCAUAAAUUUUAUAUCUUAGCUUUUAAAAACAUUAAACCAUAUGUCAAGGAAAUAUUACUCACUUUUUGUAUUCUCGUUUCCUCUGUCUCACAGGUCUGAGUAGCAGUUGCUCGCAGUGACAACUCUAUUUUACUUUUAAAGGGGCCAGUGCUUUAUUUUAGGAGGCACCCAAUUACUGCGUUAUUCCUGGAUGUAGUCUAUAGGAAAUUUCUUGAGAAGUGUUCUUUACAUGUACUCAUAUUAAAAAACUUAAUAUAGACCUAACCUAAUUAAACAGACUGAUUCCGGUGAGGACAUACUUGUACACACAUAUACACACACAUACCAAAUGAAAAGAAAUGCGUAGUGUCCAGUGUAAGUUACUGUGUAUGAUUAAAUCUCUUCCUGAUGAUAACAACAUCAAUUUCAGAAAGCAUGGGUAGACACUAUGGAGGUAAUUUGUGUUAAUACUCUCAUUUUAGGUGUUUGUGGUGAGCUUUAGACCAAAGACUUGAUGGCUGACCAGUCAAGAAAAUAAGAGACUGUGAGGUAAAGUGAAGGAUUUUUAUUUUCCUCAUCCCAUACUUGUCAAUGAUUUUAUUUAACAACAGAAAAAAAGCUCAGUCUUGUCUUUUUUGACACUGAAGUGUAUCGUUCACUACAAUCACUGCCAUAGAGAAAAAAAGGUUUGGCAUCAUGUAGUUAAAUGUGUCUUUUACAAACCCUCAUUGCUGUGGCCACUUCAGACAUAAAAAGUUACCACAUAGAAAUUAUAUGUCAUCCAGAUCAGGUCUUUUUUUUUGCUUUUGGAGAGCAUAAGGAUGUUUCAGUACCAGCAAAAUCUCCUCACAGGAGCUUUAAACUGAAUUCUAGCUUUGAUUUCAUGAAAGGUAGCAGACUGGAAGAUGACUUUAUCAAAAUGAAGGUGAAAAAAAGGUCAUGAAAAAAAAAAAAAGACAUGGGAAAUCUGUGUCUAAAAAAACAUCUAAAAAAUCUAAAAAAAAAAAAAAAAGGAUCAACCUGAUGGAUUCACAUCAAACUCAUGUUUUGUAGCAUAAAUUCAAAGCAUGAGAAUUUCUGUACAAACACUUCUAAAUUUGGAGCACUGAUCCGACCCACAAAUAAAGAGUAUGUACGACUUCUAUAAGAUGGACACUAGAGGGCGCCCCUUUACUAAAGCCACAGCACGAUGGCAAAUUGAGUAUAUAAAGGAGUCCUCUUUGUCUGGUCCCCUCCUGAGAAUCAACUGAGAGUCUUUUUGUAAACAAGUCAGACCAGCUUUUUCUCUGCAUAUUGAACAGACUGGAGGUGUAGCUGUGUUCACUUUACAACACGUAAUUUCUGUAUGUCUUACAUCAUUGUCAAGGCUGAGCUCCAGCUCCACAUUCAAGGUGAACCCUCUCUGCAGCUCUGGUUCAUGUCUAACCAGCCUGUGCAGGACAAAAAUGCCUUGUUCUCAGCGUGUGAAUGUCAAAUGAGCUAAAAGGUAAACAAAGCUGAGGACUGUUUGGUUCCCAUCAAAGGGCACACUGACUGUGACCUCUGACCUCUGAUCACACUGGAGUGGGCAGGGGGGGCAGAAAUCAGCUGCUUUGUUCUCAUGAUUGGACAUGAAUUAUAAAUUGAGUAAUGUACUCAGAUGAAUAAAGAAAUACUAAGUAAUCCCUACUAAAUAAAACCACAGCUAAUUACCCCCGGAGCUUUGAUGACAGCAGACAACAGGCUUCUUUUUAUCAGUGUUUGUCUUCAGGGUUUGUGUCACUAUUUACCCUCUGAAGUCAGUACAGUGGAUGUUUUACAAGUCUAUAAAGCAAAUGUCAGGCAAUGACUUUUAUCAUUGUGUGAUUAUAAAGAGAGGAAAAAGAGGGUUCAAGACUUUCAAAAGGAAGAAAAAGCUUCCUCUCAUCAGAGAUCUUUCAGUGCUGAUGAAAGGGGGAGCAGGAAAAGUACAACUUGGCUGAAUGAAAGGAAGGGUGGUGUUAUUUUUACUUUUACUGGAGGAAAGAUCUGUUUAUAAUGUCUUACUUAUUCCUUAUUUUUGUCCAUGCUGAGACAAUGCAAUGCAGAGAGAGCUAAUAAAUAAUUGAGUUUUACUGUAUUGUCAGCAAAAACAGAAGAAAUUUGGCUCCUAACAGUGAAUUAAAGUUAUGAAUGAACUAUUAGGACCAAAACUAUAAUUCUAAUAAUAGGCUACAUUCAUGCAGUGUUGGACGCAUUGGGACAAUGACUUUCCAUAGUGGAAAAAUGAUGUUUAUGCCUGCUCAAGUCUGGACAACAACUCGGAAACUUAAGGAAGAUUGCAGUGCACAAUUUCCCAACUGAAUGCCAUUGCCAUUAACAUGGUGGGCAAAUAAGGAUUCGUUAAUUCUAAGAAACUUUUUAUGAGCUUACCUACUGCACAUCAAAGUCUUGUUUAAAUGUAAUUUGUGAUAUGAUGUUAUUUUUAGUUUUUGCCUACUUAGUGUGACCUAGACUUUUCAGAAAUGUUAUUUAUUCAAUUAAGAGUGGUAUUUACCUUUCAAUAACAAGUCAGGUACGUCAUUUAUUUUGGUAUUUAUCAGCAUUUAAACUUGAUCAAAACAUAAUGUAACAUUAAACCAGACUUUCUGGCUAAGAGCAUAUGAACACAGCAGAAUUGAAAAAAACAACUUUUCAGCUUGAAAACUGGGUACAUCCAUGAGGCAGAUGAGUGCAGAGUCAGACCCUGUAAAACACAAAGUCUCAGUGAUGUCACAUGCUUACUUUUACUGCAAAGAUGGACUUUCUGAAUGGGUGUGUAUGUGGUCUCCAGGGCUUCUGAAGUCAGCCUCUAGAGGAAAAUGUCGGAACUGCAGUUUUUGGUGCUACUUCACAUAUUGGAUUCAUUACUCAUCAUCAGGCUGUCCUAUGUUCCAGGUUUCGGAAACCUCUAUUGUGUGAUGCAUUAUGACAAGUUUCACUGCACAUGAAAGAAGAAACAGUUCAAAUAUUGUUAAAAUAAUCUAAUAUAACCCAACAAAGGAACAUAUUACUCCAGCUCAUGUGUUAAACUGAUAUGUUAAAUUCAUUCCUCCUGUAGGGCACUAAGGGCCAUCAAGAGAGCUUGGGAUCACUUGUUUCCAUUGAAGUAAUUAAUAUAAUUAUAGGUGAUGGUUGAUGUACAAAUACAGGUGAUAGCAGCUAACUUCCAACAUCAUCCAGCUGUUUUAUUUGGCUUUUUAAUGGCUGGCAAGGAGCACAUGUGUAACACGCGAAAUAACAGUCCAUACAAAAAGACCUUUAAAGUGUUAACUGUCCAGAUUUAAAGUCAAUACCGCCCCUUUAUUCAUAGGUCUGUGGUGAAGGGGUGUUGACUGGGUCCUGAUCUGAGCUACAUUUCCAUAUCUGACUGCAGAUAAGGAGGGGGGAGGGAUACUGCAGAGGGAGCCACACCAAAGCCACCACCAGGCCACCAGGGUAUAUUGCGAGGCUCAUUAUAGUGCAUUAAACAGCCUCCCUGCGGAACAAUAAGAGGCCCCGGGGCCCCAAGGCAGAGCCUGAGGCUGGCUAGGGCUGAUACGGAGACCCAAGGGAUCCUGCUCACCCAGGCCUGUCACUGCCAGACUUUCAUCCACAGCUGCCAAACUCCAUCCUCCUCCACCUCUGUCAUCAGCCUCACACCAGGAAAUCACGGAUGACUGUGCCAUCUGAAAUGAAAGAAAAAAACAGCAUUAAUGGGGAUCCAGAACACAAAAUUAGACUCCUAUUGUAUACUUGCAGAGGUACAGUGGUCCCUCUGCUUUGCAUGGUUUCAGGAAUCCAAAAUUUUCUAAAUGCAAAAACAAUUCAUCAAACACAUAGAUAUCUCAUUAAACACAAAAUGAAGGAGUAUCUCACAAAACACAACAUAUGACCCCAAAAUAUUUCAUAAAAUGAAACAAAAAAAAAAUCUCUAUUUUUGAUGGGUUUUUUUUGUGAUGUUUUUUUCCUGCAUCAUGACAUGUUUUUGAAGUUUGGAAAAUGUUUUGGCAAUUUUUGCAUAAACUGACUUGUUUGUUUUGGUCUGUAUCAUAUUUAUAAAUUUCAUAGGAGUUUUUAAAUUUUUUUAUGUAGAGUUUUUAUGUAUUGUAAAAUAUUUUGUAGGUUUUGUAUUUACUAUCAACAAAAAUGUGCCUCAAAAAUAUUUAUCUGCUUGGUUAAAUAUUCUGGUGGUUUGUAAUAAAAAAUAAUAAUGAUAAUUUUAUCCUUGUGUGCAGUUUACCUUAUAGGGUCACCAUAGCCCUUAUUCUCUCUCUUCCUUGGUCGAGAACCAAAAAUGGACUACACCGGGAACCAAAUGGAUUUGAUUUAUUAUGUAUGUAUCCGUUUACUCGUAUCUUCAUUUCUAUCACAAACAGUCUGUGUGUUAGGAACAGGAAAACUUCGUUAUUAAAAAAAAUCUAUUUAACUCUGUAUGUGAACGGAUUUUUUUUUGUUCCCCGAGCCUUCAGUUCACAUACUUGUUAUGCAUGAAUGAAUAACUAUUUUGUAAUAUAAUUUAUUCAUUUAUUUAUUUGUGCUCAUGUGUCCC